UUUUUAUUGGAUUCUGGUCGUGGAUCAGCACAAAACUACAAAAGAGACUUCCCUCUGCUGACUGGCAAUCGUGACUUGCCAUCGUGCUGAAACUUUCUGCUCAUCAUUUGUCUUCGUGGCAGAGAGCGCACGCCAUGCAGGAGCUGCGCCUUUACGCUUUGAUUUGAUGCUGGCCACUUUUGAAUAGCAUUACUACAGGUGGGUGGCGUCUAAUCUCGCUUAUUUCUGGGAGAUCUGAUGCGAAAAGCUGCUAUCAAAACGUGAUUAUUUCCACGUCAGGGGAGUUAAAAGGAAAGAAAGCGCACUUGUUUUUAUUGGCUGUGCGAUUGCGUGCGUAAUUACGUGCACGACAGAGAGAUAGAGAGAAGAGGAGAGAGGAAGACAGAAGUUUAUUGUGUAGUCGGCUUCAGGUGAAUAUUGUUUGCAUUGCAGACGAUCGCUCCACGGGGCCAUGAACUCAUCAGCAGGUGUAGGACACUACCGCAGGGGAUCCAGCAAGGCGGACAAGGUAAUUCAGACUUUAAAUCUCCUCUUUCUGCCCACAUCCAGCCGGCGUUUGUCUUCCUAAGCAUAAGGUUGAAAAUCCACCGUUUCCAAUCGCCACGAAGGCGUUGAAGCACUUUUGAAGGCGUGGGGGCAGAUGAGCUUGUUUCCUCAGAUAUGGACUCAGAUUAGAGAAAUUUGUUGUGGAGAUGUUGGUGUGAUACUGAUGUUUGCGUGACUUAUCUUGAUUUUAAACUUUGGGUACUUGAAGUUAUUGUAUAGUUUACUUUCUGUGGCUCAGUGCUCGAAUGUUUUGACUGUAGAUGUCCCUUUAGUGUCGUUUCCAGAUAUUUGCUUUGGCGCUAGGACAGGAUGACAUAUCUGUGAUUUUCCGGGGACAGUAAGUGCAGAAAUUUUGCAGCAAAUCCCUCAUGCGUGUAUCAAGGCAAACUCCUUUAAAUGUCCCCUCGCUCACUGUCUCUCAAAGUUUAAGACCCAAUAGAGGAAAGUGUUGGAAAAGCUGAAAGUGCUUGUCUUAUAUUCCCUUGGAGCUGACCAACUUUUGCUCUGUACAUCUGCCAGAUUGUGGAUAACCUACUGAGGAUAGCUGUUUUUCUGACACAGAAAACAUCACCCAUAUGGGGAAAACAUUUCUUUUUUCCAAACCUUAUCUACUCAACUAAUGCCCCAGUAAUAGCACUCCCACAAUGCCAUUUCCGAGCAUCACUCGCACAUCAGAUCCAAAGUUAACUUGAACCUCACAGGGAGAAGCAUCGAUUGUGGUUUCAAUAAGAGACGAAAAUAUAUUGACACAAGAAUCAAAUUCCCCCAAAUGUGUGACUCUGAGGAGGAGCUGUAAAAUGUUGGAAUUUGUGGCAGAUCUGUGAGCCUCUAGGGGGCAUGUCCUCCCCAAAAUGUGAAGAGACAGGAUACAUUUAAGUGAUUUUGAGGUGACUCUGCGCGCUUAUUGACUUUUAGUGACACAUGAAGGGUUUCAGUUUUUAAAAAUGUGAUCUUUAAAGUUUCAGAUUAAUGUUUCCUCACACAGAAUAUUCAAAAUCCUCAAACCCCCUGAGACCAAGUAAACAGAGUAUGAUGUGUUUUCUCUGCAGAGUGAGUUGAGCCCUUUAAUCACAAUCAAUUUACAUCUUUUUUUUUUUUCAAUUUGAAAUACUGUGGGUUGUUUAGUCCCGUCAAACAGAUGUGCGGCUGCUCCCUGUGGGGACACACUCAUUUGUCAGUGUUUCCCUAUUGUCAAAGACUUGAUUUUAUCCCAGUCUGGACUUAGUUUGCCCUCUGCUGGAGGCUUGCAGCCACAUACUGGCUCGCCAUCAAACCCCCUUGCCAAGCUUUUCCAAUUACGCCUGCAUCUUGACAGUUUAAUCUCUCAUUACUUAAGCUUUACAAGCCUCCAGUCAGUUCCUUUCAAACAAAUUUCACCAUUUCAAUCAGAAGUUAUACCUCCAUUCAUUCUACAUUUCUGCUGACACUUAACAGCUCGAUGCUAUAUGGGACUGGAAGCCCAAAGAAACAGGAUGACUGAAGUUUCUGUGACCAGAGUUUGACUCUUUAAAGACUCCCAGGCACAGCCUAUUAAAGCCCAACAUAAUCUGUGGUCAAUUUGCAUAGAAAAGAAAUCAUUAAGUCUGGCUGUGGAUAUCCGAGCUGCCUGUACCCCUCUCAGGGGAUUGAGGAAAAUGCAGACACGUCUUCUCUAAAAAUUGUUACGCCUGAUUUGGUUGAAAUGAUACUUUUCUAAAAAUAUGAGACGACUUACUCACCAAAAUUUAAGACAUGAAUAAUCAGCAUUUUCAUUUUGUUCUUGUCUUUACAUCAGCAGAUACAGCAAUCAUUGGCAUUACUCUUUGGUGGGAUUUUAACACUGAAUAGGCCACUGCAGCAAAUGAUUGGUCAAAAUCACACAUCAGGUAAUCCUAAUUAUUGUGUUUUAAACUUAUUUUCACCUUUGUUUGCAGAUGCAACUAGGAUGCAACAUGUAUUAUUCCUGCCUAGGAUUUACGUGCAACAUUUCUGCAGUUUUAUUUAGAGACCUCUGAAAGCAUCAUCACAUUACAGCACUGAUUACUGCAUUGAGGUUUUUUUUUUUCCAUGUUUGUUGUCAGUUUGUAAGCCUCUGUUGCUGCCACUGCUGUAGUGAAGUGUUUUUGAUGUUUUCAGCAGUGAUUAUGCUCGUAAUGAAAUGCCUCCCUGGAGGAAACACAAAUCCUAACAUCCAGAAGUGCUGCAUGUAAACUAGGCUGCUUACAUGGAGCUGAAUAUUUGCUCUUUCUGCAGUGUUGUUGUAUUCGAGGACACAUUGUUGUAAUAAAUCUCUUUAAGUGGUUAUAUUCAGAAUUGAAAGUGCAUCUUAGAUCCAUGAUCUUGCAUGCCUUGAGAAUCAGAUGGAAAUGUUAGUGUGCAUCAUUAAAACACAUUAAGAUCAGGCUCUGAUUGUACCUACUAAACCAGAAAAUCGACUUCUAACUAUAGCAACCAAAGGUAAUAUUUCCUUUCCUGUGAAAAUAUCCACGUCAUGCUAACUGCCUCAGGUAUUCAGGCAUGCAAAAAAUGUCAAAUGCUCUGGAUAAACUUUGUCUGUGGGGCCUGUAUUUUGUGUUAUUAUUCCAGUAUACUAAGUCGGCUGUCAGGGAACAUGAUCAUAACUUUAAUCUGUUUGAUCAGGUGAGUUUGGAGCAAAGCUGUAUCAGAGCUAUUUGAAAGUCUGUGUCAAGGAUUUAUUGGCAUCCUGAGCUGAAUGUUAAGGUUCCCGGGGGGUAGAGCCGUACAGACAAACUUUUCACUGAAAUGAUUUGUAUGCAGCCGGAAUAUAUACGGAUGAGAUGCCUUUCAAAAGGAUUCUGUAUUCAUCUAGUGAGACUGUAUUUCUGCAUUGAACCGUUGCACUUUGAAGCUCCACCUUAAAAUGUUUGAAUUGCUACCUACAGCUGCUAUUAGCUUGUUACAAAACGGCUUUUCAUUUGCCUGAUACGCACACAUUCUCAGUGCUUAUUUUGAUACCAUCUGUUUAUUUUUAUCCAAUAGCCGUUUUGAGAGCGAUAAUGCAGUGGUGAACAAUGGCACUUUGUUCAAUGAAAUGAAAUCCUGAGACACAGGAACGUGCAGGGACGGGCAGCACAGAGGGACAACACUAUUCAACAGUAGUCGUUUGUCACCGCUAAGUGCUGUGCCCAGGGUUUGGCUCUCCAGGGAAAGGUGUGCUGUAGAUGAGAACCAUGUUUCCCACAGCUGUCCAGGUUUUGCCGCUCAUGGCCACCCCGAAGUCCCUUGUCCUGGUCCUAAUCGUGCUCUUGCAUUGCUCCCUGGAGUGCUGGGUUCAUCUGUAGCUGUCAUCUGUAACAGAUGACCUGAUACAGCCGUGUCUUCGGUGUAGCAGCUUGUUUCUAGCUGAUAAAGACGCGUCAUGAACACAUUUUGCAUUUUCUCAUUUUCUCGGGGAACCAUGCUUUGUUUUCUAUUCAUAUCUUUGCACUGCUGACCUUCCUCAAGCUCAAAGAGGAGCUAGACUGAGGAGCAUACUAAGUACAGAUGUGCGAGCCUGUGGGAUCUACGGGGAGGAGCGCAGGUGGACAAUGCUUAGGGCUUUUGAAUCGACUAGCCGGUGAGAAGGUCUGUGAACAAGCUGGAGGUCAAGAUCAGGUCAUGUUGAAUGGAAGGCCCCAUGAGACAUGAAACUGUCAUGUAAUUUUAGAUUACUGCCGCUGAAUAGCUCGCACAAAGAAACACAAAUGCAACUGUUGCGACAUGUAUACAAAUUUACACACUUCAGUCCUUUCAAUGUCCAUUUGAGUUUGGAGCAGAGGCUAUGUUUAAGAGUUGAAUUUACUCUCUUGGUUUGUGUAAAUACUUUAUUAAAACCAUAUCCUUUUAAUCGCAAACCGAGGACAGAGGAGGGCACUUGUUUCAAGAAGUCAGCUUUCAAGUAAACAGCUUACAGAUGACUUUGGUUUCUCUCAACAGCUGGUUUUAGGUUUCCUCAGUACAGCAAGAUUUUAUCAUUUUUCACUUCAAUUCCAUAUUAAAGGUGGGGUAGGCAGGAUCUGAGGAAGUACCAGUUUUUGGAGCAAUCUUGAAUGUAAACUCUACCCCCCCCAACCAGUUUUCACCUCAGCUCCUCUCCCUCUCUGCUUCAAUAAAGCCCCGCCCACUAACAGAAGCUCCUGCUGGCUCGUAUUGUUCCGAUUAAAUUCAGAUAUAAAGCAGAUAAAUACUUUAAAUGAUUACAAAUGGAGCCCAGUCAACGUAUAAGUAAAAAGCAUUGGUGCUACUGUAGAUGCCAACAGACUACCAGCACAAUUCUUGGCAAGAAUUACUUCUGUUACGGACACUUAGCUUACUUUGUCAAAGCGGUUUACCUGUCCAGCAGAAAGGUUACAGGGUCUGUGAGAUCCUGCAGCGUUAAUGCUUCAUUGAUGUUGGCUUUUUAGCUCUUGUCCGGUCUACCUCCUUUAUAAGCGCCCGUUAUUCUGCCAGAGUCUUCGGUAUUUACUUUCUUGCUUGUGUUGGCAGUCGUGGCCCAAGGAGGAUUCAGACAAUUUUCUGGUUGGUUUCUACUGUCUGAUAUUGUAGCACACUAACUUUGUUUAGGCUCCUGAACAUUAUUCUAAGCAAUGGAGCGUGCAUUACAACACGCGGGAGCAGCGUCUACCUCACAACCAAUCAGGUUGGAGGAGGUGGAGAAUGGCUUUGUUUAAAGUCAGAAAGAGCAGGCCGCUCAAAAAAUUUAAAAUGUUGACUACUCAGACAUAAAAGAACACAGCAAUAUUGUUAUAUUAUCAAAUGUCAUCAAUAACUAAUAGCUAUUGACUGAUAUUAAAAGCUUUUUUGUGUAUACACCACAAAAAAAGAUGCUUCUUUAACGGAUUCCUGCCUACCCCACCUUUUAAAGAGUUCUUGGUUUAGUCAUUACACAAGUUGUUCUCAAACCAACUGGUAAAGUCACAAUGUCUUCAUCCACUUUUUAUAAGCAUAUGUUCAGACCUUAGUCCUUGAACUUUGCAUAGCCCAAAGCAACACUUAAAAGCAAUCAUCAUCUGUAACCUCCUGACAAUACUUUGCAAAGCAUCCCUCUGGAAACAGAUGCCAACUUAUGGGCAAAUCUAGUGCAGCCAGUAGUUAAUAUUGUGGGAAUAACAACAUCAUGAUGCAGUUUGAAAAAGUAAGAAUACAACAUUUUGUCAGGUCCGUCCUCAAGAAGAAAAAGAAAACAGCUUUUGUAAGGGUUUUUUAGCUGAGUAGAGGUAGGAUUGAUCAUUCCUGAUGCAUCGCCGGUUGUCAGGGAAAUCUACCCACUGCUUGACUUAGAGACACAGUGCUGAGCAGAUUUGUUGCACAAGUUAGAUCUUAAAUCUGAGGCGAUCCUGCAUUCGCUUAAACCUGCUGAUUUAUCGCUGGUCAGUGCUGAUCAGACCCUAAACAUAUACUUCAAAUAGAAACCAGAACACUUUGAAUGUAAAAAUCCAAACCUCCACAAAUUUUAGGAUUAAGAAACAAGAACAAACUAUUUCAGAUGAUUUGCAUCUAGCAUUGUAGGUAAAGCUGUUUGUUACCUUCUUCAUUGAUGGGAUUAUGAUCUAUCACUUCACUUCAGGGGCUGAAGGCAGCAGUCAGGUAGAGGUGCCAAAACCUUAAGUGAUGAUUUCAAUUACGGCAUGUCAUCUGAAUAUAAAUCCAGCUUUCUCUCUGGAUCUAUGGAGCCAUAUGUGCUUCAGCAGUUCUCUUUUGAACUAGGUGGUGUGGGGGGUGAUUUAAAAGGAGGAAAUCAAACUUUUCCACAAGAGUUGGGUGACAAUUGAGUUGUUGCUGGUAUUGAAUUUAAAAUGAGCGAGUAUUUUCAGUUUCUAAAUUUGAUUUGUUGUCUUUGAACUGUUUUCAGUUGGAUAUUGGCUUUAAAUGAUUUUCGAGCCUUAAUAGGGAUAUUCCAGCGCAAAGUUAAUUUAGGUUCAAACACACCGUAACACUGAGUUAGACACCCCCUCGAGAGAUUAAUAUUGCUGACCGCUUGCUUCUCUAAUUAUACCAACUUUAGUAACGACCGCAGGAUAGCAAUACACAGCAGUCUGAGGAGCCAUAAACAAACCUCAACCAAAACGCCACUCUAUAGCCACAAAUAAUGCUCAGAACAGCACCUAACUUCAUCAACAGUACAUAUAGGGUCCUAGCCAUAGUACUAGCCACCAAACAUCUUUUUAACUUUGCCUAAUUUCUUCAGCAAAGAGACUAAACACAACUCACCCACUCUCAUUCAGCAGCUGCUUGUUUGUAGCGAGACCUCAGGCCAGUCCAUUACGGACUGUUGCGGGGGGACGCAGCUCAAGGAAGAACAUUUAUGAUCAUUACUUUAUUAUUUCCUUGAAGUAAUAAUCACCAUAUUAAUCAUUUUGCACUGCAGACGCGGUAGUUCUUCUGUCUUAGCAUCUUGGUCUGAUUGCAUUUCCAUGAAGACCCCGUAACAGUCUGUAAUGGACUGGCCUGAGGUCUCGCUACAAACAAGCGGCUGCUGAAUGAGAGUAGGUGAGUUGUGUUUAGUUUCUUUGCUAAAGAAAUCAGGCGAAGUUAAAAAGAUGUUUGGUGGCUAGUGCUAUGGAUAGGACCCUAUAUGUACUGUUGAUGAAGUUAGGUGCUGUUCUGAGCAUUAUUUGUGGCUAUAGAGUGGUGUUUUGGUUGAGGUUUGUUUAUGGCUCCUUAGACCGCUGUGUAUUGCUAUUGUGCCGUCGUUACUAAAGUUGGUAUAACUAAAGAAGCAAGCAGUCGGCAACAUUGAUCUCUCGAGGGGGUGUCUAACUUGGUGUUACAUUGUGUUUGACCCUAAAUUAAUUUUACCCUGGAAUAUCCCUUUAAGGUCUGUUUUUAUCAACAUUUUACACAUUGUCGCUAAUCUUUAAAAUUGGGAUUGUGCUCAAGUGGAGUUUAUAUUGUGCCAAAUCAGCAGAAAGGCAAAUGAAAGGAAUGGGUAAAACCAGUGUUAGUGGCGCCAUAAAGUACAAGUAUGCAUGUAAAGACAUACAAGCUGUCCAUUUCUUCUAUGAUCUUCUGUCAGCAACAUGAAACAUCACAUCGCCUCUGUGCUUUACGGCAAUAACAGCGCUGACCUUUCCCACUAAUUGCAAUUAAAAUGACUUACUACGUUCAUAACCAUGCGAAUGUAUGUCAUGGCCGUAAAUGUGACAAAAAAUGAAUGCAAAGGACGACCAAUCAGCAGCUUGUUUAGAGGACGCAGGGGAAAUGUUGUGGCAUGGAAUCAGCUUGUUAACCGAUGACUGUAGCUACAACCACCAUGUCCUGUAUUAACUGAGUGGUCAUUAUUAUUUAGCUGUACAGGCACCAGAGUAAUUAUUCUUCCUGAUGAAACGCUGUCUCCCAUGUUGUGCAUGCAAAUAUGAACUUUAGCCGGUCUCCAUGUCUCUGUAGAGUCAGGAAAAAGCACUAAACGUGCAUACACACAUGUUGUGCACGAUUAGAGCUGCUCUUUAUCACCUGCUUCUGUCAUCCCGGGUUUGUUGUCUGUUCACAAAUCACACAUGUAAAAUAUGAGCCGAAGCCCCGCAGUCAUUAGAGAUAAACUGCUGCUGCUGCAGGGGUGAAGACUCUCGCUCUAAACGGCUCCAUGAGUCAUGGUCAAAGAGAGACUCAGCUGACUUUAAAUCUGAGUAUUUAUGAAGCGCCGUGAAACUUCAAACUAGCUCCUGCCACAGGGUAUAAAACACACCACUGUCCAUGAAAUAAGAACACAGGCUUCCCAACUUUAUUCCCUUUUCCUGAUGAAUAAUUGGCAAGGUCGUAUUAAAGUAGUGCACAUUUUGUUCAUGAAUGUUAAAUAAGAUAGCUGCGAAUUGUAAAACUUCAGGCUCUCCUCUGCGAAGUGAUUUCUUUGCUUUAAUGACCUUGCGCCACAUACAUCUUCCAUGUUCAUGAUGCCUCAGGAUCUUUUGGUUAUGCACACAGGAAGAACAGCAGACAGGAGCAUCCACCGGAGUCAUGAUUCAACCCUUGAGUCCACAUUUGACCGGGGAAUGACUGCGUGUAGCCUUGUGACUCAGAGCCCCCAGUUCACCAUUUUAUUAAAGCGUGUGUGUGGUGAAGCUAAGGCUGUUUUUUUAUAUGUGUGUGUUGGUCAUCUCAACGAUUGUUGGCCUCCGGCUUUUGUCACAUUCACUCCAGCCGAUUAGAUUAUAGAAAGGAGCCUACAGUUUGGAUUUUCAUUGAGAAAUAUGACUUCUUCUCCUCCUGUUAUAGAAUCGGUGUCAUUUCUUCCUUCCCAUGGGUCUUUGCUGUUCUGUUCCAUGGUUGAACAAACUGGUUACACCGUCACAGCCCCGGGAUUCAGUGCAUCAGGCUCAAACGCUACAUAAAUAAAGCAGCAGUGUGGCUCGUGCCAGGCUUCUGUCCUGUUAGCGUGGCUUGAUGGGUGUGUGUCUGAGCGUGUGUGUGUAUGUGAGGGACAGAGCGGGUUGUUGUAUUUUAUGAUGUGGAGGACAGGCAGCAUAAAUAUCACUUGCGCUUAAUCACAACCCUGCUGCAAAGACGACUGGAUUGAUCCAUUUCUAGGUAAUAUGAGCACACGCGUAGAUUGGAAAAUACACACACGCGCGCGCGCAGACACACACAUUCACACUUAAGGGGAAAAUGCCUUGCAGGCAGUACAGGCGCUGAUGUGUUGGGAGGCAAUUUGUGUUUAUUGUCUCUACAUGCUGUAUGUGUGCGUGGCUAAUAAACUUAAACCACUGAACUCUUCACCUUUACAGAGAAAAGUCUCGCAGUGGUAGUUUUAAAAGAGGUAGAAUAAGUACGGGAAAGAAGGAAGGAGGAGAGUAGUAAAAAGGUUACCCCUCCUCUACCUCCUCCCUCCUCAUGAAGAGGUGAUUCCUGUAUCUGUGUGAUUGAUUCACCCUGCAAGGAGAAAGAGAGAGAGAGAGAGAGAGAGGAGGGAGAUCUGGUCAGGGCUCCUGGACCCCUAGGUCAUCCUCUCCCUUAGCCAUAGGGGAGGGAAAGAGGGAGGGAGGAGAGAAAAGGGGGAAGGGGGAGGAGAAGGAGGAGGAGUAGGUGGAAGGGGGGACUUCUCAGGCACCUCCAGCAGCCCCAACUUCACAGCGCAAAGGUGUGAGCGCAAGGCGAGUGGCACUUUUCAGCAUGUCUGUCCUGAUUGCCACCCAGCUGAAGAUAGACACCAGCAGCACUCCUCACAGAAGGGUAAGUGUGUGUCUGUGUCUGUCUGUGUGUGUGUGUGUUGGCAUGCAUUGCACACUAUGGAGGAAUGUGUGCAUUUAUGAGUAAGCCGUUUGCUCCAGACAGAAGAGGCUGCUGGUUGCUUUUGAUAGGAACUGCACAGGCGGCGGGCAGGGAGGGAGCGGCGGGUCCCGACGUCCCCUCUAAGGAUCCUGAUGGACAAUCCUGCUUUAAUUUCAAGAGCUGACUCCUAAAGAACGGCUGACUUCUGUGAAUGCUGUGUUGAAUUCUUAGAGCCUCAUUGUUAUUCUUUGUUGCCUUCUAAUGGCUUCGGCGAGAGUCUGCCAGCAUGGGGAAAAGUUGGACAGAAGUGCGUAGUGAUGUGUAAGAUAUUUAAACGAUUCGCUUGCAAUUCUUGCUCUGGAUUUAAACAUUAUUAUUUCUGUUUGUUUGUGUGAAAUCAGUCAGAAAGCUUUUAAGUCAGCUAGUUGCUCUGCUUAACUUAAAUGCUGACUUUAUGCUACUCCUCUUGCUUGCAUGCAAAUUAGCUGCAGAAAGGAUUGAUUAGGAGGACAAGUUUAAGAUGCUCCCAAGCAUUUAAAUGGAUGCGAAAAUGUAUGCAAAGAAAAAUUCUGAAGGUAGAAUUAAACUGUGUUUCCUUAUCGUGUUGCAUGUAAUGGGAUAAUGUAUAGGUAAUGUAGAAUUCUUGACAUAAUGCAGGGAGCAUUUUGGAACCAGUCUGUAGUUUUGGGGUCUCUGAAUAAAUUUGGGGUAAUUUUAAGAAUUUCCUCCAGUAUUUUCCUCACAUUGUCAACAGGAGGAGAACAAUCAUGAACAGUACUCAAGAUGUGUUGUAACACCUCCAGGUGGAGUGAUCUUACACAGUGAAGUCUUCACAUGCAUUGCCUUUGCUCUUCUGAAUUAAUAACUGUUGUCUAACCAUUUCGACCAAUCGAAAACCAUUAUGAAACCAGUCCGCAUGAAAGCUGGUAAUAAUGCUUUGUGGUUUGAAUCAUGUGUCUUCAGUAGGAUUGAUGACUUUCAAAGGCUGAUGCAGAUAAAGAUAAUAAGAGAGCAGGUUGCCCAAUAGCUGAUAUUUAUGGACUGGAACUGAAAAUUGGGUUAUUCCAUAGAUUUUGGGGCAUGGUUAGUGUUUCUGUCAGUAGCGAUAUUUAACUGUAUUUUUCUAAUCAUCAUAACAGAAUUUACUCCAAACACUUGCCAGUGACUGUUUUUAAAUUGAUUUGCUGUCAUUAGGGAUUGAAAAAUGUGUUUACAGAAGAUCUUUGUGGUAUCGGCCUUGUAAGGGCUGAUGCCAAUAUGAUGCUGAUCACAACAACACACCAUUAUUUGACCAGAUUAAUUAGCUGAUUGAUUAAUUGGUCUGUCUCUGUACAAAACAGCUUUUUUUUUUGUGCAUUUUUAGUAUUGCAAAGAUUUACUCUUAACAUUAUGUUUGAGUGUCAGAAGAAGGCUAAAGGACAUUUUUUGUACGAGUAAACAUGCUAAUACACAUGUAAAGGACCAAAACUGCAAAGAGUUAUGAGCCCUGUUUGGGGAGGCAAAAUCAAUAAAAGUUACUUAUCGGAGCUUUAAAGUCCAGUCAAAUAAUGGGCACUGAAAAUUAACUUAGGCUAAAUGCACAAGAAAGCAUAAUACAUAUGAAUGAAUAGACAGUUAGAAAAGGAAGGAUGUGUUUAUGGCUGUAAAGGAGAAACUUUUGAAUUACAUCAACAGUAGAGCUGCUAAAAGUAUGAUUUUGUAAAUUGUGUUGAACCCUAGAAUUUUCAUAAUAUAUCACUAAUAAUCACAUUUUUAUCCAGUUUUAAAAUUCUGUUAUUUAGUAUUUUUAAACUGUUUUUAAUCCGUCUCACCAAUUUAAAGCAUGUCUUACUCGUGUCUUCUCUUGCGAAUCAAAUUAAAGUAGUAAAAUGUACUUUAUGUUCUCACCCCAAAAAAUGCAUGUCAGCAUCUGUACGCUUAGCUCGUGGAUGGCUGCUCAAACUCAAAGUACUCAGGUGAUAUUUCAAUUUUAUUUGCACAAUGUGCAUACCACUUUUGAUUGGUUAACUGAGUCAUCGGGGAGUUUUUAGGUGAAAUGUGCCUGUCAAAGCACAAUGGUGUCUUUGUUUUCCACCUCUGCAGCAGCAGGAAGACUAUGACGUGCAAAAAGGGACAAAAUGGCUCACAAUUUCAAAUAUUGUAAUAUUAAUUUCAGACCUUAAUCGUGUUACAAUCAAUGCAUUAACAGUAAAAACAACGAAACACAAAUAUGUUAUCUGUCGUUGCAAGUGUUUUUGAAACGCAGAUGCACAUUGAGCUUAUAGGAAAAAAACACCAGAGUGGUGUUAAGGUACAUUUUCUAACAGCUUAUAAUCAUCCAACCAGAUUUUAAAUAAGGAAAGAGUGUGGAAAAUAACGUGGUCUAGAUUAUUUCUACUCCAUUUAAUCUAAUGUCACCCCCUCCGAACCCUUGCCCUGCAUGAUGCACACACUUCCUCCACACACAAACACGCAUGUGACAAUAAAUUCUUAGUGACACGCUCCCUUGUCCAGUUUCUCACCCUCUUAACUCUGUCUCCCUCCACCCCUGCCACAGUCCUCCACUCUAUAGCCUGCAGAUCCCCUCAGACGUAGCCACAGUCUCUUCCACCACAUCAGCCAGCAUUAAACUUCAUUUCCUCACUGACUUAUCUGCUACCAUUUCAAUUUGUGCUCGCCACAUAGCUUUCCCUUCAUCCGUAAUGUAGUGGAAGACUCAGCACUUAUUCUCUGUGGAGGAUAAUGAUAUGCCAGCUCCGACAGCCAACAUGCUCAGCUGGUUUCAGGGCUGGAGAGCAGUUAACGAAGUUGAAUUUUACACACAGCUCAGUGAAAAAUGAGCUUAAAGAAAAAAUAGACACGACUACUUACCACAAUGUUUAACAUAAUUUCAAUAUAUUUGGGAUUUUAGUCAAAUUAUGCAUGAAUUUUAUGAUCUACACCAAUCUCAGACAAUGUUCACACUGAUUAAAUUUGCAUAUAAGCAAGCAAAUACAACUCGUACCAAAGUUAGAGACCUCCUUAGUGAUUUGCCUCUUUUGUGCUGGAGGCAACAAUUGUGAUUAAGAGCAAUGACUUGAAGUAAACAGUAAUUGCAUUCAUGUUGUCACAUGACCCAAUAUGUGACAAAGGCUGUAACACAGUGUUAAGGAAUUUGUUUUCCUACGCGGUCCUAUUGACUUUGGCCUUCAGCCCUGCUUAAUUAAAUCUUGAUGAACACUGACAGAAGAGGAUGUUUCUACCUUGGGAGAAUUCAAUGCUGUAUCAAGACACAUGCAAUGCAACACUGUGAUCCCGAUGGGAGAUUCAAGUGACUCGUACACCCACAGACUCACACACAAACAAACAAACAAUUCAACCUUUGAUUACAUUAAUUUAGUUUGGGUAAAAGAGCAGUGAAUGAAAAGCUUGAAUGCAAAUGUCAUUUGAAAAAUAACAGUACUUUAAAAAAAAGUUGUUUUUUUUACCUCUAAUAUCAUGCAGUUUUUAUUACCUUAGUUCCUAAACAAGAAGUAGCCAAUAGAAGGCGGCUGUGGGCUGUUUUUGUAGGACCUGUUUAUCGGCUUUUUUUCACUUAGACAAACUGCAAAUAAAUACCCUGAAUUAGAUAACAGCAAUCCCUGUUUGCAGUAUACUCACAUAUGUACUGACAGCUUUCACUUUAUUACUGUGAUACUCAACAAGACUGAAGCAUGUAAUGUAAUCUCAAUGAAUUUCUAUACAAAGUGCUGUAUAUUUUUCACUUUCUAAGCAUUCUUCUGUAGUGUUUGCUUCGGAGAGAAGGUGACCUUGGUGAGUGUGAAUCACUGUAAGUCUAAAAAGACCCCCAUGUAUGUGAGUUCAGAAGCCAUUGAGACUCGGAGUUAGAGAGGUUAGUGUCACAAAGAGUGGCAAUUUGGCACCAAGGUUUUCGAAAUGCUCCCCUGCCAGCGUGAGUUUUUUAGUACAGCUCUUUUCUGCUGCUGCUACUGUCGUUGAAUGCCUUGUUAAACAGGCCAAAUUACAAUAUCUGCCUUCCAGCUGUUUUUAGAACAAGCACCUGUUUGUUUUACCUCUCAUCUCUCCCCUUUCUUCAAACAGCUCGAAGGAGGUUUUUUUCUCUUCUUUCGGAGGUGGAGUUGAAAAAAAGGAAACACACUUUACACAGGAAAACUCUUUAAUCUUUUCUGUGUCAGCUGGAUAAUAUAAAGCAUUUGUUGCUUCAAAUAAUGUCAAACUGAGAUCUGCUCAUAUCAAAAUGCGCAUAUAGGUCUGCCAGACAAAAGUUAAUUACUAUAUUUUAGACCCAAACAGUUCAUCAGUGUGCUGCAGGUGAAAGAAACACAUAUGCAUCUGCCCCCUAAUAAUACUGAAACAGUCAGGCUUUCUGAUGGAAAAAUAAAGCACUGACACAUUUCUAAAUGGGGCGUACACUUACACUGACAUCAAUAUUUGGGUCAGACUAUUAUAGAAUCAACUUAAGUACAUUGGUAGAGUCAACCCCCAUCUGUAAAAGUUAGAUGCCCAGUUUUUUGCUCAGUUCUCAACAAAAUGGCAAAGCUGAAUGGCAUUCUCUGUGGGUAAAACACUCACUACUCUCAAAUACAAGCCCUCUUGAAAACAGAAAAUAUAUAUAUAUUUUUAUAGCAAGGUUAGUAAUUGUUUAGCAGAUAUAAGAUUUCAAUCAUGUAAGAUGGAUUUGUUGCAGUUGUUUUGUUUUGAUAGACAGACAGUAUAAGGAACAGAAAUCAAAAGGAAAAUACUUGCCACUAUGUCAAAUUUCCUUUAACAAUAAUCUUAACAAAUUAUGAUAUUAUUGCAAUAUUUAUAGGGAAAGCAACAAUUAUAUCAGCUUAAAGCAACACAUUACUCCUAAAUUUUACUAUCAAAGUGACUUAUUUAUUUGUCACCAUAUAAGGCAACUUGAGUAAAUGUUUUUUGUGCACUGGCGCUAUAUGAAGAUCUAUUUUCUAUUCAUCUUUCUAUUCAUCUUUCAUCUUUCUACUCAUCUAUUUUCAAUGAAAGCCAAGUUUUAUCUGCAUUACCAGCCUCAUGACAGAAACUUUAGAUUAAUUAAACUGAAAAGCUUCUUCUGCAAGUGAUGUUGCAUUACAUGUUGUUCACAUGUGCCAUGUAUUUUAGUAGAGAACCCCGCCUUUAACAUGAUCUGCACUUUCACAUGCUGCUUCAAAGGCUAGCUAGCCAGCUGGUUGCUGCUUCUUCUUCCUUUUCCCUCCAUUUACAUGGCAACCCAUAUAAAGACCCCCUACUGCCCCUUACAAUGAAGCAGUUAGUUUCACUGUAUAACCAUAAAUGUAUCUUUAGCAUAAUAUCAAUACUUCAGGUCUUUAAAGGACAGUUGUUGGGGAUAUUGUUUUAUUAAUCCAAAUGUGAAAAUUAACCAUUUACAGCCCAGUAUCAGACUAUAAUAAAGACAGUUUUAAGUCAAACAUAUGUGUCCGGUCCACAGCAGAACAAGGACAUGUAAUCCGAUACAGGUUGCUAGAUAAUUAAUAAAAACUUGUUACUGUAGUGGGCUCAGCUCAGCAUCAGGGGAAAUCACUGAAGUCCCGCUAAUUCCAAAUGGAAAAUGGUGCAAAAUGAUGUGAUUAUGGGGGGCUGUAAGUAAAUCCACUCUAUUACAUGCAUGUAGAGAGAGGCUCAGUAAUUUCCUCAGUCUGCCGAGUGAUGUUCAGAGGAAAUUAGAUAUUACAGCGCUCCCACCAGACAUUGACCGAUUGAUCCGUCUGCUCUUCCAUCCAAUUAAUUUGUGUGUCUUUUUGUUUUGAUGCUAUAGAUGAUACUGAAAACAAUGCAGCCUGCAGUGUUGUUACAAUCAAUGCUAACACAUUAACGUGUGCAUCAUACUUGCAUAAUGUGCAAUUUCAUGAAUCAUUUGCGUCUGAUUGUAUUUUGACACUUGGUUUUUCCUUGUCCCAAUAUCUUCUUAUAAUUGAAAUAAGCUUUAACAGACUUCAUGCAAUAUAAAAGAGACAAAAAGUAGAAUUUAUAAAUCACUGUUUUUAUAUAUAGUGCUCCAGUCCCUUUCUUUAAUGCAGGCUUGGAGUUUUGCCUGCAAUUUGUCCCAUAAAUUCUUGCGCUGUGUGAAGCAAUUAAGAGCUAUUAUUUUGUAGUGACUGCAUCUAAGACAUGUAAGAAAAUAAGGAAGUAUCUUCAUCUUUUUACAGUGGAACACCUGUGGAAAAUACAGACCAAGUCUCUGCAGACCUUCAUAAUUCCCUCCGCAAACCUUUAUGCGAUUAACAGCACCUGAAAGCGCACGUUUCAGAUAAAAAUGCAUGAUUAAGUGUGGAAUAGAAUUACAACCACACAUCACACCUAAAGUAGCUAUUCCACCUGAAAACAGCCACAUUAGCUACCUGCAGAGGGAUUAGUUGUGCUGCAGCUAUCACCAUCAUUAUAGCUGUUAUUACAUGCCUCUCCAAAUGUUUCCCUCCUAAAACGCAGAGCUCAACUGCAGUGAUGUGUGAGAGAGGAGUUGCUCCAGUCAGCUGCUGUAUCUGCCAGGAGGUGAUAGGGAAGCUCAGGCUGAGCCCAGGCUCCCUGGGCACAGUCCUGAGGGGAGUGUUAGAGCAGCCAGUCGUUUCACAAUAGCUCCCCAACAAGGUGAGGGAGAUUGGAAGACAUCUAUCAGAGAGGGCCGGUAUGGAUGUCAAGUGACUCGGACCUAUUUCCCUUGGGGGUGUGCGGGUCCAGGAAAGGCAUUUAUGAACUGGUGAAACAAAUGAUGACAGGGACUGAGGCGAGCCAGGAAGCUUGGCUUAUAAACUUCGACCAUAAAUCUCUGUAUGGCAAUUAAAAAGCAUCUAAAAGCACCAAACAAAGCUUUUGCUCUAUUGAUUUAUGAAUGAUACUGUAAGUCAGAGGACCCAGAGUGAAGAGAAAAGGAGAGGACUCUUUAAUUAGGAAAAGGCCAUAAUGUCCCAUGUCCUUGUUCUUUUUAUAUUCAUGUCCAAACUUCUUUUAAAAUCAAUAUCUUGUAUUCCAGAUACAUAUCCUAUUAUGGAGGUUACAUUCAUAAUUCAGACCAUGAAUCAAUGAGCCUCUAGCACUUCUUUUCAGAGCUGGAGAUGACUCACCAUAAAAAGAAAUUAAUUGAAAGUCACUCUUUGUUCAAAGGCAAGCAUAACAUAUAUUCAGUCGGAGUCAGCCAGCCUUGAGUACUCUUUGCAAGGGAUGACAAAACAGGUUUGAUUUGGCUUAAUGGGAGAUGCAAAACAGUGGUACUAAGUGCUGUUUUUGAGCCCAGCUUUUGGACUGCUUUGAAGUCGUACCCCUGUGAAGAUGACCUAUUUCCUAUGCAGCUUGGCCCGGGUAGAGCUGUAGUUUGAGCUGACACACGGAGAGAGUCAGAGGGGUAUUUGACUCCAGCGUUCAUGACGCGGAUGGAGUAGAUUUGUACCAUUUGACUCGAGAACUCUCACCCUUCCUCCUCUGCCAUAUAUAAACCAAUAUUGUGCAGUUACUCAAGAGCUGUGUUGCUUUGGCAUCUGUGAGCAUUUCAAGCCUGAAAUAACUUUUAAUGUAGUGUAGAUGAGCUAACACUUUUGGAUCUGGACUGAGUGGAAAUACAUGGUGGAGGGGGGAAUGAAUAAAUUAAAGGGAGGGAGAGUCACUUUCAUGGUUCGAAUUAUGUUCCUGUCAGAUGGGAUACUGAGAGUAUUUAAGAGUUGAAGGUACUGCAGUAAAGAAGUAUACAGCAUGAAACUUAUUUAACACCAGGAAAGAAAUCAUCACAUUUCAUUACAGAGUCAAUUCUAACAUAUUUUCUGCUUCCGAAUGAAUUUUUGUUGUUUUUUUAAUGGAAUGAAGGAGCAUGUAGGUAUAAGUACUUUUCCUAACUUUAUAAACUUUACUUAAUGUGUUGAAGCUGAAUAUGGAGCAUACAUAAAGAGACUCCAUGUUUAACACCUGAGGUAGAUCUCUCUUUGGAGGUGUUGGGUCAGCCUGUUCUUAUUCAGCGCGCCACAGAGAGGCACUCUAGCUCCGUCCUGGGACCAUAUCCAAUCAUGUGGGAAGGAAAUGUUGUCACCCUAUUCAUGAAAACCUUAAAUGAUUCUGACUUUUUUUUUUAUAACUGCUUUUAAAAGAAGAUGAAUUCAGGGUGCGUUUGAACAGUGCUGGCACAUGCUUGUGCGUAAAAACAGUGCCCAGUGCCGGCAGCAGUAGAAGCAGCAGCAGCAGCAGCUACUACAGUAAAGCUCCUUUCUCUCAGAGCUGGUCACUUCUCAUGCAGAGCGCGUCUGCGGAGAGAAUCGCCGAGCUCUCUGCGUCCUUCACACUCUCCAUGCGCGAGGACAGUGAGCCAAAAAACACAGCAGAAAGUGUCGGGGUAUUAUCGCGUGCUCCUUUUUAUUUGGUGGACUAUCUGGCUGGAGUCUGGCGGGAACCGAGUAUCUGAUCGGGAAGUCAGCGCGCCCUCGUACUAUCUCGCUGUAAGGAGGCAACAGAAGAGGGUAGACAGCGUGGUUUGAAUACAGAUGAGUGGAACUAUUGACACCUUCAGCCCACCAGUCUGUUGUACGCGCGGGCAAAGCUGAAAGGACGUGGCUGCUGAGGAUCCUGCUUUAUAUCUACUAUCCAUACAAGCUUGUUUAGCAGCUGAGUUUCUUUCCUUAUCUUUCCUUCUGGCCGUUUGCCAUCGGUUCUCCUCGAAGCGCACAGAAAAACCAAUAGAUCUGCCCCCCGAAACCCCCCGAAUCAGGUGAAAGCCGUGUGCGUCUCUGACAUGCUGUAAGUUCCUGUUAUCUGAACUGGACCUGUAUUAUGGCUUCGCUGUAUCAGAGAUUCACGGGGAAGAUCAAUACCACCAAUUCGUUCCCGCACCCACCUGAGGCCAGCCACCUUCUCGGUGGACAGGUUGCAGAUGAGGAAAACGCAGCGAAGACCCCUCAGCAGUUCGGCGAUGGAAGACCUCACGUGCAGUACCGCAAGAAAUGCGUGAAAGAGGACGAGGAUGUAAGACACUUGUACUUUAUUUCUUUUUAAAAUUACCAUCUUUUAUGAGAAAUCUCCCAUUCAUAGAGAGAAAACAUAAACAUACUCAUACAUAAUCAGUACAGGCCUGGAAGUCUUGAAGCUAUUUGUGGGUUUUUAUUCAUAUAAACUGGUUCAGAAGUUUCUGAAAUACUUCCAGUCAUUGGCAGAUGCACUUUUGAAUUUGCAUUUUGUAUUAGUGUUAAGUUUUCUUGGAUAAACAUUCAACACACAGUCUGUGCUUUUUGUCUUUCAGAGCAAAUGCACUUAAUAUAUCCAGGUUUCUUUCAUAAUUUGCAAGUUACUAAUAGAUGAAGAUGAUGUGAAAGAUUAUCACCUUAGACCAGUGGUUCUCAAGUCCAGCCCUCGAGCUCCCCCCUGUUCUGCAUGUUUUGGAUGUUUCCCUGCUCCAACACACCUGAUUCAAAUGAUCAGCUCGUUAUCAAGCUCUGUAAUGGCUUAAUAACGAGCUAAUCAUUUGAAUCAGGUGUGUUGGAGCAGGGAAACAUCCACUGCCUUAGACUAUAAUGGUCUCAUAGUAUGUCUGCGCUUCCUCUGGUACUAUCCCUGGUGCUGAAAUGGCAAACAGCUGCCUAGAUUUUGGCCUGAGGCGUGUAGUCUGUGAUUUCACCUUCAGUUUCUUGCAUGAAUAAUGAGUUUUAUUUGAGAUAAAUGAAGCAGUUGAAGGCUACAGAUGAUUGAGCUUCUCGGAUGAAAGGUUUUCUAAGAUCGCCAGUGACCUCUGACCUGCUACUGCUUGUUAUUCAGUCUAUGUUUUUUUCUGAGAGUUUCUACCGAGCACAAAGAAGCAGAUCUGUUGCUUACAACAUGGUGGAUGGUGUUUUUUUUUUUCCAACUUGCCACUUGAGACCAAUAGCUUUACAUCCAUGCUGUCUCAGCAAGUUUUUGUUGUUGCUGUACACUAUUGGCAUCAUUUCUAAACACAUGACGUUACUACCCGGGGCUACUGGUUCAAAACUAAUUUGAUCAGAAUAAAGCUACCAAAUUGGAUCAAAUCUUAAGAGUUGGGUCUAAAAGGAAGAGCAGAUUCCGGAUAAAGUUAGAUAAUCCAAUUCUGCCUUUUACCCCAAUCAAUCUUCCAGUUUAUGUUGUUUAUAACUUUGACUGGGUUUUGAACAACGUUUAUCUCAAAGUCAGGAUGAUCUUAAAGCCAGCAGAGGGCUUGAUCAAUGCUGGAUUAUAGGAGCAAAUGUGAGAAAGCAACUGGUCAAACCAAAUAUUUGUACAAAGUGUUUGAUAUUUCCAGACUCUCUACAAAUGUUUUUUGCUUCGAAGUGGCAAAGGGCAUGAGGUUAGCUUUGAGGAUUUAAAAAUAUAUGUCGUCUCUUUAAAAUUUAAGGACUGGCCGUCAAUAUCAUAACAAAUAAAUGCUGUUUCUUUUUUCAAUGCAUUCCAAACAACAUACUGAAAUUGUAACGUAGACUAUAGAAAACUGAGAUUGUCCGAAUUUUGGAUGCUUUGAAACUUUAUUGCCUUACUACCUAUUUAUUAUUUUUAUGAUCAUUUAUAUGUUUUUUUUAUUAUCAGCCUUUUGAGUGCAGCUGUUGACAAUAGCUGAGUAUUUUAAAAUGCCAUUAUCUAGCCACAUUAAUUAGCCUGAUUGAUCAGCCCAACCAAUCAAUUGAUCUAUCUCUGAUUGCCAUGGUAACUAAACAUGUAUUGAUAUCAUUGGCUGUGUCCGAAAUCAAUCACUCAAUCCCUAACCCCUAACCCCCAUAUGGGGUUUGACUAUAUAGCUGACUAUGUAGUGAGCUUAAUUACUGGAGGUUUCGGACACUACAUGGCAAGACGCAAUGCAUGACGGGAUGCCCACUACCGGUGAAUGACCAUCGGAUGGUCACUACAUUUUGCAAUGCUUUAUGGGAAAUUUUGAGUCGCCUAUAUGGGGCAUUGGAAUUGAUCACUCAGGUUUCGGACACCCCUCACAAUGGCGCUAACCCCCAUAUAGUCACCUAUAUAGGGAUUAGGGAUCCAUUUCUGACACAGCCUUUGAUUUUUUUUUCCAGUGUUGUGCCAAACCUCAAUGAUCCAGUUUCAUCCUAACUCUACAGAAAACUUAGGUGACCAUUAAGAGGAAGCCAUCAUCACCGUACCCACUGGUCCACUUCACUCAGACUGUUGCAGGGAACUUAUAGAGUCCGCUUAAAGUUAUGGUGAAAAGUCUGACCAUUUACCUUGACAUAUGUAGCCCCCCCAGACAAUACCUGAACUUUUUCAGGACUACAGAGCAUGUGUGAGAGCUUAACUGUGAGGAACCUCCAGUUAGUGUGGAUUUUGGGGUCUCUUUUGAAUUCAGGCUAAUCCUCAUAAGUCUGUGUCUGGAUAAGGCUCAUCCAGUCAAGCUUGAAAUGAGUCUAGUAAAAGUGAGCUGGAUUACUUGAUUUUUUUUUUUAACAAAUCUGGAUCAUUUUUAUCUGAAGUAAAAAGUUGAACCACCAGGCCCAGGUUGUUAAUGAAACAGUUUUCCUCUUUGAGAACAAAUAUAUUGCAAAGUGCUGAAUAGCAAAUGCAGGAUUCAGAGAUGACCAAAUGUCAUCAUAUAAAACACACCACAGAACUCUACUCUGAAACUGAAACUCUCCACUCUCCUUUUUGACUUAUAUUUCAGCAGAAGUGUGAUACCUGAGUUCUUUUUUUUCUGAUUUCUCUGUAUUUUCUCAGAGGACACCAGAAGCAGAAUAAUCUGGAUAUCUGUUCUCUUACCAAACACAAGUAUAAUUCAAGUAAACUCAUUCUCCGUAGUCUUAAGUGUGCUUUUAAAUUGUCAAAAUCUACCUGUGUGAAGCCCAGAUGACAUUAUUUGUUAAUAUGCGUCUCUUGUGUGCAGGUAUCACUUUUUAAAACCCCCAACAGAACAGCACUUCACUGUUCUUUUUAUCUUUAAAUAGCUGCCAACACUGCCAUGUUCCUCUGAAUUAUUGAUGUUUGUCACAUCAGGAAUCGAGUGAUAAGGUUGGCAACAGGCUAACACCACUCGCCCUGUCAACAACAACACUUAGACUGGACACAGAGCAGGCAAUUCCGUACUUCUCAUAACAAUUUCUCGAUUCUGCUCUACUUCCUGGAGUACUUGAUUGCUGCAAAUGGUGUUUUUCUCUCUAGUUAUUAAACCUUAGGGCUGUUUUCUACAAGUGUGAACUGGAGCUGCUAUUCUGCUGCUGGAUUCAAACAUAUUUAUUAGCUUUGCACUGUUAACCUUGUGCUCACCUUUAGUCCCCGUGUCCCCCUGAGCCGUGCUGGAGCAUGAAAUUGCCUUUAUCCUCGGGAGAUGAGAAGACCAAUUCAAGAACUGCUAUUUCCAACCCUUCGCUCUGCAGUAAAACUUUGAACACUCAUUGUUAUUUCCAUUUAUUUUCUGAAGGAAAGGGGCAAAGAUAGACUCAGAAAUUCCACGAGUUUGAUAAAGUUGUCCAGAUCUUUUUGUUUUCUCUGUCAGGUCCAGGGGCUGCUGUUUUUCCUGCUUAAGCUGGUUUAAACAAAUCUCAACGAUUAGAUUUUUAGCAAACAAUCAUCUAAUAUGUUUAAUGCAGUGUUGUUCCAAGCUCCUGAGCUCUUGAAAAUGCAUGCACUGCAUCUCUGUUUGUGCUUAUGUUUGUAUGUGUGUGUGUGUGUGUGUGAGAUACGGGAUGAUUAAUUGCACUCUGCCAUGUGUGUGUGUGUAAGAGUAUGUAUUUUGUGGUGGAGUUUAAGUCAUCCAGGGGGACCUCAGCUGUGGUUUUGUCUUCUUGUUACUACACUUUUCUGUAAAUAGAAACUCAUGCGUGAUCUGAGCUAAUAGUAGUCGUGUCUAAAGGUGGAAACUGCUGAUAUUUCACCCCUGCAGAUAGCAGCUUGGGGAUGUUUUAAGCCUGAAUUGACGGCCUUAUGCAAAGAAAAUGGCAGAAGAAAUGUAAAUACUCCUCUUUGCAGAUUUUCUUGAGGGAGGGAUAAAUCCUUCUGCAAAGUCCUUAUUGAAAAGUAUGUCAACAUUUUUUAAUUAAGGUUUAAUUUACUCAGUUAUUAAAGGCUAGAGGGUAUUAUGCAACAGAAAUUAAAACGUUUCAGGAGACCAAUGAAGAGCUGAUAAAAGAUUUAAUCUGAUCAUGUAAAAGAAUAUGAAGUAGGACAAGUAUAGGUAAACAUUGUCACAUUUCAAACAGCCAUAAUGUUAACUUAAUGCUGCACUUUCCUCCUUACUUGAAUUAGAUUCCAUACCGAGCUUUAAAUGAGUUUAUGAAAAUGAGAAGUCCAUGUAAUUAGUUUUGAAAGAGGUAAAGCUGUCAAGGACUUAGAGUUAAUUUGCUCUUCCAUUUAUAGACAACAAUCAUCUAAAAGCUGCUUAAAAUAGUUUUUCAGUCAAACUUCCUUCAUCUCAAAGUGAAAUCCUAUUUUUGGAGAUCUAUUUUUGCAUCUGUUGAUCUGAACAGCCCCUGCUGGAGAAAAUUGCCGUUUUAGAGCUUUUGGAAAUGAUUACCGCUCACUGUGAAUUAAUUACUUUGACAUUUUUCUGAUUAUAAUCACAGGAGAUUUUUCAGACACCUGCUUCAAGCUGAAUUUAAACACCUUCUCACUGUUUUCAUCUACAGAGUUCAUUAAUGUAUGUUAUCGCGAUUGUCCUUGAUGUGACACAAGACUUUGACCUAAGACUGAAAAGACUGAUAAGAAGAGCUUUGAGAUCUGGAUGAGAGUUUAACCAGCUUUGAAAAGAGAUGAUGUUACCUCAUGAAAUGAAAUUUACACACUUAUGUAUAUCGCAAAUGUACUUCAAACUCUGAGUAGACCCUUGAAUGAACAUGCUUUCUAAAAGGAAACAUCACUGUAAAAGCACAUUGUUUGAUCAGAUGUAUCUUCAGAAUAUGUAACCUAAACUGAACAUUGGAUCCAUUCACACCCUCAUUGCUACUAAUGCACAUAAAUGCUCAGAUUAUCUAACGUCUCUGUUGGCAUGUUCUGACCUUUAGAGAGUUGAGGUGAAAUAUUGUUCUAAAAUGGCUGGUCAAUAGUUUUGUAACCUGAACAUUUCUAAACGGAAGCAAAAAGAAGCAAAGGAAAAAAAAGGAAAAAAAUGUGAAAAACAAAAACAGUUUUAAUCUCUUUAAUUUCUUAGUCCAGGUUAUUGGAGUGCUGUUAUCACAUAUCCAUUGUAUCUUUUGCAGGGUCAUGCAGGCGUUCACCCCUUAAAAGCACAGUUGACGAUCUGAGAAGCAGUUGAAAAAAACUGAUGUGUUGAGGCAGAUUUGAAAAAAGCGUCCCACCCCCCUCACCAAACCUCUCCCCUCUGGCUGGCAGAUGAUCCUACGCUAGCUUCAAAUAGGAUUCACCAUGUCAGAUUGCUAGUGACUAGCGGCAGUAAACGCCUGCUCUGCUAGCGAGCACCGUCUGCAGCUGCCUGUUGACAUUUCAGAGACUAAACGUGCCAUGAUAAAAGGCAAUAAUUACCUGGUUAACAAAAACUCUGCUGUCUCGGCGUCUGUUUUCUUAGCACUUUUGGCAGUUGGGCAAGUAGAAGUGUUUUUCUUUUUGCGUUCUUCUCCAUCACAGCUCUUGUAGCUAAGCUGCUACGCUACUUUAGCCACUCAGAGCUCCGAGGAGGGCCGGGAGAGUGGGAGGGGACGAGUCGGAACUAGGGGAGAGGGGUGUGUCGAAUACAGCGAGGUGAUUGAAUGGAGAGGCGGAGCAGCAGUUUGACCAAUAGGAGCUGUCCAGGACAGAUGGCUCCCAUUGGUCAAUGUUUUUGCAGCCCUGCGUCUACUAGGGUGAACAGAUUUGACCUUGAUUGCCAUCUCAACCAGGUUCAUUAAUUACCAAUCCCUCCAAUCAUCAACCAUGCCUUUAAGGCUUCAUUACAUCUGUGUGGAUGUCACAUUCAGAUUAAUUUGCUUUUACUGAGGUAAAUUCCCAGUCCGCAUUGUUUCAUUAACUUGUUUUUAGAAGUUGUGAAAAUGGAGCAGAGAAAGAGUGAAUCAUAAAUCAGCACACACGCUCAGCCUGUCCUCAUUCGCUCUGAGCCGUGCCUCCUUCUUACAGAUACUCCACAUCUGAGUAAGACAGUUUGGCCCCGUUCCCAAGUCUUAGUUUAGCUCUGUGCUUCCUUUGAGGUCCAGAGCUCAGAUAAAUCAGCCAGACGGAGCUCAACGAAAGCAGCCAGAUAAAAGACCGAGAGCAGAGAGAGAGAUGUGAUAAGCUGUCCUCAUUAUCUCUGUGGCCGUGUGCGCUCUGAGCUUCAGCUUGAUGACUGCUAACUGAAGGCUGACACUGGCGCUGUUACCUGCUGCACUUACUGGGAAUGAUGACACGUCCUGACAUGACUCCCAGCAUACAACACAGCACAGCGCAAUAAAAAGACAGGUUAGCUGUCAAAGUCAGAUACUUUAUGCCUUCAUCAGAGGCAAUAAAUAGAUGACAAGACGGGGAGAGAAAGAAAUGGGGAAUGACAUGCAACAAAAGUCUGCGGGUCUGGAUUUAACCCUGGUCACACUGAGAAAAGAGAGGUCACGGUAACCUGCUGUUUCAUCUGACAGUCUACUGCAACACUAUAACGCACAGAUACAAAUGUAACUUGAUGGGAAAUGUUGGAAUGAUGUUCUGAUACAAAUAUAUGUUUAAUUUUUCUGUCUCCUCAAGGAUAGCAACAGUGGUGCAGAAUACUUAUAGAGCAACAUGUAAAGGGAUAGUGCAGGUUUUUUUUUAGGUUAGGUUGCAUGAGGUACAAAUACCAAGAGUUUUGACAAAAAUGGAUGUCUGAAAAACUGAAGCCAGAGUAUCUACCCCUGAAGAUAGUCCGUUUUUUUUCCCAUGACUUAUUUCCAAACUCUGAUGUGUUAAUUUUGAUUUUAAUGCAUCAGCACAGUAAUGAUCAUAGAGUUUGUUAUUUCCGCUCAGUCCUCCACUUUACCAAUUAACAUACUGUGUUUUAUGAGGCAAACACAUGGGAUGUGUCCAAGCAGCAACCUCCAGUCCUGAGAAAUUAAGAUGAUGCAGAGAUGCUUAAAAAUUGCAGUUCCCUGAGUGCAAGCUUGAGGCUGGCUGCAGAAGCUACAGAAACCAUGUACACAAAAAAUGCCAGUUUUUAGGGCAAAAAUGGACAUGUAUACUGCCUAGUUAAAAAAAAAAUAAAACUGUCUUAUUAGCUUUGAGCUCCCACAGCACCCACUGUAAAUGGCUGGUAAGGCUAAAUCAAUGCUUUAGUUAGAGUGAACCAUAAUACUAAAGUUUUAGAUUCAAAGCCUUAGAUGGAUGGAGGAAUUGCAAAAUUUGGAAUAAAGUUGUUAUCAGUGAGGACCAUGUUUCCUUUUAUGUAACAUAGUCAAAGCAGCUUUUUAUUCUUUAUAGUAGAGCUAAAAUAAAAUCCAUUAACUGAGACCAAAGUGGGAGAUGAAAAUUGGUUUAUUUGAAGAAGGUCAGAAAUGGACAAAAAUAUGAAAAUGAAUUCAAACCCAAACAUAAAAUGCUAUUUACCAGGAAUUAAAAGAAAAAAAUGAGCUUAAUGAGAUAAUAAAAUUUAAUGUAUUAAAAUAAAAUAAAAAAAUUACAAACCAGCAAGCAGGAAAGGGGACUCAAGGCACCCAUGCUAAAGCUCCUCCCUUCAGACACAGCAUCCUCCCCAGGACCUCUCGAUCUGUGUUGCCAUGGUUGCAAAGGUGGAGAGGGUGAGGCUGUGUUCUGCUGGUGGCUCUGACUGCCAUCUGGAGAUGACGCAGCUCUCCCAUUGCACACAGUGUCCACUUCUUGUGAAGCCCACCAUAACCGGCAUGGCGUGUCACCCCCCCUUUUUCUUAAAACCCCCCUUGGCUCUUUGUGAAUGUCAGCCUCCUCUCCUGUUUCAGCGGCUGCUGACAGACUUUUUCCUUAUCGACCUGUUUUUUUUUUUUUUAAUGCUCUUCUUCUCCCAAAGGGCAUCUCAACAGGUCAUCCAUUCCCCUGCCGAGCACCUCAACGCUCUGCUGACACGCCAUCGAUCAUCUCUCUCCACACUGCCCCUCCCCCGUCCUCCUCUGUGAGCAUGUCAACAGCACGUCAGCUGGCCGCUCCCUCGCUGGGAGAUCGUCCCUCCUCUUUAUGAUUUAAUGUUUUAUUACACAAGCUGAUGGUGGGGAUUAGUCAGUGAUUCAACACAAAGAGGUAUUAUUGCUCCCUGAUGAGGUAAGGAUUGUGCAGACUACUUCAUUGCUUAGCUUCACUCUUUAGUGGCAGAUGUGACAAACACAUCAUCUCCCCUCAUUUAGCCUCCAGGCAAACUCUUUGAUUUAAGUUUUAUUCGAAUUCCUCUAACUUUCCUCAGAUAUUUUUUUCCCUUCAACAGAGGCUCUUAUCUGUGCUGCCAAAUUUUAGUCAAUUAAAUAUUCAUGCGGCUACAAAAAACACAUCUUUUGUCAACCUUUAAUUAUUUCAUUUUUUAUCAUCCUCUGGUUUUUGAUGACUGUCACAUCACAUCCUUCCUUGCUUUCCACGGGAGAUUAUCAGCUCGCUCAGAUGUAACUCCACAGUGGAUCAUAAAGGUUUUCUUUUCUUAAAUUUAUGUUCUGUGGGCUAAAUAUAACUUUCCUUCAACUCACAUCGUUCUAGUUUCUGCCUCUCCCUGUGUUCACGCCUCUGUUUUUUUUAUUAUAACUGCAGGCCAUCUUCUGAGUUUUUGUUCUGAGGAUUGUCUGUUUUAAUAGCAUAGUUGACAUUCAGCACGUCUGCUGUUUCAGAGGGGAAAAAGGGCAAGAGUUGCAGAUAAGGACUGCUUUUCUUCUUUGUCUGCCAUUUGUGGAGAAAAUGUUUUUUUUAUCUAGUCAAAUGGGUGAUUUGAGUUGUAAUUAUAGUAUCAAACAUGCAGUUUUUCCUGCACUGCGUCUGCUUCACCACUAGAGACUGUGGUGUCCCAGUCAAUGCAUCAACACCACACUGCACUUUACACAUCAGCAUACAGUACUGAAGGUGAGCUCAGGCUUUCCUCAGACAGGAUGUUUCUCACUGUUCUGCAGUCAGUGCUAAUAAAGCCUUGAAUUCAAAUUUCCCAAAAAGCAAAUAAACCAAAUCUCACGUUGCCAUGGUUUUCUGCUUGGCCUCUGUGAUAACAACCAGUCAGCUGCCACCGCUAAGAGUGCCUCAUCCUUAUCCAAGAGGAGCAGCAUAAUGUCAACCCUCAUUAGGUUUGGAAAGGUUGUAAGAUCACGGUGAAAAGAUGCAGAAAAAGACCUAUUCCUGAGAGGGAAAGUCAAAGAGUCAUUGAUGGCAAUGCUUAAUUGCGUCAUUUGAUUCAAAAGGAGCAAAAAAGAUCAAAUUAAUCUUUUUUGAAGAGAAUGUAGUCAAACCAGAGGAAGCAUUUUAGACUUUCCCUUUCACAGCUAAAGUGAGACUUUUACUUUCAGUUACUGUGGAUCAGCACUGAAUGUUAACAGAAACACAUUAAUCAAUCAAAUCACGCUCAUUAGUUGUGAAUUUAGAACUUUAGAUGGUGAAAGGAUGGUAUUCAUGUUGUGAUUUCUUUAAAAUUAUGUGACCACUGCUUUUUACCAUAGAUGUCACAUACCCAUACACUAAUGGCAGAGGCUGUUAUGUAAAGCCUCUGUCAUUUAGACUGUCACUAUAACCACGAACAAGUUUUCCUUCAUCUAAGUCAAGGGCGAGUCGCUGCGAUGACGCUCGGCUCAAACAGCUACGCAGUCUUUGUACACACAUAAGCUGUAUCAAGUGUCAAUCAUAGAUAACAUAAGCCCUUAAUAACCUUAGAAAACAGAGCUGCACAGAAAAGAGCACAAACUAGUCUUACAAUAACUACAUGUCAACAUCUUAAGCAGGGGGGAGAAAAAUUUAUAUUCUGUGUAAUAAAUUUUAUAAAGUUUGUCCACAGCUCCGUAAGGCUGGCUGGAGGAGGCGGGAUUUAUGACCUAUACUGCAGCCCGUCACCAGAGGGUGCUGUUCUUGGGGUGGCUUCACCCAGCGAGGAGGCAGACAGCAUCUAUUCUAUAUACAGUCUAUGGUUCAAACCUGUUAAAAGUCUGACAGUCCUCUCCCCCUCCUGCUGCAAGGAAAAGGCUCCCCACAUCCCAAGUCGAAUAAGAUAUUCAAUCAAAUUCUAUCCAUAGAUCACUUCAAAACUACAAAGGCUAUGUGACUUUGCUCAGGUUGUCUUUGGUCCAUCUUACCAUGUAAGAGCAGAGUACAGAUCUUUCUUCUCUCUCAGUGUAAAUACCUCUUGUGGAGGAAAUUCAGGCUGUUUUUGGCGAUUUAGAUCAGUUUUCUCAGCAAGAACCAGCUCCUUGGGUUCCCAAAUAACACUUUCAGCUAGUUUUCAGAGCAGAGGUUUUUUUGCAACAGAUACACACUCCUUAUCUUAGCACUGAUAAUGUUUACUGUCAGAGGGCUGCGUUCCUGCACUGAGGUCAAGUAACAGGAAAAUGAUGACACUGAAAAAAACUGAAAAACGAGUUAGAAGUUUUGAUUAUCAUGACACUGAGCAGCAUGACAUGCAAUUGCUGCUGUAAAGCUUAGUAACUUUAUAUAAAUAAAGUUUGAUUGAUUGAUUGAUUUAAAUGAACAGGUUAAGUAGAUAUGGCGUUAAGGUUAGGGUUAAAAUCACUGUCCAGGACCUAUUUUGGAGCACUUUUCAGACCAUUUGGUGUCAAUUGGUAUAAAAGAAAAUCAGGAAAAAUGUAAAAAAAAAAAUUUUUAAGUGUUAGGGUUAUGUUGGGGUAACGUUGGGGUAUUGGAGUUUUAACACAUUCGCCGACCAGUGAUCCCCAAGGGAACGAGAUAGAGAUCUGUAACCGAGACUAAACCACCCUAUUUCAUGUACCCCGAUAUCACUGGUACCAAAAUGAAGUCUCUACAACGUUGCGUUCAAAAAUUAUAGUCAAUUUAAAAAAUCCCCAUUUAGGUGAAUGAGAUUGUCUGGGGUUAAUUUGAAUUAAAGUGUAAUAUAAAUAAUAAUAUCAAUAAUAAAACUGAAAAAUGAGUAAGAAAUCUUGAUUAUCAUUUUGUCAAAAGAGCAUCCGUGUUAAUAGAUUAUUUUUUAAAAAGGAAUGCCAGUCAUUUAAAAUUCACAGAUAAGCAGACCUGUUCAGAAAUAUCACGUGCUGGGGUAAUGAGCCACUUCACAUCGUCACAUGCGAACAUCCCUGUGACACCCCUACCCAUCAUAAGUAAUAAGCCUUCACACUGCUGGCACGACCACUUGGGGAAUUAUGAAGCUAAGUGUCUUGGCCAAGGAAACUUUGGCAUGAGGAUAGCAGGACCUGGAAUCACACCCCCAACCAUCAAGUUGAGAGACAACCCUCUCUACCACUGAGCCACAGCCGCCUCUUUAAAACAAGUGAAGGAUGUUUCUCAAAUAUUGUCUCUGUCAGCCUGAAUUAGAGCAGCAGAGCGGAGCUGCUGUUUCUCCAGAGUCCUCUCACCGAGUCUGUUUGAAGCCUGCGACCAGGCGGCAGUAAUCUGUUGUGUCACACAGGCAGUUUCUCUUAUCGACCACGCCAUGAUACGGCAGAGCCACACCGUUGGGAGACACGCAUGCAGACACCAGCAUGCAUAGGAUUUAGCAGAUACCGAAGAACAUGGAAGUACACACAGAAUGGCAAAAAAUUUAAGGCAGUGCUGCAAUGUCCUCAGUGUUACAAGAUGGAGCAGAAAAAUCCUUAGGUAUAAAAAGAAGCAAGGAAUUCAAGGUUUUGUACAUUUUCCCAUCAUCGUCACUAUGAAGAAACGAUUUUCAGUCCUCUUGUGUUAGUGUUAACACUCUUUUUGGGAUGUACUGGCUGUACUUGAAUAUCAAUGCAUCCUUGAAGCUCAAACCGAGUGUCUCAGAUCAUCUAUUCUCUUUUUUAAAGCAACACCAUUGACCACAGUGGGUUUCGAUAGAUAGAUAGAUAGAUAGAUAGAUAGAUGGAUGGAUAGAUAGUUAGAUAGAUAGAUGGAUAGAUAGAUGGAUAGAUGGAUAGAUAGAUAGAUAGAUAGAUAGAUAGAUAGAUAGAUAGAUAGAUAGAUAGAUAGAUAGCAGGGGUAAAAAUAACACUUUACUAUCUGAAUACAUGAAAAGUUAACAUGGAUAGACAAUAGACAGGUUUCUGUGCAACGUCAUCGCAAGUAUGCGCAUGCAGCCAGGGGGCAGAAAGCGGGACAUUUCUUAUGGUCACCUAUGGUCAUGAACUUUGGGUAAUGACCAAAAGAACAAAAUCGCAGAUACAAGCGACCGAAAUGGGUUUCCUUUGCAGAGUGGUCGGGCUUAGCCCUAGAGAUAGGGUAGGGAGCUCAGACACUCGGGAGGCGCUCAGAGUAGAACCGCUGCUCCUCCACGUCGAGAGGAGUCAGCUGAGGUGGCUCGGGCAUCUGGUUAGGAUGCCUUCUGGACGCCUCCCGUUAGAGGUGUUCCGGACAUGUCCCACCGGGAGGAGACCUCGUGGCCGGCCCAGGACCAGGCGGAGGGAUUAUAUCUCUUGCCUGGCCUGGGAGUGCCUGGAAAUCCCCCUGGAGGAGCUGGUGGAAGUGGCUGGGGUGAGGGCCGCCUGGGCUUCCCUCCUGAAGCUGCUGCCCCUGCGACCCAGACUUGGAUAAGCGGUAGAAAACAACGACAACAACGAUUUAUUUGUCAAUAUUGCAUUUUAAUCAACUCUCCAUCAGUUGAUCAAAAUUGGGUAGUUACCUACCGUCCGUCUUCUGGAGAGCAGGAGAACGCUGAGUGGGUUUUAAAUGUCGGCGCUGUUGUGUGUGAAAGAUAGUUAGAGACGUGAAGACCCGCCUUACGUUGCUUCUGAUUGGGUUAUAUUGCGUGGUGCCUUCCAUGGUUGGUUAGAUCUUGGCACAAAGGACUAAUGAAUUGGUGAAAAACAUAAAUAGAGGGGAUUGAAUGGGGAAAUCGAGAGAAAUGUCAAAUGUGACAAUAGGUCAAAUUGUGUGAUUGUCACACUCAAGGCGUGACGCUCUGCAGCUCUGCUAUCCUUCUUUUACUGCUACAGAAACAGAGUCUUUUGUAACUAACAUUAGCUGGCGAGAGUUAGCAUGACUGUAGCUCCACUGUAAUUGCUGCUGUUAAGCUUAGAGGAAAAGCCUUACUUCUAACUCUCUAGCUACUAUAGCCUAGCAUUCCAACUUGGAGUGAGCUAAGAGUAUUUGUGCAACUACUGAGUGGCUUAAUGAAAGCCUUUUGGCAUUUUUCCAUUUCUAGUACUGUGGCUGGUAGAAGAAAAGUGAUUCCCAGUAUUUGUAUCACAUAUUUUAUAGCAUAAUGCUGUAUAAAUAUCUAUUCCAUUCAAGUUUUUAUUGUCAUCAAAUUAACAUUCACACCAUGGCUCUGCAAUGGGAACAAACAAACCAAAAACAGCCAGUAGGCAUUUGUGUUUGACAAGUGGGGAUGUCUGCUGUGACAGAAGUCUGUUUGUAUCAUUCACUCACAAAAUGAUGCCUGGACUUAGCAGGCCUUCUCCUUCCUCCAGGCUCUGGUUUAGUCUUCUGUUGAAUAACACAUGAGAUAGGUUUUCAUGUUGAAUCCCUGCCACACCUUUCGGUUCACUAUAGUCUUGUGCGAAGCAACAGGAGAGUAAAGUUUUGUCCCUCCAGCCAUGAAGGUGAGUUUGUUACUUGUGUCAGAGAGCUCAGCGUGAAUGUGGCCUGUUAGACUCUGCACAGAAAAACAUGUCCUUUACUGCAUCUACAGUCUGAAUUGAAAGUGUGUUGUGUGAGAGUGUGGGUAUACUCUAUGUGUGAACCUCUUGUAUACAUGUGUAUGUAAGUUAUUCAUCACUGUGGAGAGUUUUCUCCCGCCAGGCACUUUCUCUGUUGGGGAGUUUUGCCUAGAUCACCAUCUCUAGUCAAUAUUUUUCUCAUGUUCCUCUAAGCCGAGUCAGGAGUCUGAAUGAGACCCAGAGCUCUGGGGAUGGGAGAAGGAAGAUUGCUUUUCCCUGAGCUGGGAGUGGAGCGCUGACUUCUGAGAUGAUGUUUGGUGUGGUGGAGCUCACAUGGAGCAGAACAGAGAUGGGAGAUAAUGAUUGUUUGGUGAAGCGGAGGUGGGGAGAACGGGGAGCGCUAUUGAGUGAGUCACUAUUCUGGAGCUGGCAGCCUGUCAAAUCAUACCCCACCAAAGACAGCAGUGCAAGCCACAAUGAUUGAUGUUCCCUCGCUCUCUGGAUUGGCUGUUGCAUCACGGGAAUAAGGAGACUUUAUUGUUGAAUGUGUUUAGGAAGACUUCUCGCUGCUCUGACAUUAUGUAUUGAGACAAACAUACACACCUUAUCAGCUUCCCAGAGAAAGCAACUUAUGUCUUUCUGCCAGGAUGUCUGACUGUCUGUCAGUAGCAUAGCUUGUAACUCAAUAUCAGCAUUGUGUUGUUUUGAAUAGACCUGAAUGUGAAACUACAAAUCAUAUUUUUUGACAUUGUUCUUUCUCCAUUAUUGAAUUCAUGAUAGUUUUCAAUUGCCAACUUCAAGAUGUGGACAACAUACUAAGCUUUGAACAGGACAUUGACACCAUAUUACCUCAUGGAGUUGGUACAAGAAACCUGUAAACAAUUAAAUGCUCAUAAAUUGAUAAACGAUGUAUAAAACAACCUACAUGUCAAGUCUGAGGCCUGUAUUUGCUGUUUUUGCUGUUUUUGGUCUCCACCACGUCUAAAGAGAAACUUUAUUUAAAUAAACUUAAUGCUCAAGUGUUUUUACCAGAUUGUAAAUUAGUUUUUUUGUUGGACUGGAAGCGUUAAGUGGAUCUCUAGAUCUUUUUUUGCUGUGGUUGGCAGCAUUUUUGAUGAGAGUGGCGAGACUGAGCAGACUGUAAAACUAAAGCAGUGAGCUGAAAGAACACUCUGUGAAGCCAGUAGGCACAGCAGUGGAUCAACAUGUAUCGGCGGCUUAGGCACAUUUACUGUAUUUAUACGGAUGCUUUGCCUUCAUGCUUCCUCCAGGGUGAGAAGCAAAGCCAGAAUUCUGCCUCAGUGGAGCCGACAUAUUGUGCUAUUGGAGCCAGAACAUGUGUAGAAGCGAUCUGGAGAGUGUAGCUGCAGUGGGAUUGUCUUCACACCUCUUCUAACUUAAAGCCACAUUUAACUUGCCAGUCACACAAACAUCUCUGAGGUUGGUAGAGUCUACAGUAGAGCACAUCCCUGCCUUGAUUUGAAAUGUACACUCAUGGAUAAGAGAUGUUCAGUGGCUCUUGAAUAGUAUCUUAGUCCCACAGCAAGUGUGUGCACACUAGAUUUCAAUGCCAAGGUUUCGCUUCCAUCUAAGUUACACUAGAGCAAAACACAACUCAGUGCAGGUGGACUUUUUAGAUUAGAAAAAUCAUCACAAUAACUUCAAUGUAUUGUGAGAGUAAUAUACAAACAACUGGUUACUACACUUGCCUAGGGCUGAUUUGUGGUUAUUUUUUAAUGUAUUCUUGGACUUUGGUUUGAUAUGCCAAUAAUUCAAUAUUAGAUGUUUGCUAUUGUGUUGUAAAUUUUGUGUUGUUACUUCAAGACAAAGUGGACAAUUACAAUUCUAGUUUUGUUCACAGAUUUGUAGCUGUUCUGUAGUUAUUUACGAUCCAGACAUUGGUCAAUCAUGAGUAAAUGUUUCCUGUCAAUAGGGUUUUAGGUAACACUUUACAGUAACCAUAAUUUAUAAAUGGUAAAUAGAUAGUUUAUUAAUGUAAGUUAAUAGUUACUUUACCUUAAACAAGCAAUAAAACUAUGAUUGAUAAUUUUCAUUAAUUAUUAAUGGACUAUUUAUUAAAGGUUUAUAUAGGGUUUAAAUGUUGGUUGUAAAACAUCUAGAUUAAAAUGUGUGUCAGUAGCACUUUGUAAAUGAUUAAUAAGUGGUUUCUAAACCACCUAUAAACAUUACUUAGACGGUUGUUGUAAACUUAGGGUUAAGGUUAGGGUUAGGUUUUGUAAAAUUUACAAUUUAUUAAUGGUCUAUAUGCUAUUUAUAAAUGAUGAUUAAACCUUAAUAAACUACCAGCUUACCUUAUGGUUAUUGUAAAGUUUUACCAGGUCUUAUACUAUAUGGCCAAAGAUCUGUUUGUGGCACUUAUUUUGAAGGAAUGUGGAUGCUCUCAUUCUUGUCCAGGUUGAUCUGCUUUGCUCAGAACCUCACAUACUAGGUGCACAGUUUGCUGAAUUAGACUGUGUGUUAGUGUUGGUUUUGUUUUCUCUCACCAUUAUCUCCUCCUCUCUGUCUUGUCACCAGUCACUAAGGUGUUUUUGCUUUACUUUGGAUAGCUGUUGCUCUGCCCAUUCAACACAGUCAAUGGUUUAGCACUACACAAGUAACUUUUAUUAUUUUUCUGUGUUAAAGGCACUGUUAGGAGUUUUUAAGUGGUUGGAAAAAGUCUGGACGUGAUGCUUUUUAUGACCUCAAAAGCAACAAGUUGAACCUUUUAAAUGUAUUCUUUUUCGAUGCUUAAAAUCUGUGACCAGGUACAUUUUUUAUUUGUUUUUCAAUCAAAUACUCACAGUGAGUGUUGUAUUUCACUGUUAGAAGAUAAUAUGAUACAUUUUUAUCUGAAAAUACUAUUACAUGUACAGGACAAGAGCUAUGAGGUAUCACUUUGCCUGCGGGGGGUGCCAUCAUUAACCCAACCAAAAGCUCCUCACAACAGCUUUAAUAUAAAUAAUAGAUUAGUGUUACCCUAAGCUGAAGGCAUGCAUAUCAUUUAAAAAUGUUGAAGUGUUUUUAUCAAGCAGAGACUUUUUUCUAACCAACAGUAUUUUACUUUUUAAUCAUUUAUUAGAACCCAGUCGCCAUCACAUCUGGCUCUCCUGCAAAGCCUUUAUGGUGCAGAAAGCAUGUGUACUACUCAGUGACACCUUACAGGUAUUUGCUGUACUGGGUCACACUCUUUUGUGACCACUUGAGACUGCACCAGCCUGUGGCUGUAUGAGCAGCGCUUUUAUCAGUCCAGAGAGCUUGUACUGUGAAGCAGAUUGCUCCUGGGAGAAAAGUACGAGGUAGACAGGAUAAACAACCCUGGGUAAAAAGCCCCAUAAAGAGGCCUAGCUCUGUGUGUGGUGUGUAAUGCUGAUCUCUGCUGAAUGGCAAGAUGCAGCUAAUGGCCCAGGUAAGUGGUUCAGUGCUGAUUGUUGUGAAGGGCACAAGGGCUUUGGCUUCAUCUCUCCUCCUCCUCGCUCUCUUCUUGGGGUUGUGUUUCAGAGAUUAGCAUGGCCGUCAGCGGCUGUCGGACACCCUGUUCUUUCUGAUUCUCUCUGAGGGAUCUGAUGUGACCUCCUCUUGUGUGACAACUGAGGUAUCCAGUUCUUGUUGGCAUCUCAGUGGUCCCCUUAGUGACGUUUUCUUUCCUUGAGACAGCAGGGCAGUGUUUCAGUUUGGCACACGCACCCUUGUGGGCACUCACGUCAACUUAGUGUGUGGAACUUAGAGAUGAAAUGCUGACUGUGGGAUAUUCCCACUGAGAGCUGCUGUGUCUCCUUUAUGACCCGGUCAUUAUUCACCAUCUCUCUUUGCGUCCACACAUCACUCCUUGCUCGCACUUUCUGACUAAUGCUUACUUUCUGUGUGCACAAUGAAAACACGCAAGUUGUCCCGGGUGGAGCGACUGUGGAAGGUGAGUGUGUCAGAUAUGUAACUUGUUUUUGCAGUUAUUAAGUGUUUGCCAUGGGACUUGCUUUACGGUAUUUCUCCUCUCUAAUUAUACUUUUGAUCUGUCUGUAACUGAGCACUUGAAGGACGUUUUCAGUGGAAAUUACAAGCUGUUCCAAUGCUUGAGUCAGAGUCAGAUCUAAUUUAUUUAUUUUACUUUCACGCUGUCAGACGAUAUAAUGAGCACUCAACAUGACGGUCUGAGUUGUAAGUUGUUGUCAGAGUAAGCUGCAAAAUCGUUGUCAUAUCAUCUGAAAACUUGUCAGUGGAUAAAUUUAACCAUCAGGCUGUUUUCAGGGACGGACUGAAGGGAAAUUUUGCAUUACAAAGACAGCUGAAAUAUUUCCACAGUGAUGUUUACACCAAGUAUUUUUGGGUGAAAGUGUUUGGUUGUUUCAGAGUUGUUUGUUGCUUCCUGUUCCUGCAUCUGCAUCUCUAACCUGUCUGUAAAAAUGGAGUAUAAAAUCAUAUUUUCCCUGAAUGCCGAACGUUCUUGCUGCAGUGAGAUGUAAAGUCCAAAACCAGACACACAGGAUCCAGCGUGGAGAAACCUUAAUGCACUUUCCUCACAGGCUUCUAUUGUGGUUAAGCAAAGGCUGCUCCGUAAUGCACAAAGUGCCUCCCCAGUCCUGCAAUAUCAGCUUUUUUACCACAAUACAUAUUUAAUACAGACCCCACUCGACAAAGUUGUAAGAGCGCAUUGAUUAGUUCAGAACAAAUUUCAGUGAGAUAAGGCACUUUGACUCUGAUGAAAAACCUCCUGUUAGAAAUAUAAACUUUAAACAUCAGUUCAUUUUGACUUUUGAACAGCUGUCUGGGUCUAAAAUACUCUCACCCUCAUUUGCAAACACACUGAAAGUCAUGUUGAAUAGUUCAUAGAAACACAAUAAUGCAUUGUUUAAGCAAAUUAAUUUAAGAUAUCCUUUUUGCACAUUUGUUUGAGAAAAUUACUAUUGCAUCUGUUCCCAAAUUGAGUGUUGCCUUUCACCUUUUAAGCAACUAACAUCCCCCUUUCUCUCUGUCCUUAUUAACAGCCAAGUCAUUAUGUCCUCUCUCAGACAAAGAUUCAAAGUUGUGUCACAUAAAACAUGCAAAGAUGCAGUGAUGUGAAUUUUUUUCCCAACGAUAUUGUGCUGUUGUUGGAGCAUUUCGUGUUGUUUUUGAACCAAUGCAAAUAAUUUUGCUGACACAUCUUGAACUGAGGGGGCAUCAAAUGGCUCUAGUCAGAUUUGACCAUUGUGUACAGUAAAACUAUCUUACUGUAAGUUCGUGAGAGUAAUUUUAUCACAGGGGAGGCAGGGGUGUGUUCAAUGUAAGGGGUGGCUCAAGGCAUCAUAUCCUUCCCUUGAAAUCCGAGUAAUCAACCAAGUAACUGUGCAAACCAAGGUCUGCAGACAUACCCUACUUAAGUAAGUGGGCCAUCCAUGUAGAAAACAGGUCAUGUUUGGUGGGUGAUAUUUAUUUUUUGGAGAAAACACUGCUUAUAUUUUGAAAUGUUGAAGUUGGAUUUCUUGGAUUGAAAACUCCUCUUGACCCUCUGGUCUAAAAGAGGUCUAAUAGAUGUCUAAAUGUAGCCGAGCUGACUGGUCUAAAAUCAGACUACCACAGGUCUAAAAAUGAAAGUUUUUUAGACAUCUAAAUUUAGACCAAGUUUAGACUAGCCAGCUAACAGAGAUCUAAUAUUGCUCAAUGGCUACCAUAAUUACUUUGGUUAAGUACUUGGAGAUCAGUUAUGCAACUCACAGUUGCUUUUUGAAAUAAAUAGUUAUCGAAUAAUGGGUUGAAGUACAACAUCUAAAUUCUGUCUAAAAAUAUACAGAAUCUAGACAGCUGUAAUUAGGUCUACAAAAAACUAGAUGUCUAAUAGCCGUCUAUUGCUCAGUGGGGAUCUAUGUAAUUGAAUGGCAUUUAGUAUAUUAUUAGUUAAACUUCCUCACAAUCCAAUUAAAUUUAAGAAUAGAUUUGAAGCCAUUUGACUAUUGAAAUAUCAUAAUAACAAUCAUUGCACAAACCAGUUACUCAGACAAAAUAAUACCGACAUACUCUGGAGUAAGUAGACACUGAGCAGAGCUGUUGAAAUGUGUCACUCGUUGCUGUAAGAGCAGGGAGAACGAGAUACCAGCGAGAAACUGUCAAGCUUUGAUGGACUAGAACUCGAGCUUUGCAGAUGAUACUGAUCUGAAUGUGCAUGUGGAGUCAUCGCGAGUGCAUUUAUGCUUGAAAUAUUCAUUCAUUUUGACAUAUGAGUUUGUCACAAGUGUUUUGAAACUACAUCGAAAUCCCCUGAGAGGCUGAGUGAGGCAGAGAGAUGACAGUGAACAUGCUGUCACAGUGUUUUUAUAGUUUCUUUAUUUCGAGGAAAGUGCUGCUACUACCGCUGUUACUGCCAUUAAUAACCAUUAGCCUUGGCUGAUUUCUUUUAAAAUGUUUGAUUAUUAAUUGAAAAGAUUUUUGUGGCCCUGACCUAAAUGAAGUCACAUCUGUUAAUCAUCAGCAUGCCAACAAGGUGAUGCGAAUCAAAGCCCCACUGUGACUACAAACAGUUGAACCAAGCUUCCAGCAUAUUAAAUCUGACUUUAUGUCUGAUAUUUGAAAUAAAUAUGAAGUUAAAGAGUUUGAUCCCUGAUGUUUAUCUCUCUUUUUUGAUCUACCUUUUAAAUUGUUUUGGUUUUAACAGUCUAACUUUUGGUGAUGGGUAUUGGAGUUAAAAUAUUUUUCAUGUUAGGAAUUUAGAUUUCUUGCUUUGAUUGAAAAACCUCCUACUUUCCAAAGCUGAAGGCCACACACACACAAAAUUCAUUUUGCAGCAAGAGGAGUGGGCCAGACUCAAGUACUGAUAACCAGAGAGAAUAAAACCGCAUCUGCUCGUGUGGCUGCAGACUAACCUUUAGAUGUGAGGGAGAAACAUUUCAUUGCUUUUCUGGGGUUAAACUGAUGAUUUUUCAAAAAGGUUUGACAAUAUAAUUUUGUACUCGCUUUUGUGUCGUGGAUUUCUGGCUUCAUUUUCAAAAUAUGACUGAGAGCUACAGGUUCGUAUUUGUUUGUUUGUGUGUGUGACCUUUCUCUUUCCAUUUGAGAGGAAUAGAGAGAUAAUCAGUCAUAAAAUAGAGUGGAAUAUCUUAAUGGUUGGCGGGGUCCUCAGAGAUGUAGAGUCGGGACUUGGGGGAACAUUUUAACCCAUGGUGAAUGUGUAACAGUGAAGCACUAUUCAUUCAGAAGCGUCUAAUUUGCAUUUAGUCACCCCCGUCUGCACCUCUCUCUCUCUCCAUUCUUAAGCAGAAUAAAACAGCUCUGAUGUAUUAAUCACCCCAUCCUUGAAUGUGAUUCAUCAUUAUUUUAAUUCAGCCUCCUGAAUCACACUGUUACACCUGCGACUUUUGUGAAAUGGAUGAUCUGUUAUUCUCAGAUCCGACCAAACAACACACAUUACCGCUGAUUCCUGGUUUAUUGCCCUUGUGGCUGUGCUUUAUCGUCCACAAAUUUCCAUAACAACUCGUCCAAAUGCAGUGCUAACUCUAAACUUUGUUCUUCUUCCUCUUUAUGAGCCUCUGGUAAGCCAUUGAUGAGCGCACAUAAAGUUCACGAGCCUCAUAAGUCUGUUUUACGAGAUCUAGAUCAGCAGAUGGGUUAAUGCUCGGUUAAUGCACGCUGACUCACCCUCCUCAUCUCUCUCUGUAGGAGUGCCAGAUGCACAUGUGCCGCUCUUAAUGAGCAACCACACUGAAUGCUUGUUGACAUUAUUUCUCACUGUUGUUGUUUUCUUUGUCAGAUCCACUCAGUGGAGCUGCGCUUCUGUUUGCUUCAUUUCCUUUUUGACCCCAGUGGCAGAGCAGACGCCUUUGUAAAUCCGUAAAUGUCACAUCGGUGGAAUUAAUUGAUCCAUAUGUCCUCUAAAUGUUGCUAUAACUUUACAUGCAUUAAGUGGGGGUGACGUUAUGCUCCCUUUGCCAACAAAAACCUUUUUUUUUUUUUAACUAACGCUUUAAAGUUUUAGGUCCCAUUCAGGAUUCAGUUUGCCAGCCAAAAAUGAUGGAGAUUCAAAGCUUGUCAUAAACAUAUAUUUCUCUAAAUAAUCUUUAGUUUCAAUAUGACUGUUUAACUGCUCCUAAUUAGGAUUAAUUUAGAGGAGCAGACUGGUAAGAUGAGUAGGUUUACUCACUUCCAGCUUGAACUACAUAGUAUAUAAGCUGUAAGGCUGCACGAUAUUGAAAAAAACUAACAUAGCAAAUUUUUCCAACCCUGCGAUAUAUAUUAUGAUAUUAAAAAAUACAGGAAUUUUCACCAGAUGACCUGAAUAGCACUUUAUGUUGUGCUGCACAGCUGAAAUCUUGUGAACAGUUAACCUGCACUGAUCUUACCUCUUUUUGUGAAUGUUAGUAGAAUGGCUUCUGUCUGUCUCAGAGAUAUUUUUAGCUUUUAUUGUGCUGGGAAGUUAUUGUGGAAACAGAUGUACACAGAACAUGUGUUUUGGUCGACAUCAUCCUUCUUCUAACCGAAAUAAUUCCAGAUAACUGACAUUGCUUUUUCUUUUUGGCAACAAAUCUUCAUUUUUGGUGGUUUUCUCUUGUCUGUUGCUUAUCUUGCAAUUGUUGUUGUUGUGACCAGUGUUGUGCCGAGACAUACAUGCCCGCUGAGAAUUGCAUGCACCUAGCGGAAACGCGCACCUCUUAUAGUAGAGUGGUCCACAAAAAUGUACAAUUUAAAACUCUGACAGUUCUUAUUUGUUGGGCUAAAUAGUGAUAAGUAAUGUUCCGAAAUUCUCAGCGGACACGCUUUCUCGGCACAACACCGGCAGCGCCAGCGACUCACUCCAUGUCCAGGGGUGGUGGUUUCCUCCUCUCUGAUUUUGAUUGAAGGGUGGCAGGGAACUCUGAUUGGCAACUGAGAACUGAGUCUGAUUGGCAACUGAGUAAAGAGCGAAUGUGAUUGGUGGAUAGCUGCACAGCACAUGCAGCGUUACAUGAACUGUAUCUCAGUUAGCUACUCUUGAAAUUAGAUGAGUUCAUUCGUCUCUGACAUUGCACACGUACAUCGCGAUGACGAUGCUCAAACGAUGUAUCCUGCAGCCCUUAUAAGCUGCACCUAUGCGUCUGCUUUGCCAGGAUUUUACCCAUAUUCAGACCUUGUGUAAUAUGAACUCCAUUUAUGGACAGUAAAUCCUUUUUGUCCUUUUUUGAUAAGCAAAAAGCAUAAAACUUAGAACUGUUCAGAUUUUAAGAUAGCUUAAUAAUGAUACCUUUAUCAGCCCUUUUAAUGCCUGAAACCACAAAUUAUGGCCAGAAAAUUCACUUUUUUUAACCGGAAAUGUUUCUUUCACUCUCUACUGAAAAAUUAAAAAAAGACAAAAAACAAAACUGCAAAAACACAGACUGCAAUAACUCUGAAACUAAUAUGUAUUUAAUAUACAAAUUAAAAAGUUAAACCCCUCAAACUGAGCCUUGUGGGACUUCACAUUCAUUUUCAAGCUUUAAAUGCUUCGGCACACAACUCAUAAAUGUAAAGUGGAAACAUAGACCCUCUGGUCUAGAGCAUAAAUAAUGCUACUAAUACAUUUCAGUGAAGUAAGAGGAGUCGGUAUCCAGCAGGCAGGCUUCUGUUCUGUGUUGACACUCCUUUGUUCUCUUCCCGUACCGUUUUUUAAUUCCUCUCCCUAUAUUUGUGUGUUUGCCUUUUGCCAGUUUUCCCGUCUCCCUUAUGUUUGAAAACAGUGAGCUUAUAUAUGUUCCCUCUCCCUCGCUCUCUAUUUCACUCUUGAUUGCCACCCUUGGGAGGUGUAGCUCACCUGCAGGCGAUGUAUGCCAUCAGUGGCCUCCUGCUGAGAGCACACCUGUGGAGGAGCCUCCUCAGAGCUUUAUAUAAGUUCAGGGCAAGCUACCAGCAUCACAGCUUUCAUCCUAGUUACAGUAUGCAGUUGCGCCUCUGUUGACCUACAUUUCACUAUUGAACACUUUUUAGCCUCUCAGUUGUUAAAGUUUUCAGAAACCUCUGUUUAAGCAGCGAAACUUAUCUGAUUCUUUUGUUUAACUUUUCAAAAACGUCAGUAAAUAACUUGCACAGCUUUUGUCCAGAGAUGCCAAGUCUGCUUUUGGGUCCUACUUAUAACUUUGCAUCUGCAUUAUUUUAGGAAUAUUGGGGUCUGGAAUGUGGCAGAGUCUGAUUUUAUGUGUUGUUUAUGAGGAUUGAACUGAAGGGAAUUUCGGUCCCAGCAGACUAGAGAUAAAAUGUACUAUAUAUGGACUGCUGAGAUUUACACCGGCGACCAAAUCGGGACCACAGUCUGAGCUCCUUUAGUCAGCCAUAAGUUUGUUAUGUUUUUUUUCCCCAGAUUCCUCAUGGCAGAGUUUUAUUCUGGUCCAUUUUUGAGGCUGCCACUUUUGUGGGCAAUAAUCUGUAUGGAUCUUUUAUUUCUGGUCGAGUAUGAAAUCUGUCAGCGAGGCGCCUGUUGGGUGCUGCAGGGUGCUUUCUGUGUUGUGCAUUUCAGAUAACAUUGUGUCAAAAGAUAUAGUGAGCACAGUUACAGCAGAGCGACUGCUGGGAGGUUGAUGUUGAGGGUCUGCGGGAGGGAAUAUUUUGAGUACCACAAAGGGAAUCAGCCCUUUUGGGAAACCAGGUAUGGAGUACACUUUACAGCAUGACCCUGAGGCAGAGAGGGGGAGGGUUUAACUGUGGCGAAACAGACAGAUUACUUAGUAUGAAGCAAAUCAACAAACUAUUUUUUUUCCUGUUUUGUGCGGACAUAAACAAAAACAAAAUAAAUCAUUUUCUAUUCGUUAAUUUACUAUAAUGAGGUCUCCUUCUGCAGAGGCUGCCAUCUUGCACCACCAUGUUCCUACCAUGGUUAAGACUGGACAAACAAACAACAUAUGUAUGUGUUUUUGUACUCCGUGAGCAGCUGUGAAAAAUGCACCACUUGGAAGAUGAACAUUUAUUUGCACUGUUAGAUGUUUUUGAUGGUAAAAACUGACAAAUAGAGGAUUGUGCUUCGUGUGUAUUACAGGAGCUUCCCGUGCUGGAAGGCCAGCGUAGCUUCUAGAGGUUUACUAAUAGGAGCAAAGGAGUGUUUUCAAUCUAGAAAUUGAAUUGAAUUUAGAUAAUCCCAUCUAUUUUAAAUACAAAAUCAAUUUUGGAGAGAAGCCUGAAUCUACCUCCAGCAGCAAAGAAAAUAAAACUCGAAGACAGCACUGACUUGAACUUGAAUUCAUAAUAUGCUAUGAAAGUAAAUCCCUACAGUCUUGGUGUCAGAGUUAUGUGAACCCACUGGUCCUCUUGCUAUAACCAGAAAGUUUAACAGCAGCUGCCCCCUGGAAAAACAUUUCACAUUAUUGAUGGGGGUCAAGGAGCAAGGUUCUGAGGCAAGGGAAUGAUCCAAGUAAAAUAUGUAUUUUUUUAUAAAGUGUGUUUGAAUGUGUACGUGUGUGUCUAAACUACACCAGACAAAACAAUAGUAGAUUAAUUGUUUCCCCCUGAAAGUCCUCGCAGACCUAUAAUGAGUCUGAUUAAAGACUUGUAGACUUUUUAAUUACCCUCUAUAAAGCCCAGACAGAGAAAAACUGCAUCUGCCUUCAGUCUGGAAAAUUCACUGCCUUUCAUCACUUACUGACAUGUGCUGGCAUGUUUUCUCAGGGCCUCAUCUCUGACCCUCAAGUACAGUAAUGAUAUCUGGUAGACUGUUCAGUGCAGCCCACACGAUGUUCUGUGCUUUAUGUAUCCUGGUUUACAGCUGCAGCUCAGUGAGGCGGAGAUGCAAACAGCGGUAUAUAUUAUACACUGUAAGAGGCAGGUGUGCUGCCAGUUGGCACCUGAAGGAGUCACACUGGACCAGAGGGUGAAAGGGAUCUGACUGAUGAUUAAGCUGGCCAUGCUGACUGAAAAGUAACAGCUUUUUUCCUUAUGAAUUGAUAGGACUUUACUAUGGAAUUGCACAAAAAUAUGCAGUAAAGCUGUAGUCAUGCUUAAUAAUUUUAUUCGCAUUUUCAGGGGGUAUAAUCACUGAAAGCAGGGUUAUAAUCAAAGUCAUCCAAGUAUUUGGGCUAUUAGUGCUUAUCACCUGAUUCCAGCAAACCCCUUAGGAAAACUCUAAAUGUUUUUAUCAUUCAUGUUGUAGCAAUUUAUAUUUCCAAAUCAAGCAGCAACCUCUACUUUUGAAAAAAUAUAGCCAAUGCAAUAAAAAAAACUGCAUUAUCUUUAGUGUCCAUAUGAUUUUAACCCAAAAGGUUAUCCAAAUGCAUGACUCAACAUGAGAAUUUAACAUGUUCACAACCUGGAAGAAGAAUUUAUUUACUCUUCAUUUCUUUAGUUUUGAUGACCAUUUUUUUAAAAGGUCAUACAUUUUUAUUUUAUUUAUUUACUUGUGUUUUGAUCUAAGCUCGAAGUUAGUAUUAGGAAUCUGGCAACUGCCCUGUUUUGGCAUCAUGGGCCCACUUCAGAAACUAAUUAAUGGUAUCAUUAGACGCCAAGUUGAUGUUUUAUUAAGUCUGUUGUUUUAACCCUCAAUAACCUCUGUCCUUGCUAUUUAGCAUUUCUCAAAAGCCGUGUUGUUGAUAUCAUGUGUGCCCUUUUUAAUUGCGGUGAAAAUGGGAAUGGAUGUUUGAUGGAAAAACCUCUUAGGGAUGCAUUUGUAAAGAAGAAAAAAAAACACAUGGUGGGUAAUGAUGUGCUGUCAGGUAUUGUUGACCGUCUUUGGCUGUGUGAGGUUUCCUGCUUUGCUGUUUGUUCUGCAAAGACAGAGAAAGAGAGAGGGGAGGGAGAAAAGGAGAGAGCACUGAUAAUGAUCGGUUUUCAAACAAAACUGUCAGGGCCUUUGUUAGCUGUCCUCAUCUCGCUCUCCCUUGUUCUGUUUGCCCUCAGUCUUGACUGACAGGCUGAAGGCCACAGCUGCAGACAGACCUGAUGUGGAAUUAAGACUUUUAUUGUCUCUAUAACCAUAAUUUCUGCUGUAAGACAUCAUUUCCUACUAUAACUUGAGAAAAAAAAAUGCAUGCCUUAAAACAACAUGUGCAGACAACCUUAAAAAGAAAGCCUAUAUUCAAAAAAAAACCUAAUUUGUGAACAUUUUGGGUAAUCUUGACAAACAUAAGCUUCAGAGUGAAAACAAUUAAAGAGCAAUAAGCCUGCAGGGGAUUUUUUUCUCGCACGUUCAUUUAAAUUUGACAGACUAAAGGAUGUCAGGCAAGUAGUGAUCACUGGGGGGAGCCAGCAUGCAGUUUCAGGCUCUCUCAAAGCUGUUUAUUGGCAGUUAUAUAAAUGACUGUUUGUUGGUCCCCUAGAAGCAAAGAGAAACAAACUUCAACUUUGCACAUUCAUUACUUGGAGCAAAGUGCUUCUUUAAGGACGUUGGCAGGCAGGAUUUAUUUGACAGGUGCUGCCUGGAGAUGUUGUCCCAGACAGCACAUAAACCUCUGAAUGAUGAAACAGAAUAUAAAUUAAAAGAUAUCAAUUAGGUGAUAAAACCGCGCAAUAAAGGAGAGCCUGUGCUGUAAAAACAAAAGUUCUGCUGGCACCUAAAGACCCCACAUCGGUACACUGUCUUUUGCUUUUCCAGUUAAGCCUGAUUGUCUGUUGUUUCAUUUUACAGCCAGGGACAUAAAUACUUCAUGUAGUGUUGAUCAGUCUUUGUACCCCUCGCUGUGGUCAGACCGGUUCUGUAGUUUAUUAGAGCUUGGCUGGUCUCUGAAGCACCCCCCAUUGUGUUUUUGUCUGUUUAAUGCAGCGUUCACCUUUAAUGCUGUCCUGUUUCCUCCUGUGAUCGUGUUCAUAUUUUUGUGCCGCUAAUUGUCAGCUUGAAAGGUGAGAUGAACCUGCUACUGAUGCGCACUGAUCAUUUGGGCUGAAAAUGGAUUAUGGAGAGAGACACAACAUGGAUGAUUUAACUGAAAAUUCUAAAUUGUAAAGUUUUUUUUUUGCACUAAAUGUUUAUUCUUCCUAUUUGUUAUGUUAUCUAUGAAAAACAGACCCAAUUACCUGACUACCAGAUGCUUUGUUUUAUGAAUUUCAAUGCCUUCGAUGUGUUUCGGUGAGAGAUAAACGCUCUCGGUGCUCAUGUGUCAGAGGAGCUGUCCGCAGCAGUGGUGCUGAAAUCUGUCUUGGCAGUGAGCUGGUCAUGCAGCUCCCUCAGGCUCCAUGUGCUCAAAGAUUGCAGAGCCAAAUGCAGUUUUUUUUUUCACUUUAAGGUCCACUCAUUAUGCCAGAAAAAUUGUCUUUUUUUUUUUAUCAUCAACAUGAGAAAACUCCAUCUUUUUACAUUACUUUUUCUCUCUGUUUAUUUCCUCAUUUUUUCCCACAUGCUUCUGUCCUAUUUCUCAGCUUCUAUUAAUUUCUAUCAUUAAUCUUUCCUCCUUUAAUCCUAAUCCUGAUGCCUUGAUGUUGGAGUCAUUAAUUCUUAUGGUGAGGUUUCCCACUUUUACCCUAUCUGCAUCAUUAUUAAUUUCCCAUGAGUGUAACGAUGCAAAUCCAUUUGCUUGCACUCUUAUAUAUAUUUGUGCUGCUUACAUGUAAUAACACAUACACAUCUGAUUUUGUCUCUCUUGUUAGAACCCAUAUUUAAAUCACCAACCAGCCAAAAUAGAUUGAUGCAUCUGAAGCAGACUGUUUUGACACACGUAUGAUAUAAUUGUAUUUAUUUAACUAUUUUUCUCCAUUUAUCCAGUUUAAGAUCGGUCAUACCAUACAGAUGUUGUAAAGAGCAACUCUAGCUUAGCAGAGUUGGUCAUCUGUCAUUUGAAGAAUGGUGGUGGGGGGUUGAUCCCAGGUCCACUGUCCACAUGCAGACUGGGAUCCACUUGACCCCAGAUUGACCCCGUCUGGCUACACCCACAGGUGUGUGAAAUUUGCUGCAGCUAUCAAAACACUUUUUUUUUUCUUUAUACUGUACGGUUUCUUUAAACUUCUAUGCACUCUUUGAUUUUUCAGUGAAAACGCAAUAAUAUGCCAAAGCUUGGAGUUUGUUCUGUUUGUGCCUGUUAAUCUAUAGAGCCAAAAUUCCUCAGAGAGAGAGAGAGAGAGAGAGAGCUCGUUCUGACAAUUAUUUCUAUUUAAGAGAAAAUUGAUUUUUCAUUUGUUUAAGAUUAUAAAUGCAUGGCUGGUAGUCACACAAAAAAAGAAGAAAUGAUUGGAACAAAGGAAAUCUUUCCCUCACUGCAGAAAGUAUCUCCAUUUCUGCUGGUGAGUCACAUCGCAGAUUUGCUUCCUUCCUUCUUUCUUCCCUCCUUCCUUAUCGGAGAUUGUUCAGUUCCUUUUCCCUCUGACAGAUGACUGGUUCAAAAGGCCAGGAGCUCUGCAGAGACUGUGCGUGACAUCUGAAGAAACCUGCUCCCUACGUGUGUGUGUAUAUGUGCGUGUGUGCGUGUGUGUCAGAGUAGCACAAAUAGGCAGAGGAGCUGUGCUAACAAGAGUGUUGAUGGUGUGUGUGCACAGAGAGGUGACACGCGGUGAGAGAGUUACAGCACAAACACUGUUUUGUUGGGAACUAUUUCUGCUCUGUGUGGGAGGACGGCAGCUCUGCUUCUCAAGAGCCAGGCCAGCAGCAACCCCGCUUUGUUUUAUUGGCAGACAAUACAGCAGCAUUGGCAUACAGCACAGUGGAGUGAAUAUGAUUUUUAUGGUUAUAGACACUCUAUCCAAUUCUUUUUUUACUGGCUCCCUAAACUGCAAUGCACAGAGUUCUGUCAGUCAUGAAUAUAGUCUCUAAUUUAGGUCGAAAAAGACUCCAAAAUCGCCACUGACAAGAGCUAAUGCUAAUAUCUUCAAGUAUUUCACUCUUCUUGCAUUGAUUCCAGUUUCCAUUUCCUGUGUAAUGGACUUGCCAGUAAUGAGUGCCCACAGUGAUCUGAUCCAAACUGACAGGCCUCCAUAUUAUCAGCUGCUGUGAGCUCAGGAGCUGAGCACUAGUACUACUAAAUAUAGGUCCAGGAGGACGGACAAAAAACCUCUGAGUUCUCUUUUAUUUUAUAGCAGAGAUAGAAAGUAAUAAAGAAUUUAGUAGUAAAGAUUUGAUGUGUCAGACUCAAUUUCAGGGAAGCUGAUUGAAACAUCCUUUCCCUGCUGCUAUAUUCUUUGAGUGGAAACUGCAGUUUGGUGUUUUUUUUUAAUCUCAGUUAAUUAUUUUAGAUACAAUUUUCAUAAGAAAUAAAAUAUUAAUAAUUAUGAAGAAAACACAUCUGGGAAGAAUUUAAGAAAACUGUACAGCAGUAUACAGUAGGAGAGAGUGAGGUAAGAUGAGCCAUUUUUCAUAUUUCGGAUCACUACAUCGACACAAUCAUAGUUUUGUCUCUAACUAGUGUAUCUGCAUAUAUUUCAAGGUGUUGUGCAUCCCCACAAACCAACAGAAUAAGUGUAAACAUAACUGUCUUGAUAAUAUAGCAUGCCAAAAAAAGUGGUCUCCUAUGGUCAAUUUACCCUGUGUAUGGGGUAAGUUGACCAUAGGAGCGGGAUAAGUUGAGCCGUAUCCCUACUACCCCCCUACUCUCCACCCCAGCUCUCCCUCACCUUCUCUCUCCCUGAAUAACAGUCACUUCUUCACAUUCAUGGUUCUUCACAACUGGUACAAUAAUUCUCUUUUUUUAUUAUUGGAUAUAUUGAAUAUAGUAUAUUGGAUUGCUGUUAAAAAGCUGUUUUGUAAAAAGUCAUUUUAAUAUGAAAGUGCAGAACUUUCACAGCUGUAUUUUUGAAAAUUAAAAGUAACUCAUUUCAUGACUUUGUUAGUCCUCUAAGCUAAAAUGGUGGACUUUUAUUCUAGGUUUUUGACCUCGUGUUGUAACUCAUAGAUACCACAAUUGAUGUAUAAAACAAAUUUUAAAUGAUCUUUUUUGGUCUGAACACAAUUCUAAUUUUUUUGUAAAUAAAUGUCUAACCCCUUCAUCCAUGUGCUUCUAACCUUCACAGACUUCAUGAAUUGAUGCCCAUCUCCUAAAUAUUUGGUCACAUGAUCAAUUUCUUUGACCAUUUCCAAGCAACAGGGAGUGGCUCAACUUACCCCACUCUCCCCUAUGCCUUUUCACUAUCAAGCUCUCGUGAACUUCAGGGUUUGUAUUGAUUUUGGUGGCCAUCUCUUUGCUGAUUUUGUCCUAUAAGCAGUGGGUGGCACACAGAAAAGUAGAGAGGGCUACCCAACUAUAAAAAGAAACAGUAUCAAGUGCACGACUAUGAUGCAUAUUUUCAUCAAAAGGAAAAUGCUCCAGAUAAAAAUUCUCAUAUCUGAUCUUCAGUAGUCAGAAAUGAGCCUGUAGUUAUCAGGCUAUAACCGAUGGAAAGUUGCACGUUUUGAAUUUUUGUCGUUUGCCGAAUAAAUUAAAUCACCACCCCCCGAAAAAAAAGGGAAAGAAAGAUAGAAAAGAGGUAGGCUAUGGCUGCCUGUCUGGAGGGAAAAAACUGAACCUCCCACAUCGCUGCGGUCCACAGUUUCCUGAGAGCUGAACUCUGCGCUGUCUGCACCCACGGUCUCCUCAUUGUUUCAGCAAAUCACUGGAUAUUCCUGAACGAGCGUAGAACUCUCUCUCUCUCUCUCUCUCUCUCUCUCUCUCUCUCUCUCUCCUCCUUCCUUUCGCGCCUCAUUACUCUGCACCUGUCGGCAGCGGACGCCGGCUGCUGUUCGCGCUCCUCUCUUCCUCCUCCUCUCUCUCCUCUCAUCUGUAUCAGACGGUCAUGACUUCCGCCAAAGACGUGAACGGGCCGGCCAAAGCAGCUCCUCAGCCGGAUCAGGUAGGAACCAAAGGACCGCGAACUGAAUUCUCGAUAGACGAUAGACUGAAUUCUCUGAAGUCCGCGGGGUUCCCCUUGUUUUUUGGUGUCUCCUACAAUCGAAAGAGUUGUUUUUUACAAGAUGACCAAACAGAUUUGAGCUGUUUGGUCACUAUAUUUGUUGUUUUUCUCUGUACUUUUGACCACAAAUUGUUACGGCUGACUGAGUGUAAACACCAACUUCUGAUCAUGUACCUAAAUAUUUAAUGCUCCACUCUUGUAACCUCAUGCCUGCGGGUGUAGCACCUGUAGUAUGCUUCCUCUGUGGUGUCCUGUUUGCACGUGUUGUUGAGCUUGGAGCCAACACCUGCUGGUCCUCAUGACUCCUUUCUUCCUUUUUAAGGGACAAAAUCCUCCUAUUUGGUUUUGAAUCAUGAUUCAAACUUUUGCACAGAAAGGGAAUAAAAAGCCGCAGAGAAGGAAGAGUGGGUGUUAAUUACUCUGCAUUGUGUUGCCAUCUCAUUGAGUUUAAAUAGAUCUCUGUGUGGGGCCAUGUAGGAAACACAGUGAAGUGAUGUAAUGACUUUGUAGACACAUGAUCCACUUUGGGUUUUUACAUAACUGAGCUUCUGGCAGUGAUAUCAUAAUUUGGGUUGAAAGGUGCUCCACAGAAAUAAACUCCUGUUUGCAUGAAUUCAGGGAGAACAUCUUGACAAUCAGUUUGGUUGCGUAACGGUUGAUUGUUGAGUACUUGGCUCAUACCGUGCUUGUUCAAAGGUAGCUCUCAGAAUAUGAAAUGAAAAACAAAAAAAGGUCUGUUUCAUUAGUCGGGGGUGAAAGCCUCCCACUUUGCAUAAUUGUUGCAUGAACAGGGUGUAAUUAAGUUUGAUAUUUGUCAAAGCGAAGAAUGUUUUCCUGCAAAAUUUGAGGAAAUUUUACAGGCAUAUUUUGUUCUUGAGCACUUUUCUCUACCAAGUUAUCAUUAUCUCUUGUGUCUUGAAUAUAGCUGGCAUUUUUCAAAAAAAAUUGUGCAUAAAGCAUUUUAUUUUUCUCGUUUCCUUUUCAUACAUCUAUUAUAGCAGGAGUGUUGAGUCAACAGCUAUGCAGUGGGUUCUUAACCACAUUCAGAUCAGGGAAAAAAAGAAGCAUUAGCUCUUUGAUGGCUGAGAGAAAAUAGGAUGUCAGACUUAAGAGAGACACUCACAGAGAGUGAAAUACAGAUAUGCUCGUCUGCAAAUGUUGCUGUGGACCAAAAAGAAGAAUAAAUCUUUAUUUGCUCUGGGUGACUUGGCCUCUAAACUUGUUUUUGUCAGCGUUUACUGUUCGCUCAAACAAAAACAUUUUCCUCUGGACAAGGCGCUUAGAAAAUAUCCUCCCCCAUCACUCUGCAGCAGCUCUAGCAGUGACCUUGCUCAUUGGUUAUAUCAGUUUCAAAUUCAAAUCCCAGCCUGUUAGUCUACUCUUUAAUGAUGAGGCAGACGGAUGAAGAUAUCACAACACAGGAAGUAGCUCAGGCGCUCUUCUGAGAUAUGAACUCCAGCUCUCUGAACUGAAAAUCUCUGCGGCUGCUGUCAAUGGGGGAGGUUUUAAUGCAGUUUGGCAAUGAGUUGCACUUGACUCCCUAUGCAGCAUUCAACGGAAGUCAUAAGUGAAUAAAUAGGAUAUAUCUUUUCCACUUCAUCAUUUAAAAAUGCUGCUUCUUUCAUCAGUCCAGUCGUUACAGGCUCCGGAAAUGCAUUUCCACGUUCUUAAACUGAUGCACUACCUAUCGGUGUCUGGUGGAGCACCACAACAAAUGGCCUCACACAUAGUAUCUGAUGGUGAUGUUUGAAAGCACACAGCAGAGUGAUAGGGCUGGUCUUUGAUCUCUUUUUAUAUUGAUUGAUAUUGAUGUUUAACCAGCGAUAAUGGCACUUUGAAAAAUACCCUGAAAGAAAACUCAGAACAGAGAUUAUUCACAUCCACAAAACAUGUCUCACACAUUUUUAAAGCUGUAUUUAUAUUUAUGGUUACCACCAAUAAAAUUCACAUAUAAUUCAGUUGACAGGCCUCUAACUGAGCAAUUAGUAUAAUCCAAAAUGUUUCUUUUAUUGUAUUAUAUCAAAAGAUGCUUCAUAUAUGUUUACCUGUUGGGUUAGUCUCAUAAAAACAAUGUUUUGUGUAUUAUUCGGAUAAUACCAUUUUAUCCAGUGAAAAAGACUGAUUAACUUAAAAACAUUUCUAUUCCAACACAGCCAAUGGCGAUGUGAUCCACCAUCACAUAUAGAAGAGAGGAAAAAGUUGUGAUGUACUGACAGUAAAAAUGUUUCCAGAACAUGUCUGACAGACUGCAUGUAGCUAAAUUUCGUCAGCGACAGUGUAAUGCUCCUACUCUACACACAACUUCUCUGAAUAGUUAGUUAAGUGUAAUGUUGUGUUCACACCAAGCGCAAAUAAGAUCAUCUACUUGCUUAAUUCAGUAUUUCUGCGAUUUUUCUUCAUUUCCUGAAAAUAACAUUUCACAGUAGCAUUCGGCAGGAGAGUCACUGAGAGUCGCUGUGAUGACGCUCGGCUCAAACAGCGUGUCCCCCCGGGUGAGCUAUGCAAUCUUCGUACAUCCAUAGGCUGUAUCAAGUGUCAAUCAUAGAAAACCUGAACCCCCUAAUAACUUUUAAAAACUGAGCUGUAUAGAAUAAGAGGACUUGAACACAAACCAGUCUGACAGUAACUACAUGUCAACAUCACAAGCAGGGGGGAGAAAAAUUUAUAUUCUGUGUUAUAAAUUUUUAAAAUUUGUCCACAGCUCCAUAGCGAUUGCUGGAGGAGGCGGGAUUUAUGAUCCAUACUGCAGCUCAUCACCAAAGGGUGCUGUUCUCGGGGUGGCUUCACCCGGCAUGGAGGCAGACGGCGUCCAUUCUAUAUACAGUCUGUGCUCGCUCCAUUCACGUGUUUAUAUCAUGUCUGCGAAGCGCCCAAACACACGUGUGACUGCAUGAGAGAAAGAGAAAGAGAGAAGGGGUUCUUACAUGUCAGAUGUCAGGUCUGUUUACAUUGUGAGGAUCUGCUGCAUUAAAAGCGUUUAGCAGGUAAUCUGACCUCAUCGCUCACUUUACUCCAGAUGAGCUCUUUCUUUUUCUCAGUGUCAAAGACAAGUUGUAUCCUUCAGCUCAGGUGGUUUCUAACUGUCGUGAUAAGCUUAUCCUUCAUUUUCCUCAAGAAUGAAUCUCUCUCAGUCUGUUGUUGACAUACGUCACCCGGGAAUCUCUGUUCUGAUUGUUUAUCACAGCCGCCUCACUGGCAUCGCCCGAGUAUAACCCGCAUCUGAAUGCAUCUUUGCAUUGACUUAACAUGUCACACCGAAGAUUUGCCACAUAGUUAUCCUAAAAAAAAUCAUCUGUCUUUUAGCUGUCCUUCCCCUCCAAAAGGAUCUUAUUUUCAUUGACAUCUUGAGGGAAAUAUUUGAUUAAAAGACGACAAAAAAUAGUGAGGGUUAUUUCCAGCUUAUCUACCCUUGAGUGAUUCACCUUCAGUCAUGUUUCUGAGCACCACGGUUGCUCUGACGAUUCAAAGAUACUGCGCCAGUUUUGUCCAAAAAGCAGGCCCAAUUUCAUAUUCAGUAAAAAAUCUCUCUCUCUUUCUAAAUUUUGCUUUCUAUCAGUUGAUAGAGCCAAGUGGAGUUAACGUUUCCCCAUUUUUACUCUGCAGCAGUUACACUUACAACAGCAUGUUACUCAUACCGACAAGGACUGAUGAACAGCUACCUAGAGCCGAUUAGAUAUCCACUCAUGACUUUCUGUUUUGUCUUCUUCUGCACAGUGGUGGCACAUGUUGCCCACUUUCAUGGAUCUCUCUCUGAUUCUCUCUUCUAAUCGCAGAAGCAUAUGCUCAAAUAUUUGUCGAUUUUUCAUGGACUGGGGUGGAUUUUUCUCCCAUCUGUUUGUGGAAUCUUUUAAACAUAUUGCACUAGAGGGGUCACCAAGAAAACUGAUACAUUUUCAAUCAUUGCAGUGGAAAACACUCUUAAUUUGUUUCAGUUUAACUCAGAGAGGAAAAUUACAAACCCAUGACUAGAUGCAUGUAUCAGGUAGUAAAUAUUACACCUUGUCCUUUCGCCCUUCCUUUUUAAUGAGGCCAUGCUAAUCUUCUCUGUAUUGUUCCAGGUUUAGUAUCAGUGCUGGAGAACUGACACAAGGUAGCUGAUGGGAAAAUGAGCCUGUUUGAAUAGAGCAGUGUCCAGUUAUCAAUUUUGACUAUAAUGGUGUCGAUACAGAUCAAGCAGAUACUUGAUUAUGAUUGGUUAGAGGUCUGCUAUCGCUCUUUAGCAGACCAUUGCAAAGGAAACAGCCCAGUUAGCAGAAACUGGAGUUGAGUAAAUGUAAUAAUAUCAGCCCACAGAAAGAAGUCUGGUAUGGUUAUUGUUAAUUUGUUUAUCAUUUAAAAAGAGGAAAGUGGCAAAAACUGGGUUUCAAAGAUGAUAUCUUCAAAUUUGAAGAUGGUAUAAGUAGUAAACACAUGAGAUGAGAAACUGCUGAUGCUAAUUGAGUGGCAGAGAAAAGGCAGUAAAACUGAAGCAGCUUCUGUGAUGAUCCACAUGGCUGAUUAACUUGUCCCACUUCUCCAUCUGUAGUUAUGUUCAGUAAAAAAUCAAAACUACUCACCCUGUUAGACUUCUAUGCUGCUAUGACAAUCUGCUCACUUUAUACACUAUUAUCCUGGUGAAAGUCAAUUCUGAAUCUCAAUAGACUGUACCUGUCAGGGAGAAUUUAAGUGUGCGAGCCAUGGAAGUGAAAAAGCUUCUCUGCAGGUGCUGAAUAAUUAAUUUGCAGGUGAAAUCAGAUAAUGGCAUAAAAAGCAGAAGCUUAAAUCAUUUAAUAUUAUUUUGACUAGUUGUGAAAGAACAACGCAAUGCACUCGUGGUCUUCACACUUACCUUGAGUCAAUGGUGCCACAGAUACUACCACCACCACCACCCACCAUUCCUACUACGGCUACUGAUGCUGGUACUAUUCAUUCAAAAAAUUACAUACAUUUGCUGUAAGUACAGGUUAUCUUUAAGCCUGGUGGACUUGUAUUGAAGGGGAACUAUACAGGAAAUAUCAGUUGCUGUGUUUUGUGAAGGAUUUUAUAGUUUUUCAGCUUAAUGUUUCAGUUGUAGAGCCUGCGAUGUGAUAUUACCGAUUUUUUGUCCGAGCAACAUUUUUAUAUUUUUUCAAUCGGCAGCCCCUUAAAGAAAAAAUGAGCACCAUUAAGGAAAAAUACACUGCCCACUCAGUGUGCAAGGGCAGACAAAUCAAAUUGUAGAUACUAGUUGAAAGAAGAAAAUAACAAAGGCAUUUAUCUGAGAAGUUUGUGCACAUUGCAAAAAAUAUAUUAGAUCUAAUGGCUGAAAAGAUCAUGGGUAAAACAAUAGCCAAAGCCCUUCUUAGUUGUACUAUCAAUCGUAGAAGAAAGUUUUGUCCUUCUGAUAUCAGUGCAAAUAAGGAUGUAAUACCCAGUAACCACAAACAAGCACUCAUUAGGACAUUACAACAAGGCACAAGGACAAUACUGGUUUAUUUUUCAAUAUGACACAAUACAAUUCAAUGACUACAAAUCGAUCCAUUCCUGUUAUUAUUCAUGGUGGAAUUCAUUGUGCUGAAUUUAUGAUGCAAUGUCUCAGUAUCAAUACAAUCAGAAAAUGAGUAAUUGUCCUAUAUGUCAUAUGAGUGGGUCCCAUGACCAUUUGCACAUAAUAUUAUCAAUAUAUGUAUAAUGCAACCCCUUGGCAACCUCGAAGUUUGAUUAGAAAGUGAAAUGUGUUAUUUGUCGUUGAAUGUAAAGGAUGUGAUGUCAGUCUUGUGAUUGCCUUUGCUCAUGCUUUGGCUCCUGUAGCGUCCGUAUGUAAGCGUCCAUUUAGGCGGUACUUUGGCUUCAUAUUUCACAAUGGGAGGGGAGUGAAGCAUGAUGUCUAUAUAAUGUAAAUUCAGUCUUUGUUUUACUAUCAAUAUAAGAGAUGCAAGAAACAUUCAGAAACAUGAGACGUUUUUUCCACUAAAGCAUGGAUAACAAUUUUUGUUAGACAGUAAUUCCGAGAAAAAGAGAUUCACAAUUCAGAAGUGAUGCACUGUUUAAUAAGUUUUAUGAAGGUACUUCUCAAUAUUUUGUGCAUAAAACUCUUUGGCACAGCAGGUCUGUAGCUACUUUAAACCAAGGACUUCGGAAAAAUAAUUUAAGAGUUUAGAAGUACCCAAGUCCUUAAAGUGGUUGGCCUGGGUUCAAAUCCAAACCCAGGACCCUUUGUUCUCGCUCUCUCUUCCUAGUUUCCUGUCCUCUUGAAAAAACAAGAACUCAACAAGAAAAAAACUCAGAAACAAACCUCCUUCUGAUUCCGUUUGUAGAUAAAUGUUCUGUAUAGAGAAAAAUGUUCCUCUGUGACCUAUUUACCUUUUGUUACUCCCUGCUGCUGAAGCAUGUUCACAAAAGCCCCCCCCCUGUGGGUUGAUGUUGCAAAUAAACCUCAUUAUUUACACUCCUCCUCUGUGCUUUUUUUAUUUUGCUUUAAUACAGUAUUUUCCCUUUAAAAUUACGCAUAAACAAAUUAAUCAGCACCAGCUGACUUGUUGGCUAUAUAUUUUAAUGAGACAACAUAAGAAAAACCAGAUUUGAACCAUUUUUUAGAUGUAAUUAUGAUUAACACCAAUCCAUUUUUUCCGAUCCAAUCCGAUACCAAUACCUGUGUUGAGCGUAUCAGCCGAUAUCCAAUACUAAUCUAAUACUACUGUUGAAUGAAUGAACUGUAUACCUUGCCCUGUGAGUGAAGGCAUGAGGCUUGACAUAAGCCUUGUUAAAAAAAGGUAACAAAUUAACACAGAUAUAAAUUUAUUAUUAUAAAUAAUUUAUACUUUUAUUUAUAAACAAAUAACAAAAUGCAGAUUAGCACACAGCAAAAAGAAGUAAAUGAACAUAAAGUGCAAAAGGAAAGACAGACAUAGAAUAUAGAGGGAACAGAAUCACUGUGUUGCUGUGUAUGAUAUUAAUUAAGAGAAAAAAAUGACUGGAUCGGCAUCAUUGAUCAAAUAUCCAAUCCAGUUAAUCUGUCAAUAUUGGAGCCAAUAUCCAAUCCAAAUAUCAAAUUGGUGCAUCCCUAAUCUUUGGCUACUUUCACACUGCAGGUUGUGAUGCACAAUUCGGAUUUUUUGUUAAAUCCGAUCUUUUUCUUUGGUCGUUCACAUUACAACAACGAAUGCGGCAUCUAAUGUGACCAGAAUGCGUCCGUGAAGUGACCCGCAUGUGCACAAAGCACAAAUUUCCUUCUGCAUCUGUUUGUGUUGUUGAACAAUGGUGACGUUUGUCGCCUAUUGAUGUCGUAUAGGUCGGAUGAACGCGCCUGAGCAUCCACUCUGCAAUCACAUUGGAUACAUAUCCGAUUUAUAUCUACAUACAAAAGAGGCCUGGGUCGGAUUUGAAAAAAUCAGAAUCGCACUGUUCACACUUACAUGAAAAAAUCCGAUAUGUGUCACAUAUGGUUAAAAAAUCGGAACUGGCCUGCAGUGUGAACAUAGCAUUUGAGUCUUUCUCUGGAAACAGAAAGCUAUUAGGUAGAAGGAUGAGGUACAAUUUUAUGUAAUGUUACUCUCAACUUACAGUACGUGUUACGUGAUCACCAGAAAUCUAACUCCGUUUUCUCUUCCUUCUACUGCACGUUUUUUCUCUCUCCUUUUUUCAAGACCCCUGCGUUCAAAAUGACUCGCUUUUUUGUGUUUGAAGUUGAACAUCAAGAUUUUUUUGAUUGUGAUUGGGUUUACAGGAGACUCCACAGGUAUGUCGAGAGAACUUAAUUAGUAGUAGUGAUCUCUAGAGGCAAAAUCAUCCAAAGGUUAAUGAGUCUUAGUGUGAAAAGAGUCAAGUUUUCUUUGCCUUUGUUGAGCCUAACCCUCUCACUUCAUGUCUUCAAAAGUAACAAACACAGACUGUGCAUACAGAGUACAGCUGAUCUCUAUUAUCUCUCCAUGAACCAAAAGCAAGCUGGCAUGAAUUCUUAAUCUCACUCAUGAAUGCCCAUGAUUUAUUGAUGCCGUUCCAGAGGAAAAGUUUACCCCUCCUGUCCAGGGGCUACAGGCUUCACUCCGGACUUUGACUGUUCUCAGACUGCGACUACGUUACAGCCGAGACAUACAGUAUAUCAUGUGUCAAGUGUCUGGUGUCUUUAAACAGCUGAAGUUUGCUUUUGUUACAAAUGUCCGUAUCCCCCCACGUGUCGGUAUUUGAAACCAUCUAGUUUCCGAGUUAAUGUUAUGAGCUGUUCGAUGCGUUUUCCCUCUGUGACGCUUGGUUGUAAUAUUAGUCCCCACAGUACUGUACAGCAGCCAGGAGCUUCUUCACUACAAAUCUGACUCAAAUGACUCUCUUGGUUCCCUUGGAAACCAGGUGCUCAGAGAUCAGGAAAGAUCCAUUUCACACUUCAGCAGCGAGCGGAGACAAAGCUGGUUAGACAAAGGGAAAGUGGGAGGGAGGGCGGAUUAGAAGGAGAGAGUGGAGAGAAAGAAAGCUUGACCUUAGCAGAUGUGCCGAUCUUAUGGUCCCUUUAUCUCAGAGUAGGAUGAAAAUAGUAACAAAUGGAUUCAAAUGAAUGCUUCCUUCAGUGGGUUUUUUCCCCUUUAGAGUGGAUGGUACCCAAAUGCAAAGUGUUUGUUCGGAUGCGGUGUAUGUGAGGGAGAGGGUGAAAAAGGCUCCGGCUCUCAUUUAUUGAUGCAGCUCUCAUUGUUAUCAGCUGUAAAGCAUGCAUGCCUCUCUCUUUCUCCUUCUCUCUCUCAAACACACACACUCACAGAAAGAGAAAGCUUAAUGCAGACGUCUCACCGUGUCUAAAAAACAAUGCCAAAAGGUCAAGAAUUGCUUUCAGCCGCACUUCUUCCUCAUUAAAAGCUCUCCAGAAAAGUCGGCAACAAGGGAGCGCUCAAGUUUACAACUUCACAGUUUGUUAUAUAUUCUUUACCAUGCUGUACAUCAGGGAAAUCCAACCAUGCAUCUCAAGUCCAUUUUUUAAAAUCUCAAUGUGCUGAAAAACAAUGCAGUGAGGUACUGACUCAGUCUGUGUUCGGAGCUCUCUGUUGUUUUGUGUUUGAGUAGGUGGGGAAUGCUCCACUUUUCACACAGGGAUAAUGCAGUCUGCAGGGAUAAAGCAAUCACAGAGAAGGCACUUUAAUAACUGUGGAUUUUAAGAGACAACGGUUCUAUUUUGAAAUAUACUGAGACAUUUUCAGUCAAAGAUUGAAAUACAAAGCUUUAGUGUGAAGGCGGGUUGUUUUUUCAACACCAAAGAUGAAAAAAGUCUGUACCUAAAUUUUGAUUUAUGGUUUGGUGUGGCUGAGAGUAAUGGAGCUUACAUAGAAACUGAUGUCUCACCAUAAACAUUGAUAUAAGAGAUUAAUUUACUUGCUCAGUACCUCAAAGAGUGAAUUAAAUGGCUUAAAACUGCUGUCAAGAUUAGCUAACCACUUCUUUGGCCUCCCCUUCUCUUUUUUACCACAGUAUAAUACGAGGAACUUUAUUGAAUGAUAUAUAUGGCUUUAUAGGAGGCUAAAGAUACAUGUUUUAAAUAUAGCACAUUGGUAUACAACUGUGAAGAACUUUGGGCUUGUGUUCACUAAAGGCAUUUUUGCACCUGUUUAUACAAAGCCAUACAAAUCCAGUGCAGGUCAGCAUUUAUGGGGUUCAGCAUCCAAAGCAAAAAAACUGCUUUGGGCUACAGCCGCUUUUGUUGCGGCACUCUCUCAGUUCAUAUUUCAUUUUUAAGAAUAUCAUUACAAUUUGUCAAAACCAAAUAUCCAUGACAGACCGAUCAAAUUCAAGAAAGGUGGGACUGAAAUCAACUUUGUCAACAUAUUUGCUAAUGAUUCUUUUGAUAUGGUGACUAAUCAUGCUUGUUUUUUCAAGGGCACAUUUACCAGGUUAGCUGCAAUGCUUGUUGUAAUUAGAAGACAUUUUUAUUGAGAUUAGAUACGUGCAAAAUAGACAGUAUUUCAAUAUUUUGACACUUAAACUAAAUAUUAUGUCAUUCAAACUGGUAUAUCCCCCCUCUUUUAAACAUUUUUGUACUUCUCUGAAAGCUACCAUAUUCCGUUUUAGUGCAGUGGUUCUCAAGUCCAGUCCUCGAGCCCCCCCGUCCAAUACACCUGAUUCAAAUGAUCAGCUCGUUAUCAAGCUCUGGAAUGGCUUAAUAACGAGCUGAUCAUUUGAAUCAGGUGUGUUGGAGCAGGAAAACAUCCAAAACAUGCAGGACGGGGGGCUCGAGGACUGGACUUGAGAACCACUGGUUUUAGUGUAAUUUUAUCAACUCUGUAUUUUAAAUAUUUUGGGAUAUUUAUCCUGCAUUUGUUUCACCAUAUUUGUUUUUAGCCUUUCUUGGAAGUUUCAUUUAUUUGGGUAUUACAUGCACAAUAACAAUAGACUGAAUACUCUCCACACUGUUGUUUCGGUUGCAUGUAAAACUAUACACUGGAGGUCACCACUGUGGCGUCACCCAUUCCAAAUAGGACGUUCAAAGCCAACUAUUGUGAUUGACACAUUGAAAAUGCUGAGUCAGCAUUAUUUCUGGUCAAUCUGUGAGCAGACACUGAGAGAAGACAGUCGCAGACAUUUACCAAGACAGUCUAGCUGCAGACCUCCACCGAGAGGUGGCGUUUUUUUUUUUUUCACAUGCUUCAGUUUGUUUGAAGCGGUCAUCCAGUUUUGUAUUUUGUCUUUGUUGAGCACAUGAAUAAAUAAAAAAUCAUAUUAACAUUAUGUACACAGAAUAAAGUCCCCCCCCCAAAAAAAAGAUAUUCACAUGAGACAAAGAAUACGUACUUCCCAGUGUAAACGCUUUUCAUUUGAAAGGCUUCCAAUCAACCUCUGAUGUAAAAAAGAAACUUACUCCCGGUAUAUUUGUUUUAUUUUGAAAGGUUUCAAAAGUAACUUCGGUCUAUUCAGUGGAGGUGGGUCCUGUCAGUGGACGUCUGCAGCCUAUUACACUCACUUUGCCUGCUAGUCAACUCAGCCAAAUGUCCCCAAUUGAGCAAAUCUAUGUGUUACUCUUAGUCUUGACGUCUCCAGAAAAGAAUCAGUUGUGAACAAUUUCAUCCUUGGACAGUUCGUGCGAUAACAGACCGGAGCUAUUUAGACCAAAACAAUCUAUUUCCAAGCCGUUGUUUAUGGCCGUUUUGCAACAAAUAUUGGCAUCUUAACACGAGUGUGUGGAACUUAAGUGGUCACUUGAGAAACUGCAAUUUCUUGCUCUUUCUUAUUGGCUUCAUUUUCAUUGACGGUUGCUGUUUGUUAAGACACACAUUUUCACACCCACACACAGACACACAACUAUCAAUACAUCCACCCUUUGCGUUAAGCCACUUCAGUAAUCAUCGACUCUUCUGUUUGGAGUUUAUACGUUAUAAGCAGAGGCAAUAUUUGCAAGCACAAGUGAUAAAAACAACAGCUUUUUUUUUAGUGCGGCUUGCUUGAUAUUGGUGUACUUCUUUUGGCAGUUAUCCAAAGCCCAGUGGCCCCUCUCCUGUAAUCGGAUUUUCACCCAUCCUCUAGUGUCGUUAUUGAACACAUCCACCGACAAGCAUCUCUCUUAUCUGCCACUAACUCCAAACACACUGACUCAGUGCUGAAAAGGAUGAGUAAUGUAAUCUGCAGCCUUUUGUCUGUACAGAAGCUCUUCCAAACUCUCACACAGAUCAAGCAGUGAUACCUGCAAGACAGUUUUCUUUGUGAAAUGUGACUACUUAAGGGCGGUAAAGUGUCUUAGUGACAACUAAGAACUGAAUAUAAUACAUCAGUGCAACUUAAUUUCACUUCAACGUUUUAAAGGUACCAAAAACUCAAAGUCAUGCUGCUUGGUCUUGGUGUUGUGAAAUACAGUAGAAGUGGUGUUAAACAAGCGGAUAGUUAAAAUAACAAAGACAGCUUUCCUGACAACUCUGUUGACCACUGCUUAUCUUGUCACAGGAAGUACAAUAAACAUCGAUCACGCUGCUCUCUAGAUGGUGUUAUAUAUCCAGGAGUACUGACAGUGAAGGUCGGGGGUUGUAUCCAGGUCAGCUUGAAUCUGUUUUAUUGAGGAUUUCACAGUGAGGAAGGAAAACGUCCAAAAUCAUAUUGAUCUGAAUCGUGGAAAAGCUCCCUGACCUCUGAUUGAAUAAGCAGAGUGUCUGUUUACAGAAAUGCCAGGCACUGUAGGGAAGCUACUCCUCAUCAUCAGGGCGACUGCAGCCUAUAUUUUCUCUGCCUGAAUUAGUCCACAGGGCAUGUGGGAGAUGAAUUUGAGAUGAGGAAGACAGGCUGUCUGAAAUCAUAGUUUCUGUGUGCAUCUUUUGGUCGAGCACAACAAGCAGAAAAGACAGGGGAAAAAUGGAACUAAGUAUUUACUCACAAGCCUACGGGGCUUGAAUCAAAGUGUCUGGAAAUAAUCCGCUGAGAAACACUUUUCCUGUGUUUGAUGGCGUGGAGCCAGCUGCCACAUUUAUAGAUCCGUGCCUGUCUGCCAGGUAGUGGCUGAACUAAACUGUAGGACUGUCUGCAUUGCAAUCACCUACACCUGCACCUACUGUUGAGUCAUUUUCAGUGCAGAUUUGUGGAAAAACAACUCAGCAGAUGCAGAGACAGGACAGUUAUCUUCAUGCCUGUCGAAGCAUCUUGUUUUGUUUACAACUCGGUCAGAGGUCGCUCACGAUUGAGGAUAUCACAGAAGUCUUCAGCUAGAGGUCUUCUCUUUUGGAGUAUGAUAACUCGAGGACAUUAAUGUGUUAUGAAUCCAGCAUGCACGCCUUUGCACCUUAUCGUGAGACUCCCUACUUCUGCUGCAAUAAAUCAGCUUAUUGAUGUGCCUGCUGUUUUUCUAUGUGUACUCACUGUCUUGAGUAUUGAUCUGCUCUGCUGUAAGACAAACUGUGUGGAGACAGUUGAUACACAAGCAGCGGAAAUGCACACAAACUCUCUCUCUCACACACACAGCCAGAAACAGGUAUGCUAACUUACAACAUUUAAAUGGAAAGUAACUCAUAAUGUUGUAAUUUAAAAUCCCUAAAGAUAAAAAAUCUCAUAUUCUUUGCUCAAGAGUUGAGUCAUUCUCCCAUCCUUUCUCAUACACACACACCUCAUUACCCUGUGGAUGGUUCACUGAGCUGCAGCACACUAUACAACCUCUCACUGUAGGCAGACAGACACCAGGUCUAAUUGGUAACAAGGAUAUCAGCAGCUGGACGGAUACGGGUGGCUGAAGCUGCUCACUCCCCUCCCUAGCAGAGAGACUAAUGUGUAUGUGUGUGUGCGUGUUCAGCGUGCAAAACUGAAUGAAAAUGGACAUAAUCCCGGAAUAAUGACAUUGAUAGUCAACCCUAUCAGUCGGGAUUUCUUUUGUUCAUGAAAUAAGUACAUAGUUUUGUGGUACUUAAUGCCAAAUGAUUGUAUUUAGGAAAAGGCUGAAGUUUCCUUGAAUAUAACUCAAAAUGAUUAUAGUGGCCGAAUAAAAGUGUCAACUAGGUUCACCAAAACUUUAAAAACAAUGGGCAAAGCUAUAUAUUCACCAGCCUGUGAUAGUUUUCUGGAGCUUUAAGUGACUGUUUGGACAAGAGGGUGGUGCUGAUGAGGGGCAAAGGCUUGGCAAACACCAAGCUCGCAAAGCUCCACACAGUCAUCAUCACUUAUUCAUAUGCUGGCGUUACAAGGUCGUUGGUUUCCUGCAGAAUAGGGCUCUUCUUUGAGAUGUUAGAAACCAGAGUUUUUAUUUAUCAGACUUUAGAGACUGGGAUAGCUUGCAAAAACAUAGUGGACUUAUUUUGGUUUGCCAAUAUAAAUCUCUGAUUUGAAGGUAAGUGAAGGGUGAACAAACAAGGACAAACAAGGUAACCUUAACAGUAGGUCUUAUCUUCACUUCAACGCACCAUUAUCUCGGUGGGAGAAGCAAUCAACAGUUCUGACCAUGAACUCCAACUGUGAGACGUGAAGCCAAAUUGCGGCCUUGAUGGGUGCUGAUAUAAUGCACUGCUGGAGCCAAGACGCACUAAUAAGCAGGUGGAGCUGCAGUACUGAUGUCAGACUCAUUUCACCAAGCCAAACACACAUUUAACAUCAAGAAUCCUUGAGGUCAGUACAGUCCACUGUGGCAUCCUGGAUUUUCCAACAAACCCACAGAACAUUUUUUGGUCUAAAAGAGGUCUAAUAGAUGUCUAAAUGUAACCUAGACAACCGGUCUAAAAUCAGGCUACCACAGGUCUAGAAUUAUUUGGACAAAGUUUAAACUAAAUCUAAAUCUGGGUUAUAUCUAUACCACACUGUAUAUUGCUCAAUGGCUAUCAUGAUUAUUUUGGUUAGGUACUUGGAGAUCAGUUAUGCAACUCACAGUUGCUUAUUUAAAUAAAUAAUUAUCAAAUAAUGGGUUAAAGUGCGAUGUCCAAAUUCUGUCUAAAAAUAUACGGAAUCUAGACGGUUGAAAUUAAGUCUAAAAAAAAAACCUAGAUGUCUAAUAGCCGUCUAUUGCUCAGUGGGAAGCUGUCGACAAAUGAUCGUAACAUCAAAAAGAUGGGUAAUGAUGGAUUUCUAAGAAAAAAAUGAGAUGUAUGAUGAAAGCUAACAUCUGCUAGACCUAUGUUCAGUUAUAAUGGAAGCGUGGACUUUAGGAUCUAUUCUGCAGGCAGCCACCAGGGGGAGGUCUAACGGCUUUCGCUUAAUUUAGGAUAGCUGUUUUUCUGUGUAUGGUUUUACACAAUUUCUGGUUCUGGUCACCAGAAGUCAAUGAACUGCAUAAAGAGAGUAGAAUAUAAGAAUAGUACACACUAAUAAAACCAGAGCACACAUCUUUGGUAUGAUAAAUUGCACAACAAGCCAAAUUAUUUGUCUAAUGAUGCUUGAAAGUCUCCAAAGGACACGAACACAACAAGAACAUUUGAGUGAUUCAAUUAGCUAGGAUGAUAUGGAGGAGGUAGAAAGUAACUCCCACCUGUCAAAUUAUGCACAAAUUUAAGCCUUCAGAUUAUUCAAUCAGAUUUUUUAAAAUAUUCUCCUCUCCAACAAAGUUAGGCUUUUUUUAUACAGGGUCUAAAGGGAAUUGACUGUCUUUAGGAAUCACCUUCAAGUGGCCAUUUGAGGAACUGCAGCCUGGCUUUGACUAUAUUUCUCGACUGUGGAGGUUUCUUGUUGUAGUUUUUCCCCCAUUAAAAUGCCUCUUUCUGUAACAUGUCAUUGAGCUCAAUGGAGGUUUGAGCAGCUACAUCGUACAUUAGACUCUCAGAAAUGAGCCUCUAAAUCUGUGUGUUGAAGUACAAAGCGGUCUUUAUAUAUCACCUGAUUACUGUCUCCUGCUCUUCUACCAGUACCAUGUUUUGUAUGUCCAGUGGAUUUUUGCAGUGUGUGUGUUUCAAAGAGUGCUGAUUAGCCAUUUACCAUCUGCUGGGCUGUGUUGGUGAGUGGCUCAUCAUCGUGCCUGCGGUGUCUGUUUUGUGGUCACAGCAGCUCUCUGGCUACAAGGCGGAGCUGCAGGGGCUCGUAGUGUGCGAACAGCAGGGAGCGGCUGAUGGAUGCAGGGUUACUGCACAUGAGUGGUGGAGUUGUGGGUAUCUGUCUGACAGAGAAUGAGAUGUCCUCUAGCCAAUCUUUGGCUCCGACUGUGACAGUACAAUAUACGUCUGUUCAAUGAAUGAUAGGAUCAUCUCUAAAGUGCUGUGCUUUCAUUUGAAAGUGAAACAUAUCACCUUAAGGUCACUGUUUUUCUGCCUGUUUGUGUUUUGAGUUAACGUAACGUACCCUGCUUUCUUUCAGGACCUGGUGGGCAGUGCUCCCCCACAGAGGAACUGGAAAGGAAUAGCUAUCGCCCUGCUGGUCAUCCUCAUCAUCUGUUCCCUGAUCGUCACCUCUGUCAUCCUGCUGACCCCUCGUAUGUACAGAAAACACUCACAGUUCACAUUCUGUUGUGUUCUUUUCUUUAUUUAUGAUCUUAAUAAGCCCUUACUCACACCAAAUACUGACCGUAAUAGGAUCAUGAAAUGCAGUGAGCCAGAUGUUUCAAAUGCUGAGAUACUUCUCAUGAUGUACUUGGUGUGGGAAGCAACAAACACAGCUUUUUUCACAUCUGUUUGCCUGCUUUUAAACAAGGUCUGCACAAAGCACUAGCUUUCAGUGAGGAACUGGCAAAACAUUAUGUACAGCUGAGUUGUAACUCCGAGGUCCUCUGCCAAGACUGAAAGUGCCUUUCUGGCUUAGUUAACUUUAGACACUGUUUUUUCCAUGUCAAGUCAAGUCAACCUUUUUUUUUUAAUAGCACAUUUAUGAACAACUGUCAGCCAAAUGGUUACUGUACCUUCCCUGCUGCCAUCUUUCUUCAGCCCUAGCCUUAAGCAGGUUAACAUCAUGUGGCCUAAAUGCUGCUGCCCUGAUGUCUCCAGUUCCCUGACUGAUAUUUCUGUGUAAUGACUAUCCCAGCUGAUGACUUUUUGCCAAUUUGCAGUGUCCAGCUACAUCCCUCAGAUACGUCUUAAAGCUCCUGUGAGGAGUUUUUUUAUAUUUAUGUAAUAGACUGUAAUUCAUCUUGAAGCCUUGGAUGUUGCCAGCCACUUGCUUCUCUAGUUAUACCAACUUUAGUAACGACUGCAGGAUAGCAAUACACAGCGGUCUGAGGAGCCAUAAACAGACCUCAAUCAAAACGCCACUCUAUAGCCACAAAUAAUGCUCAGAACAGCACCUAACUUCAUCAUCAGUACAUAUAGGGUCCCAGCCACAGCACUAGCUACCAAACAUCUUUUUAACUUUGCCUGAUUUCUUUAGCAAAGAGACUAAACACAACUCACCUACUCUCGUCCGGCAGACGCUUGUUUGUUCAAGACCUCAGGCCAGUCCAUUAUGGACUGCUGCAGGGUGACGCAGCUCAAGGAAGAACAUUUCCAACAUAAAAUAUUCACAAAAAAUGAGAAAUUUGACGGUCAAGCGUGAGCAGGAUGAUUAAAAUUACUGUUAAAACAUGUAGAGGACAAUAUGAGGGAAGACUGCUUUGCCAAAAUUGACACAAGCCAAAAGUUCCUCACAGGGGCUUUACAUAAAAACAAUCAAACAUGGAGGCAUUAGUAAAGGUGUGUUAAACAUUUGUUUGUAAAUACAACCACCACAUAUACAUUUAGUUGACAAUUGAUAAUUACCAACUUUAGUAACGACCGCACGAUAGCAAUACACAGUGGUCUGAGGAGCCAUAAACAAACAUCAACCAAAACGCCAAAAGGUCAUUACUAAAGUUGGUAUAACUAGAAAAGCAAGCGGUCGGCAACAUUCAUCUCUCAAGGAGGUGUCUAACUCAGGGUUACGGUGUGUUUGACCCUAAAUUAAUUUUACGCAGGACUAUCCCUCUAACAGGGUCACUCAUCAAACCAUAACACAUCACUUACAUUGCUGAUGUUAGGGGUUAUUAUUUCUAAUGUAGAUCUCUUAGCUUGCACUAACCACUUUCAUUUAGUUAUCAAGUGGUGGUCAGUUUGUUGGUUAAUGUAUGCAGCUGUGUCAGCUGACCCUAUCAGUACAGACCUCCACCCAGGGCCAUUAAUCAUCUCUGCUCAAGGCUUCCUCAUUUUUCCGAGCAGGACUAAAAGGUUAACCAUCCAGCCGGCCCCGGUCACUUCCUCCUCACCUAGCUACGGGGUGUUGUUGACACUGUUAUACUAUGGUUUCCCCUGAAGACUUGAAUCUUCCACAAUAAAUACGCUGACUUAGACAGUCUUGAAAUACAGAAUGAUCAGUAUUGCAAAACAACAUAGCUUAAAAAAUACAUAAAGCUGCAAUUCUAAGUUUUAAGAAAUGACAAAACAAAAACUUCAAAAUCCUUUCUCUGGACCUCUCUUCCACAAAGUUUCAUCAAAACCCCCAAAGCGGAUACAGUACUGCACCUGGAUGAUUUCUUAUUCUGAGGUAUCUAGUCAGCAAAAUAAAUUUACACAUAAGAUCUCUCAGACAGCCAGGAGAGUACUGACUCACGCAGUCAAAAACAUUCCUCUUGCACAACACCAGCUGGGUCCCCUCAAUAAUAUUCUCAAAGCAUCAUUAUGCACCACCUGUAGUCUCAGUAGGCUUACAGCAAAAAAGUGGGAAAUGUUUGGAAAUAUGUGCUCAGAUUUGACUGUGUAUAAAAACUUCCCUGGUGCUCGAGACAGAGUGGGUAAAGUAUGCGAGGUGUUUCAUAAGUUGAAUGUUCGUGGUGUAAAUGUAGCAGAAAAUGCUCCAUUAUAUAAUCUCACAGAGAACGAGAUUAGAGGGGGAACAAAAAUCCACUCCAGUGAUUGUCAUACAAAAGUCCUGUAAUGUUUUUGAAGGUUAUGAGAUUUCCUGCAUAAACAUUAAGGAAAACCAAAGACCGUAUGAGGAUUCACUCAGACACACACAUACUCCUGCUUCAUUUUGCACGUUGUAAACUCAGGUGGUAGCAAAUUAAUUCAGUAUUUCAAACACAUUUUUUCUUCUUUGCGCCGCAGGCAGUUAUUUCAGUUUGAUAACCUUUUUUUCGGGGGGUUAAGGUUUCACUGAUGACAGGGUUUCUCCUGCUGGCGAUUGUAUAACGGCUUUACACCGAGACGGGGUCAGCGUCUCACGAGGUAAUGGGCCUUUUAUGUUUAAUGCCAUCCAGAGCUGUUUAAUGGGGAUGAUUAUGCAGUAAUAGCUGCAGCCAUUUGUCAGAUUGGCAUCGCAUCAGAGAUACCAUUUGCCUCAUGUUGGAAAUUAGCUUUCCACACUCACUCGGAAUUAGUCUGAAUUUUUUAGUAGAUAAACACUCUACAUUGUCUCGUGUGGUUUUAUACACUCAGAUCUUGAUGCUCGGGCACAAUGGGAAGCCUGCUGAAGAACCUGCCAGCGCGCUGUUUCGCUCUGAAACCCCCGGUCUCUCAGCCAUCUUGACAAUUCCUGUCAGACAGUUUUGUUCCUGAGUAAAAGUACAGCAGAAGACAGUUCUGAACACUCUUGCUUUAUCCAUUUUCUCACAUCCACACUCAGUCACUCCCAGGUCGGGGUUCAGCUGUCAGCUCCAGAUCUCAUUUUAAGUUUUGAAGAUGGAAUACGUCAACCCCCCACACUGCUGAGAGGAAAAAAAAAUACAAUGCUGGCAGAUGUGAACUGAUGCUCUUAGAUCAAUAGUGCAAUAUAUGGAGCCUCUUUCUUGUUUGUACCUUCUUCUAAAUUGCUCUGUCUACAGUUGGGAGUUGUUGGAGGUGCUGUCUCCAGAGAGAGGAGAAAUAUAUCAUGCUGUGAGGUGAUAAGGGAGUAUUGUGUGUGGCUGAACCUUCCAGACGAUGAAAACGUGAAAAGACAAAUGAUUUUCUUUAUUUUUUACUCUGAAACUACAAAUUUUAAAAAUUAAUCUCACCAGGCGAAAGGACAACCUCUUAAAUCUUUAACUAUUUUCAAAAAGUACCAUAUUAGUACACUGAUGAGCCUCUGUGUACGCUGUAUGAUUUAUCUAUUAAUCAAUUGUUUGUCUGUUGUACCCGUCAGGUGAAGAUGACAGCCUCGCCUCUAAGAGGAAAGUAACUAUUGAGGAUGUCUUUGGUCCCGACCUUCGAAUCCACGACCCAGAUGCCAAAUGGCUAAGCGGUGAGUGAAUGGUUUGGCAUUUGCUUUCUGCUCUCACAUCAAAAUGCACAUCAUAUCCAUCAGUAAUUGCUGUUUUUCAUACUUCAGGUCAGAAUAUACCAUCAGUAAGUAAAUGUGACAGAACAGCCAGGGCAGAUGUUUUAUGUGCCAGGCCCAAACAAGAAAAAAACAAAACAAACUCACCGUAGCAUGAAAUAGAAUACAAUUUCCCAGAACAUACCUGUUUGAAUGUCCUGUUUAUCUUAAAGUCCCACUCCGAUUGUUUUUUUAUUUUUUUUAUUUUACUACUAUAAGUGUUCUCAGUGGUCUUCAAAUUGUGAUUAUUAAGUUUUUAGCCAGAAUCGCAUUACCUGUGUCAUUUCAAGCGCUUUUCUUCUGCUGAGUUCUGGUAGCUCAUUAGCAAUUGGCUAGCUUAGCUUGUAGCCUAACAUUGCUGGUGCAGCAGAAGUGGUAGGUAACACAGGUGCUAUUCGGCUCGCAGACAAUAAUGUCUUCAGGGACAUGAUGAAAGCUAAUAUCAUAAUUAGCUUUCUUACUAGCAUUGCAAUCCUCAAACGCACACUCUUGUUCUGUGGUCGUCCUCUGUAUGUAUCCGAGUGCAGCCUGCAUAGCAGGGCUCAGGGGGCGGAGCUUGGAUUUGCUACAUAGGAAAUCUCACUGUUUCUAAACCUGCUGUUUGGGUCUGCCAGAGAUUCACAGCAAUUUGAAUGUAGAAAUACUCAUAUUUUCUCAUGAUAUGUCCUGUAGCAUCAGAAAAAAUAUCAUAUGAACGUGUAAAAAACAAGAAAAACAUGAUUGUCAUCGGAGUGGGUCUUUAAGGUAACACAGCAUCUUCUUUCGACAAGGUAGAGGACAGAAGACAUUCGCUGUCAAAGAACGACCCACCAAGCUACAGAAACAGUCAAGUCAAAAAACUAUCAACUAAGCUGAAAGUACUCCUAAUACCAUCAAACACCGAAGCUUAAAUGUCUCAGUGGGGAACAAAUGGAUCUAGCUCGAGGGCAGUUUGUAGUUCAUACACUAAAGUGAAUAAACUUGAAGCUAUCUGCGAAGGUUUAUAAAUACAUAUGGGAUAUCUUAGCAAGAGUUCUCACAUUGUGUAAUCUAGUUCUAAAUGAGGCAAGAGUUAUAAGGUUGUUUGAGAGCUGUACUUCUGGAGCUGAAUAGAUUUAAAUAAGCAAUAAAACUCAAAACUCCCUCCGCUACUAGACUUGCUGUAAUGUAUUGGAAAAUUCUCAAGUCUACCUUGUAAAAAAAAAUAAGGUGGUAAAAAUUGAAGCUCUGCUGUGAUUUAUUUUCUCUAUGCAAAUAAUUCUCCUCUAUCCCAAAGGACACAGACAUUGUGCAGCAUUAUGUAGAUGAACAUAAGCUCACUGUAGAUGUGAUUUUUUUCCAUCUCAGUGACUAUCAAAAGGCUCUGCAAAACAAUUUCAGCAUGUUGUUGGCUAUGUCUGCAGUAAGGAGGUGUAAGCUGAACAGAUGUACUGUUGAACAGGAUUUCUGUGGCCUCUCUAACCUUGAUAAGAAAGAGAGUCGGGGAGCUGCCACCUGAGCUCAUAAAUGUUGGAUCAGCUGAAUCGCUGCCCUCUGGUGUUCAACGAGAAUAGAAAUAAUUCCAGGUUCUGUGCUACAGACUGAAUAAAAAAAGGCUUUCUUUGAGAUGCGAAGUUGGGUUUUUGUUACAAUCUCUAGUCAAGAGUCUGAACAGAUGUGAAGUACAAUAACUUCUACUGCUAUGAAUAACAGCUUCUAACAGGAUCUGAAUAGCUUCUUGUGUUAUUAACUCCGAGUGCUUUAACUCAGAGAGAAAUAAUGUGAAUUUAUGUGAGAUGUAAUGUGGUCCAUUAGGAAACAACAUGAGCUGAAAAGCAUACCACAAAGUAGAGUUUCAUUUUAGUUUGGAGUGCAUUCAAACAGCUGAGUUCAAGAUCAAAUAUUACUAUAAUCUGAACCACACAAAUCUAAGAGGCUCCUCGACUGCAAAGCUCUGUCUUAAUGCAGCUGUUAGUUAUUUAUUGCCUCUUUUUAAUCUAAUAUAUCAAGCACUCGACAUUGUAGAACCACUUACUGGUAACACUUUAUCAUGAUCUUAAGUGCCAGCGACAGCAUUACAUUCAGUUUUUUGUGCUUGUAUUUGCAGAUAGUACAGUAAAGAAAAGGUUUAAAUUGGUUUAAAUCCAACACCAUAGACUGUAUGUAGAAUGGACACCAUCUGCCUCCUCGCUAGGUAAAGCCGUGACGGGCUGCUGUAUAGGUCAUAAAUCCCGCCUUCUUCAGCCAUCCCUAUGGAGCUGUGGACAAACUUUAGAAAUUAAUUACAUUGAAUAUUAGUUUUUCUCCCCCCUGGUUGCGAUUUUGACAUGUAGUUACAUGACAAAUAGUAAGACUGGUUUGUGAUCAAGUCCUCUUUUUUUCUGUAAAGCUCUGUUUUUAAAAGUUAUUAGGAGGUUCAUGUUUUCUAUGAUUGACACUUGAUACAGCCUAUGGGCGUAGGAAGAUUGCGUAGCUUACUCUGGGAUAUGCUGUUUGAGCCGAGCGUCAUCACAGUGACUCUCUGCAACUCUCCCACCGAAUGUCUACAACACUACUGCGCAAUGUUGGUUUCAGGAAGUGGAGAAAAAAACCCGGAAAUACCAACACAACACCAUACUAUACUUGAACCAAGUUGUCCAUAGUAUAUACAGUCUAUGGUAUGGACACAUCUACAUACAUUUGAGUGCAGCUGUGUCUAUAGAUAAACUCCCAUCAUCACCUACACACUUCCACAAUCACUUCUCAGAUAUGUGGCACACACAGUACAACCCCACACUUGCCUUCUUGUUCUCCUGUGUGAGCUGCUCCCCUGAUGACUUACAUUAUCUGCUUAUUAACGUGUAAUUAGUUGAGUUCCUGCGCUUUGGCGCCCUUCCUCCAUGACUAAAACGUCCUUAGCACCUGAUGAAAGCUUGGCAAUCAAUUGUGUGACAUUGCGUCUUGUCAGUUAAGUUAAUGCUAUCAACUCCCAUUUAAUGCUAAUGACCUUCUGAUAAGAAACCCAGUGGGACAUGCUCACACUCCAGUACUCCUCAUCAAUAUUUUGUGGGUUUCAUUCACAGGAGUGGGUAAUUGAUCCCCGCUGCUCUUUGAUCAACACUUGCCUCAGCAGUCUUUGGACUCAUCUCUGAGUUUCUUGCACAGACUCGCAGCCAAAGACAAAGGAUGCGGAAUUUCAGACCGAGCCCUCAAAUGAACAGCUGCUGCUGUCUGUCUGACACAUUCAGAUUUCUGAGAUAAAACAGAAUAUAACAUACCCUGAUAAUGAAAACACGGUAGCAACAGGAAACAUCUGUGGUUGAAUCCACUCAUGGAAAUUUACUCUGCCAACAAAAGAAGCAGAAACUUCAUUUCUGGGACUCCGUAGUCAUCACUCUUUUUUUAAGGCUCCCUGUUCAGGAGUUUUCAUUGAAAUCAUGUAUUUCAAUCACAUCUCCCAUCCUGCACUCACUUUUCACCAGUGCUCUCAACUAUAAUUUCUGGCCUUUCUUUCUUUUUAAGGAUUUUUUGGGGCUUUUGCCUUUUUUGACAAGACAGCUUGAGCGAGAGAGGGAACAUGAGGAGAGAGAGAGAGGGUGGAAUGACAAGCACCAAAUCAUGCGGGGAUCGAAAAUUGGUACUUUGACCGACACGAUGAGGACUUAAGCCUUUGAAUGUGAGGCCGAUGGUGCUUAGGUCCUUCCUUUAUAAAAUCUGCCAUAAAGCUAAAAGAACUUGAGCAGCCAUACAGGAUGAUCAACUAAACAUGUUGGUGCAAGAAUCCUCAUCGGUGAGGUUGGCAAAGCAAGUUAACAGACAAUAAUUUGUUUUAUUUUAAGAAUAUCGAGCUCAACACAACAAAAGUGAAUCUGUACAAUCCAAAAUGCAAUCCUAUUUUCAGAGGAGUUGUUGUGAGAGUUUCAGAUGAUGAUUAAAACAAUGAAAGCAAAAUGUGCAGAAAAUCUGAGUAGUUUGGAAUUUGUUGAAAUGUAAACACAGAGCAAUCUUGAAUUAAUUGUGACUUUAAAAAGAUAGGACCGUUAGGACAAAGCAUUAUAACAGUAAACAGGACAGACAUGAUGUACCAAGUGCUAACCUCACACUCUUACAUCCUUUUUUAGAGGUUGAGUCUCAUUUGAAGACAUUUUCUUUUUUGAUAAUUCCUGCUCUGAAGUAAAUAAUUAACAAGUUAAAAUGAAUUCAACAAAGAACAAUGAAUAAAUGUCUGCCUAAUGACUGUUUUUUAAUAGAGUAGUUAUUGCCAAAUAUCACAAAAAGUGCUAACUAAAAAUCUGCUGUUUGCUGUAAUGACGCAUCAACAGCCCGAUAUUUCUUAAAAGAGAAAAAAGAGGCUCUUGAGUGACUGAAGUCUGACCAGCCUACUACUCUACAUUUAAGUAAAUCCUCAGAAAACAGUCAAAAUUAGCAUUAUACUAAUAAGACUCAACACGUAAACAAAGCACCACCAGGCUUCAGAGCUUCUUGCAGGUCUACAAUAAUGAAAAUAUGAAUAUUUAUUUGAACUAACUGGUAACUCUGGUGGCCGCCAGCAAGGUCACAUAAACGCACACAUCCUUAAGUCCUUAAAUGUCUCUCCCCUAAACUGGCUGCUUGAUUAAGGUAAAAGAGGAGAACAGAAGACUAUAAAGAUACCAGUACAAUAGGGCAGUAUCCUAGUAGAGUUUCAACCCUCUAAUUUUCUAAUGGUUAUUUCUCAAUUUGUCAUCCACAGACAAUGAGUUGCUGUAUCGUACAAGGGAGGGGGAUGUUGUCAAGUUCAACCUCGACGCAAAGGAGAGAAUCGUCGUUGUGCCGCACCAGUUGUUUGUGAGUAUCAUGUUACUCCGGCAUUGUUUUCUUCUUGAACUUACUCCGAGAGCAGUGAGUAAACCCUCACGCUGAACUGAACUAGGUGUGUUACAACUGCGAGUUUGUUUUUGAUCCCAUCCAGGACAGCUCCAGAGCUGCCAAGUACCAAGUGUCCCCAGACAUGCGGCAUGUUCUGUUCGCGUUUGAAGUCAAACCGGUGAGAAACACUCACACAGUGCAACAUUACACCAUAACUCCUCCCAAAAGUCUUUAACUGUGAUGCUGUUUGUUUUCUGCAGAUCUACCAACACUCCUAUGUGGCCAAGUACAUUAUUUACAGCCUUGUGACUCAGUAAGACACACAUUUGUUGUCUUUUCUUUUUCUUUAUCCACCAUCUUUUUAAGCAUUUUACAAUGAUCAAUAAUCUUCCCCCAGCAUGACCUCAGCCCUGUUUUCCUGCGUUCAGACCAACUUUGCUUUUUUGCUUUGUAGUGCAUGUAGUCAGUCCUGUUUUUAGCCUUUCAUCCAUCUUUGUCUGCUUAUCUCCCUUCUGUCCUGUAUUUGUAGUGAGCCUAGCAAAGUCAGCUUGUGCCAAAAAUAGGACACGGAUGAUUGAUGAAGCUUAAAGUGGGGGAACAUGCCCAAAAAACCAAACAUAUUUCUCUUUUCUCUGACUCUGCGUUUAAGUUGGGUUACAUAGAAAGCAGAAACGCUGAUAAAAAAAACUGUGCUGAUUCUUUCAUGUGCUUUCACAUCAGGGAAACUUGGCCUCUGAAUCCCCCUGAAGUGCAUGAAGCUGCCCUGCAGUUCGCUGGAUGGGGACCCCGAGGCCAGCAGCUGGUAAGGAGCCUGUACUCUUGAGAUUACACUCCAUGAAUGCUGGCACGCAGGUGGAGGUCUGUCAGCGUCAACCUGGCAUUGCAGAGGAGGCACAGCAGUGAUUUAUGGUUUGUCACAGCAGAAUAGACAAACUAUGUGGCAGUCUCAGGUUUUUUGUACGCUUUAAUGACCACUCUGAAGCGUCCAGUCUGAACUCUCCUUGAUUUGACCUCCUUCACUGUCAACAUGAAGCCAAGUCAUUCCUACUUUCACAACUUUGUGACGACACAUGAGCUGAUGGAAGCCACAAUGACAGAUGGCAUCUCUGUGACACAACCCCGUGUCUUGGACUCUCUGGGGUUUUUGAGGAUGUGGAAAUACAUGAUACUGGCUGAAAUGUAUGUGUGUAAUGCGAGCCAUAUUUGAGGUUGGAUUUUGUAAAACAUGCCAGUAGUUUUAUCCAGUUAGGCAAACACAGUACAAGCCUUCAGUUUUGGCGCCUUAAUUAUCCAUUUUCAUUCAAGACGGUGCAUGGUUUAUUACAUGAAGUAGGGACUGCAUUUUCACCUACAUAGACAAGCUUAUUUUUCGAGCUUGUUUAUCACAGAGGCAACAGUUUUGAUGCUAUUUGAUGGAUGGAUGUAGCAUCUGUUAAUGAAGAACCCACUGAAUUUUGGAGCAGGUUCAGAUCAGACUAACAUACCAGACUGUUGGCCUCGGUGGUGUUGUGCAUUUUCAGAGUGCCCUAGUUACGAAACAAAAUACUUUUUGAAAUUCACUGAAUUAAUUCUGUCAUAAGAGACAUUUUUUGAUAUACGAAAAGAUGACCUCUGGGUUUUUAUUCUUCAAAUCUGUACAGGAAAUUGCUUCAACAAACUUAAAAUAUGAAAAGUGCUUUAAAACAAUUCAUCAGAGGGUUAUCUUUUUACCCAAAAGACGCAUUAUGCUUUUCAUGGUGAAGGUAAUAAUAUUUUGUUUAGGAAGCUUAUUUUGGCUCUAGAAACAAGCUUCAAAUUAAUUAAGUUGUACAAAAAAAAUAAGAAUAGAAAUAUUUCUACAAUGAAUAAGUAGAGUAGUAGUCCAUUCCUCAAACAAUGUUCUGCUUAACCGCUUAUUUUCCUGUGAGACCAACAAAGACAGUGAGUCGUGCUACAGUUUUUUAUUUAUAUUUUUAUUUAAUCUUUAUUUUAUCAGGCAGUCUCAUUAAGAUCAAGACCUUUUUUUUUACAAGAAAGGCCUGAGAACAAGGAACAUUCACAAUCAACACAACACAACAAAUAAAAGGUGAAAAAAAAAGGGAUCAGUUAAGGGAGCAAAGUAGUUGAAACCAGUUCUGCCAGUACUAGUACAGAUAUAUAGAACAUCCAAGGUUAGACAGUUACUGGAUCGUGUUCUGUUGCUACUAGGUUUAAAUGAAAGAAGAGAUGUGAGGAAGCUGGGAGGCUUCAGCAGAAGAGCUUUAUAGAUGAAUAACAUGAGAUGGAUAUUUCUUCUCGACUGUAAAGAAGUCAAGCCAACCUUUUGAUAGAGGGAACAGUGAUGAGUGCGAAAUGUGUCGUUAGUGAUGAGACGUAGUGCACUAUGAUACACAGGAUUUAACUGCUGAAGAGUCGACAGGGCUGCAUGGCAAUACAAGGUGUCACCAUAAUAAAGGAGAGACAUGAAGGUGGAUUGUACAAUGAAAUUCAGAUAGAUAGCCUUUGAUUCUGUAUGAAAAGCCUAAUUUGAUUUUUUAAUUCUGGGUUAAUUUCUGAAUAUGAGUCUUGAAAGAUAGAUGAGGGCCAUUGCCUUGUAGACCACAUACAUAGCCACUUGGGUCGCCCCCUGCUGGCGUAAUAAUGCUGGAUCAAGACAAGCAUUAUGUUUUCACAUCCGUCAAGGUCCCAAGAAUUUCCACUUCAUUAGAGCAGUCUGUGAGUUUUAGCUGAGUUCUGUGAUCAGGGUGGAAAAGAGGUAGAAUAUUACACAACAGUAGCAGCCUUAUCCUUUUAAUGAGCUUAACUGUGCGGUUGACCCUGGCAUUAUUUUUUUACUCUAUUUAAUUCUUUUUAUCCCAUGAAACUCUUUUAGAUUGGUUUCGUAUGAAUUGCAUCGCCCAGACAACAGACAGCGUUGUGUUUCAUCAGCUAGACUUCACGGUUUUUCUUCCUCCAUAAUUGCUCAUGUUGCUUCAUUCACUUAAAUUACAGAUUCAUCGCUGUGAGAAAAUAUUAACAUUUCAAGUGUGUGAUGAGACUUACGCUGCCAAGGGAAGAAAGCACUUUAAUUUGCAUAUGGUAAUAGUGUACCUGAUUGUUCCUUAUGCUAUUCUGUUACUGCGGCUCAGUGCUCCGUGAACAGCAGAGGUUAUGUAAGAAAUAGAAGGUGCACUCUGGUCUUUUGUCUCCGUCUGACCUGGCUAUGUUGGAGGAUGAAUCCUUCUCUCAUCAAACCACAUGCAAUUACUCCACCGUGACAUAGCAAUCACUGAGACUGGAGCUAGAGACACACAAGCAGACACAGAAAAAGAGAUUAUAAUGUCACAAAAGAUGAGGGAGGAGGAACAGGGAAAAAUUAACUGACUAAAUAAAAACUUUAAAAAGUAUUUCAAAGGUGGAAACACACUCGGACAUAUGCACAAACCCUCACACGGAAAAGAAACCCUGCUAUUCGAGCCUCUUUGAAGUUGCAACUUUGAUCUCUCCGCCCUUUAAAAUGACUUUUCUAGCCUUUUUCUAACUCUUUACUUUUCAGAACAUGGUUAUUGAUUUUUCCUCUUUUUCACAAACAGCAAUAGCAAACAGUUCAGCACUACAUUGUUCUGCAAAACUACUGGGAACAAUAGUAACAAAACUUACAGAUAAAAAAAAAAACAAUGGUACAAGCUAUAAGUCUCUCCCUCCCUAGUUUAGCAAAAUGGAUGCAAUGCAGAAACCACAGUGGAGUUUGUGAAACAGACACAUGGAGUCCAUUUUUGCAUGAAUUGACUGUUUUUGGAGUCAAGCAAACAGGUCAGUAAUUAAAAAGAAAACUUUUUGCUUAUAUUUGUUAAAUCAGAAGUUUUCCACCUGCUCCUUAAAAACACUGUAACUCCUCAAAGUCUUUUGUUUGUUUUAACUGCCCAGAGUACCAGGCCUUCAUGAGACAGGCUUUAAUUGGAGGCAGGCCUUUAUAUUAGGUUCUUUGUUGUUAUAUUUUACACAAAGUGAGGGUGUUAUUCACCAACUCUAGCCAAAAAGACAUUAUGUUUUACACAAAGUACAAAGAGUUUAAUGCUGCUGUGUGCCAGUGAUGUUCUCAUUAAUUUAAAUGGUUGAUUAUGUCUCAUUUAGAACAAAUUACAUCUCCAUCUUUGUAAAUCAGCCCCAUUGCGAGUAAAAAAACAAAACCACAAAUCAUCAGAGUGACAUUUUUACCAGCUGUUGAAUAUUAAUAAGCAUCUUCACUCUGAAUUUUUGGUGAUAAGACAAUUUCUCCUCUGUUACAUGAGUUUAUUAAAAUGAUGUUGACACCGUUUACAGCUCAUCCUACCAACAUACAGACCAAACUGGAACAGACUCUCCUGUGUUUGUUUUGUGUCCACACAGUUGUUGCUACUUUAACCUGGCUGACGGUGCAUUUGUGUGUUUAGGCAAAAAAAAAGCUAAAGCCUUUGUUGGAACUCCACAAUAGUGUUGUGUCUAUUAUCGUCUAUUUCAGUUUAUUCAGUCAGGUGAAACCACGCUGCCUGUUUACGCUACUAUUACAACAGAUUAUUUAUUCAUUUUUCAAAUAAUAUUUUGCUUGCUCGCUCCGGGAAGAAAGCUGGUUCUAAACUGUGAAAUAUGACACAUCUGUCUUGAAUGAACUCCACAUUAAAAUGAUGAAGACUCUUCAUCUUCACUCAGCUUGUCACAUACCCUAAAUGGAUUGAUUUUUGUGCUGUUUGGAUGCAUGCUCAAGGAGGAGAUGUGGAGAUUCUGAAACAGUAAACUCAGUCACUGCAUAACUAAUAGAAGAAGUAACAAACUGCACAUCUGUGGUGUAGCUCACUUCUCAUCCUAGUGGCCUAAUUGUUUAAGGCGUGUAUGGAAGGUUGUGGGUGAUCAUUUUGAAGUCGUUUCCUAUAUUUUCAUAUUCCACAUCAGAGAUAUGAAUCUGUCGCAGUUAUUUAUUAAUCAUUCAUCAAGCUCAUGAUCUCGAUUAUUAAUAGGAUCCUGGGUGUAGAUUAAAUGCCGGUCGUUAAUUGAAGAUUUACGGUAAUUCCACGUUUUAAAUGCUAUAAUGAGUUUCUGUACGGAGGAGCGCUUUUAAUGGAGAGACUUUAUGUUGCUGUUUUUAUGCCCUUGGCAUUAAAAUUGUGAGUCCGUGUUUUGCAGUCGAGUUCUGAGGAAAAAGUGACUUAAGUGUAAUUCAUAAAAGUCUAAGUCCUAAGAGUUCAAUUUUUAUGCAACACUUUGAAAGAUGCCUGUGAUUUUUUUUUUAUGUCCCGUGGCAGUUUUGCAACAUCCUCCAACCAGCAGCUUCCCUUUGCUUUUACUCAGACUGGCAUUGAUCUGUUUUUCUCAGAUGUUGAUCCCACAAUGUAAAACUUUGAUUUUCUCAACAGCAACCAUAGAUCAGAGCGAAAGGAGCCAUCUCUCCCUCUCUUUUUUUUUUUUUUUUUGAUUCUUGUACUGGAGAUUUUUGGCUUAGCCUUAACUGAAGGGGUUUUCAAUUGACGGUACAGCUACAACAACACGGAUUUAGCCUCGGAUACCAAUCGAUUUGGCAUUGAUCGCCCUUGUGCUGGCACCAGGCUUAGUGUGAAAAACGCUGUAGUGGACUGACACGGGGGUUUAGAGUGUCACACAGUUGUCUGUCAGCAGUGUGUCUUAAUUCCUUCAUGUGAGCCUUUGGAUAUAAGAAUCAAACCUGCACACCAGCCGUUACUCAGCUCUUUAAAACAGCAAAACACCCCAAUAAAGACAAGAGUGAAGUGUGAGCCGGCAGCGCUCCAGAGGUGUCCUACUGUUUUACAGAGGAUCCUGCUUAAACUGUAGUUAAGCAGAACCUAGAAAUGUAGUGCUUCAGGCUAGUGCGCGCUGAGCCUAUAUUAGCAUUUACUGUCAAUAAGCGUGCGGCUGUGUCUCCAUCUGGAUUAAGAUAGAGUCAUAUUGUGAUGAAAAAUAAGCCACAAGUGUUUUUGUGUAACUGUUUGCACUGUAGAUAGAAAUAACCUAGACUUUAUUGAUCCUCCACUGGGAAAAAUUCUCUUGGUACAGCAGCUCAAAAAAACCAAGGACAGGGGAGUACAACAAUGUACUUACAAAGUUUGAAUGGAAACAACAUAUAUAUAAGAAACAGAGGUGGGAGAGGCAUUAAAACGCAACACAUAUAUUCUGUACAAACAUAUGCAUGUUCUGUGUAUAUAGGUUUACAUAUAAAUAUCUCCAAUUUUCCAACUGUACUGUAUCAAACAUGUACUGUACAUAACAGCUGUAAAUAACAUUUAUUAUAGAUAGUAACUCCUCAGUUUUUCAUCCUUUAAUUUCUCUUUGUAUUUAUUGCUGCUGUAAAUUUGGAUUAUCUCCCUGUAGGACUAAUAAAGGAAAAGGAAUAUCUUGUCUUAUCUUAAAAUAUUAAGCACAAUCAUACAGAGAGUAAUGUCUGUUUUUCUUCCUUUUUGCUUUUUUCUCCAGAUCUUCAUCUUUGAAAACAACAUCUACUACAGAGCAACAGUAGUGAGCCCGGCCAUCCGUUUGGUGGCCACUGGUAAAGAAGGAGUCAUCUUCAACGGACUUGCUGACUGGCUUUAUGAAGGUAAUCAGUCACACACAAUCACAAAAUGUGUCGGAAACACAGAUGAGCGCUGAAAGACAGAUGUAGAAAUCUCUUUGACUGAAUUGGAUAAUCUGAGUUAAACUGAGUUAAACACUUUACAAUAACUGUAAUUUCUAAAUGGUGAAUAGAUAGUUUAUUAAUAUUUUAUCAUCACUUAAAAACGGCAUAUACACCAAUUAUAAAUGGUUAAUAGACAGUUUAUUAAUGUAAGUUAAUAGUUACUUUACCAAGCAAUGAAAUAAUGAGUGAUAAUUUUUAUUAAUUAUUAAUGGACUGUUUAUUAAAGGUUUAUAUAGGGUUUAAAUAUUGGUUGUAAAACAUCUAGAUUAAAAUGUGUGUCAGUAGCACUUUGUAAAUGAUAAAUAAGUGGUUUAUAAACCACCUAUAAACAUUACUUAGAUGGUUAUUGUAAAGUUGCAACUGAUGUUUGUAAUACUUUGUAAAUGAUUAAUAAGUGGUUUAUAAACCACCUAUAAACAUUACUUAGAUGGUUAUUGUAAAGUUAGGGUUAGGGUUAGGUUUUUAAAAUUGUAAAAUUUACAAUUUAUUAAUGGUCUAUAUGCUAUUUAUAAAUGAUGAUUAAACAUUAAUAAACUAUCUGCUUACCAUUUAUAAAUGGUCUAUUUACCAUUUAUAAGUUAUGGUUAUUGUAAGGUGUUGCCGUAAGUUCUUCGGUCUUAAGAUGUAUAGUCAAAAAACCUCAAUACAACACUUUAAUAUCAUAAUUUAGAUUCGUGUUCUUGUUUUAAAAACUCAUGCCUUUUGGGGAAUUUCUCUUUGAGGGAUUUACUACCAGUCAGCUACUGGAGCAUUAGUGAGGUGGGACACUGAUGUGGGGGUUACAGUCAGAGUUCAGGUUAAUCCUUAAUGUGCUGGAUUAUUUUUAUUACAUCAUCCAUUUAUAGUCCUUCUUGUGACCACUUGUUAGAGGGUUUUGAUGUGUAACAACAACACAGACUAGAUGCAGGCUGAGGGAGUCUGACUUUAUGUAGUUCUUCAGACAACCUCAUCUGCAUUCUUUAUAUGGGUUAGGAAAAAAAAACCCUAUUCAAGAUUUGAAGGUACAAAGCUUCCAAUGAUCUGAGUAGAGAAUAAGUGUGUCUCCUUGGUUACAUCAGUUUCCCAUUAUCAGUCACACUACACAUGCAACACAUCAGUGGACUAAAGGAUGUACAGUGAAACUUGAUGUGUUGAUCUGUAGCUCUGUUUUUAGGAGGAUAUAUUUUGUUUGUUUACAGUUGGAGCUGGGCAGGUAGUUUUAAGAUUGACUGGAAAAAAAGCCCAGUCAAAGUUUUUAGUGGCAAGAUAGUAAACCAAAACAAUAAUGUGAGAGACUCUGUUCUCCUGAAAGAAUCAGUGUAAGAAAGGGUUAAAAAAGGAAGAUACAGUGAUGAUUUGGAGUGUGUUUGUUAUUAAGAAUAACCCAUUCACACAAAGUCAUGUGAAAUUAUAACAUUAAUAUAAAAUACUUUUUGGCAACACUUCAUUUGACGCCUAUCUCUAUAACACAUUAUAAAUAUAUGUAUAAUGCGUAAUAAUCAUGUUAUAGCACUUUAUAACUAUAGUAAUAAACAUUCAUAAAUGAUCAUAAUGCUUUAUAGCAAUAAUAAUAACACAUUAUAAAGCGUUAUGACCAUGACUUACAAGGUAAGUUUUUAUAAUGUGUUAUAACUGUUAACAACUCACUGAUAAUGCCCACAUAGAUAAUGCAAUGCAGCUUAUAACACAAUAUAAUACUUUACCUUGUAAGUCAUGAUAAAAUACUUUAUAAUGUGUUAUAAUUAUUGCUAUAGAGCAUUAUGAUCAUUUAUGAGUGUUUAUAACUAUAGUUAUACAGUGCUAUAACGUGAUUAUAACACAUUAUACAUAUAUUUAUAAUGUGUUAUAGAGAUAGGCAUCAAAUAAAGUGUAACCAUUUUGUCUGUUUUGGUUAUUCUAUACUAACUAAAAAAUACUUAUACAAAUUGUAUCCUAUUUAUACCAGAUCUAUUCUGCUAAUGCUCCCUGAUAUUACACACUCUGCCUUUAAAUGUAUCUAAGAUGACUGGACUGAACUUAUGAGAAGACUCCCAAAACAUUUUUAGAAUAUUUGUACUUUCUGUGCCCACAAAUUAAAUGAAAUGUCUUACGUUCAUCCAACCAAACAUUAAGACCUCUUGUAACCUGUGCCAUGACACCUGCCUCCCCUCAACCCCAGCUUGAGGUGUCCAGGUGUCAUUUGUAUGUGCAUGGUCUGGAAAAGCACAGCUGGCUGUAUCUCAGUGCUCCUCCUUCUCCAGACUUCCCAUGGCUUGUCUUUGUGUUCAGGAAAUUUAAUUAAUUCAUGUCUUCUGUGCAGCAAUCUCUCUCGGCAGAUGUUCAAAAGCCAGCGCACUUGUAAUUUAAUAUGAGACGUUUUCUGAUUAAUGCAUAUGUGAGACAGACACUCCAAUUAUAUUCCACUUGGAUAUGGCUUUGUUUACAGAUGCGCUGCCAUGAUUGAGAGCAUCUUUUUUCCACCCUGCAUUCAUAUAUAAUGAGGUUUAGAGGUUUCUUGUUUGGUAAGGGAGGACCUCUGCUACAGGAAUUGUUAUAAUUAUCAUUUUUGAGUCAUGCAGAGGGUUGAUUUGAAUAAUCACUGCAGUAUAAUUGAAUAAUGUAAUUACAAAAUGCCAGUUAUGAUGAGAGAAAUUCAGUUUCAGUGUAUAAACUGCAUCAGGCUCAGCUGUAAUCGGUUUUCCAUUAAUUGGAUUAUUUCUUUGUUGAAGACACAGAACAUGACAUGAGAGAAAUAAUCCAGUUUGAGAGCUAAAGACAGAUUUGCCUGCAAUGUGUUCCCUCUAUGUUCCAUGGAUUUAUCAGUGGAAAACAGGCUGUCUCACAAAAACAGAGCAUGUAGCUGUGUAGCUUACACUGUGUACUAGAUUGCUCAGGUGAGACUGGUACGGCUACACUUGUUUAGACAAGGUUCAAGGUGAAGGUGCCUCAUCUCUCUCUGGUAUUUAGCACUCUGCAUUCAAACACAGCUUAGCCUUGAAUGAAUAAAUAAGUGUACAACAAGCCGAGAUGUGUUUUAAAAAGUAGAAAACAGUGAUUUCAGAUGACCGCUGGAUCCACGCAUUCAAUUAUUUACUCCAUGUUUCAUUUCUUCUGCUGAAAUCAUUAACUCUCCUGGAAAUGUUCAACAGAGUUCUUAUAAAUCCCCAUCUGAGACAAAUAAAAUUUUAACAUUAUCUUUAAAUGAUCUCCAUCAAUUCUGUUGUCAAAAAGAUUUGGACACUGUUCGACGAAAACGGAAAAAAGAAUUUGAUUGCAUAUAUGAUUGGCGUAACAUUGAAACACUUUAUUUUGGCAGUUAAUGUUGGUCUAAAACCUUGUUCAGCACGACUGGUGCCUUCACAGGGAGCAGAUCACCCACGCUGAGUGGACUAAUGCAUCCCUACAUCAUGGAUGCCAAGCUUUGGAACUUUGCUCUGAUAACAAGCUAGAUGGCCUCUCCUCUCUUUUGCGUGGAGGACGCAGCGUCCAUGAUGUCCAAAACCAGUCCAAGUCCAGUCUUGAAUCUUCAGAUCACAGGGCAUUUUUUUCUUCACUUCGUCCAUCUUAAACAAACUGGAGAGCACAGAGGGAGGUAGCAUUUCUAGACCUGAUUAAUAGUUUUUCUACAUUUUGUGCUUCCAUUUCUGGGUGCAGUAAAAAACUAUGUUAAUAAGCAGUGGUUUUGGACUUAAUAUUUGGCCCAUGUAGUGAUUUCCACUUAGAGUCAUGUCUGUUUUUAUUGAAGAGCUGUCUGAGAGUCACAUGUGUGCAUAUGUGCAUUUUGUUUAGACUUUCUAAAUCAUUAAAUCACAUGAUGUGAUAAAGAUGUUGAAAUCCAAUGACGCGCUGAUUUUUAUGUUGAAAAAGUACAACCAAGUGUAACAGAAGACACCAGAGCACUUUCCAGCUUUACUUCAGAGGGUUUCAGCCUCUCAUGGAUGCUGUUUUAUACUUAACCCUUUAAUGGCUUUUGUAUCAUAUUUGAUACAUACUUUUAUGAUACUUCUAUCAAUUCAAUAUGCUCAACAAGUUACUAAAAAAAAAAACUAAAUACACUACAAUAAAUGAUAAAAUUGUCCACUUGUGGUUUAUCAGUUUCCAAAAACAUCUAAUGUAUCAAACGAGAAAAAUAUAUAUUUGUGAAAUUUUAAGGACAUUUUGAUCUUUGGGGUUUUCAGUAGUAAGUGAAAUAAACAUUUUAGCUCCAAAAAUUUUUUUUAAUUUUCUGGCCAUAAUUUGUGGUUUCAGGCAUUAAAGGACUAGUCAUGUUACCUGACGACUUCCACAGUCUUUUGAGAGGCUUCAAAUUCACAAUGUUAAAGAAACAGGGAAGGUUCUCAUCUCUGUCUUGUGAUCUUUUUAUUUUACUGUAUUAAGUCAAAUACAGGGUUACAAUAUUGUGCAAAUUAUCUCAAUCUUUUUCUAUUGUCAUCAUACACAGGGUUCAAACUUUUGUCUAAAAUAAUGAGUUGCUUUCAGUAGCCUUAAAUUUUGUGUCAGCUCCAUUUGAAAAUGAAGAACCUGCUUGAGGAUGCACUGUUCAUUGUAGUUGGCAUCCUGAUUUUGUUAAAACACUGAGACACCUGAGACACAACUUGCGGAUUAAAUGACUGAAAUGUUUCUAGACUAUUGGAUCUUAUCUAAAACCUGAAAACACAGUCUUCUGGUAAAAAAUUAACUAACCAGUUUUAAUGUCCAUGUAGAUUCUCAUUCAUCCAGGUCAUGGUUUUCUUGAAAACUCCGACCUUUCAGGUUAACGACCCUCGGGGGGCAACACCAGGAGAUGGGUUUCUGCGACCCAUUGUUUCCAACUCCUCCCAGUCAUUGUUUGUCCCCCUCUCCAGUCAGAUAAAUAUCUGCUCCUCACACUAGCAAUAUUUAGAACUGAAGAAGCUUCUUGGAUAAGAGGCGAAACGUCUUCUCAACUCUACACAGUCCAGUUGCCUGUUUUUGGAGUUUUCAAGGAAAACCAGUUUUAAUGUCUUUGAGGUUCAUUGGAUUUAAUUAUGAGUCUACAGCCAUCAAAAUAAUACAUCAGAGUACUCUAACGCUGGUCAAGCAGAUUAAAUAAAGUGUGAGAAUGAAGAGAUUGGUAUUUAAAUGACAUUAUCUUUAAGAGCAUGUGGGCUCGUCGGCACAUGCGGCUGUGUUUUAGGUGUUUUCUGAGAAUGUGUCCUCUGUCCUUGCUAUUGGAGCUUAGACUGUAUGCUGUAUGUAUGCACAAAUCACUGACAAAGAGAGAAGACGAGCACCCAGACUUUCCUCAUCUUUGCGUAUUACAACCGUAGAAAGAAACAGACAUCAACAAAGGCAGCCUUUUCAAAUAAAUAGUCAGGAGUAUCAACGAGCUCCAACCUUCAUAAAAUAAUGAGGAAAAAAAAAAGCUAGGUUGCACUCGAAGUGGAAAAAUUGUUUUGUUUGUUAGUCUGUUGGCACAGGCCUUGAAACUCCAACUGAGUGACGAUAAAAGUAUUUGGCCUUAGAGUGAGAACUCAAUCAAGAGCUGAACAUUUCACCCUGGUAGUUGCACACAAACCAUAACCCUGCAACAAUAGAGCAUGCCAGUACAUUCACUGUGCUCAGGUUUGAAAACAAGACCACAAAGUCUUCAUCAAGGUUAAGUUGAUCUUUUUUUUUUUUCCAUAGUAUGAGAGUGUUGUUAGGAUCAUUCAAUAUGUUCACUAUACGUGCUUUUGUGGGACUCCUCUGCCCCCUGCUGGAGGAAAUCCAGUCAUUAGGAAAUUGCUGGGGGGAAAAUAACAAAAGGGAGAGUAAGCAGAGCCUUUAAAAAAACAAUUUUUUUCUUUAGAGAAGGUAUUUGAGCACCUUGUGCCCUAUUUUCCUCUAAAAUGUCAGGCUUUUGAGUUUUCAGUGCAUCGGUGGCUGAAUGAAAGCCUUGUCGCAGUUCGCAGCAGUAUGCGGUGAAACCUGGCAAGAGAAAGGAAGGUGACUUUUGAAAGAGUUAUCAAACACAGGAAGAGUUUAAUUGCCUGCACAUCAAAAAGGAAGAAAAAAAGAUUAAAAAAAAAAAGUAGUGUGCUCCAUCCUCCUCUACUGAAAAAAAAGAAUAAAACCUUUUGUAAUAAAUUCAACAUCAAAUAUCUUUGAAUCUUUUCAAGCAUAAUUUUUAAAAUUUCAGUUUUUAUUUUUUAAUUUUCAUCACAGUUUAAUGUUUCAAACUGUCUAAAUUAAAUAUUCAUAAUUAGUCACUUCCUACUGUGCCAGUUCGGGAAAUGAGCCUCAUAUAUCAUGACUCGUGUCUAUUCAAACUGUGAAAUAUUAGACAUGUUUUCAUCAACAUAUUCUAUAAAUUAGGACAAUCCAAUGGGAAAAAUGCAGACAGAGCUCUAUGCACUAUUUCUUUGUUAAUGAACAAGUCUUCUGGAUUUGAUAAUGCUGCAGGCCAAUACUGCAAAGCAUUAGAUCUACAAAUGACUCAAUCCAUUGAUUUUAUCUUAUACAGAAUAUGUUAAGAGAUCAUUUUAGAUUAUCAGAAGGUCAAGUUCGAUUUUUUUGUCACUCUACACAAAGUGACAAAUAAUGUUUCCCAGAAGCUUUAAUGCAAAUAAAGGGAGUCAAAAAUCACUCCUCUUCAGAAUAACUGAUAUCUGGUUGUCUUGUUUUUCAGAGGAGAUCCUGCAGACUCACAAAGCCCACUGGUGGUCUCCAGACGGGCUGCGUCUGGCCUAUAUGACCAUCAAUGACACGCUGGUGCCAAAGAUGGAAGUCCCCUUUUUCACAGGAACACCGUACCCUGCCAGCUUGGAGUAUUCUUACCCGAAGGUAAGUCUGCAGAUCUGUUUGCCUGAAAACUGAAAGCAGUCGAACCUUUUUUAUGUUUGAGAUUAUAAUGCGGACGCAGUGGUUCAGUGUACAGCUUAUCAUUCAUGUAGUGUCCUUCUUGGCUGCAUUAGGCAGCUGUGGAAAGGCAGCACUGUUUACAACCUGCUUAUUGUACAGAGGGUUUAGGAGGAUUUAGCUAUGGCCAAUACUGUCUAAAUAAACAAAUAAACAGUCUGAAGUCUUUUCACAUUAUGAGAAACAGGUAAAAGCUUAUUUUUGUCAUUUAUUUUGUUGAGUGUUUUAAUCUAGAUCUCUCUGGAAAAAAUAAUGUUGCCGGUUUUUGAAAUACUUGCAAAACAAUGGCAAGAGUUUUCGAAUAAGUAGCUGUCAUUCAGUUGAAGUGGUCUGCUGUAUUAAACAUUGUAUUAAAGAGGCUUCACAAUCGCUCAGUGCACAACUUCAGCGCUGUGUCUGCUCUUGAACUGCUGCUCAGAAAUGACCAAAAUAAACCACCUUAAUGCAGGACUAAAUGUUCUAGGCUGCUCAUUGAACACUUUGAUUGAUUGACAACGGUAAGACGAUUCACGACUGUCUUAAACUGAAAUCCAGUCCGACCUAUCGUAUUUCCUGUUGACCCUGAUAGGCCGGGGAGGAAAACCCUGUAGUGCACCUGUCAGUGGUGAGCCUCAACGGUCCCCUGCACACCGUGGUGAUGAAGAAACCUGAUGACCCCCGGAUAGGGUGAGUGACAGCCACACCGUGUCUCUUAAUGAUUGAAGUUACAGGUCCUAAGUGUCGCCCUGAGGCGGUGGAGACUGAGGCUGUCAGUGGAGAUGAUGUAUUCUCACUUUCUUGUAUUCCAGGAGGGAAUAUUAUAUCACCAUGGUGAAAUGGGCCACCAGCACCAAACUGGCUGUCAACUGGUUGAACAGAGCUCAGAACAACUCCAUCCUGACUCUGUGUGAGGCAACAACUGGAGUCUGUGUUAAGGUAGAACACAUCAACGUCAAUGUCUUGAUAAGUGCUGCUUUUAGGGGCUUGAGCCAAUAGUUCCUGUGUGUUUUAGACUCUGUUGUGGUCUUAAAGUAUUAAAAACACAUCCAUGAGCAUUUCCACAUCAGUUAGUGUCAUGCUCCUUUUUUCGACCCUGAAUGUUGGUGAUGUUUAUCAGGAAUAAAUACCUCACUGCUGCUAAAAAUCACUGCUUUUUUACUGACAGACAACUCCAAUGGUCGAAACACUUAACACUGACAAGCACCUCAUACAACUCCACUUACCAGAAAGACAGAAUAAUCCCUUUAAGAGCUGCUGUCUCACAGAUUUUACCUCCUGUAGAUGUAAGCCGACUCGUGUUCCCUCUCCAUUUAUUAUGCUAAGCUAAGCUAAAUUCAACAGACGGAUAUGAGACUAAUAGAAAAUCUCUGUAUGUCCCUUUUCAUCACUUGGCAUACAUUGUUAAAGAAAAAAACUGAACCGUCUCUUUCUUCUCUCUUCUAGAAACAUGAAGAUGAAAGUGAGAGCUGGCUGCACAGACAGGUACAUGAUUAUAACACUACUUUCCUUUAUAAAGCGGUAAUAGUCAGAAGAGAAUCAAGAUGUUGAUUUCUCUUGUGUCUGCACCCAAACAAGUAAAAAACAGGAGGUAGGAAAGCUGCUGCAGGCAUUUUUCGUGGCACAAACCUCACACACAUGAGCAGAUGUUUGUCUCAUCCCUCCGCAGAAUGAAGCACCUCUCUUCUCCCAGGAUGGACACAAGUUUUUCUUCACCAGAGCCAUCCCUCAGGGGGGAAGAGGAAAGUUUUUCCACAUCUCCAUGUCCACAUCUUUGGUGAGUCAUUGCAGAGUUUUGAUUCUAUAUGUUGGAGUUUUGUCACAGAGCGUUGAAAGCUUCGUUUGUUUUCCAGCCUAACACGAGCACAGACAUCCUUCAGUCCCUGACCUCAGGAGACUGGGACGUCACCAAAAUCUUGGCCUACAACCAUGAGAGAAACCUCAUGUGAGACAUUUUGAUUCUUUAGCAAACGAAUAUUAUCACAGAUUUCAGUGAUUUAAAGUUUAAUUUUUUUGUUUGUUUUCUAGAUACUUCCUGAGCACAGAGGAUGACCCCAAAAGGCGGCACUUGUACAGGUAGGAACCCGACUCUUCAUGCGCACCUCUGUUGUUUUCUCCCUCUGCAAAGAUUCUAACUCACCCCCAUCCCGCAGUGCCGACACAAUCCCUCCAUUCAACCGCUGCUGCCUGUCCUGUGAGUUUGUUUGCGGCUAUGUGGAUGUCUCAUUCAGCCACAACAUGCACUACUUCCUACUUGACUGCAAAGGUGAGCAUCCUCGACCUUGAUUCUCUCCAGUCAGGGCUCUUUUAGAGAGUGUUAAACAUCACAGCACUCCUGUGAAUGAGAGUGCUCUGGAGGAGGCAGAGGGUCGUGUUUAGUAGAAAGUGUAACUGAAUUACUGCUCCAUGUCAGGUUGAAGGCUUAUAUUGAACCGGGCAUUAGCAGAUUACCACAAAGAAACAACCACAGAAUCAAUGUCUCCUCUGACGGCCAAAUUUAGCUCAGCGGUUAGCACGGUGUCGUCGUUCACAAGGUAAUUUUUUUUCCCCUCUGGUAUUGUUUGUGUGGCCGUGACGCUGUGGUUUCUAUGGAAGCUGAUUUGUUUAGGGGGCUACCUCGAGAGAGGAUAAGUGCCGGUGGCUUUCUUCAUUAAUUGGAUCUUUGGAGAGUAGCUCCAUUGUGAAAUAAUAAGCUCCUUCCUCGUGGGAUGGAAGUAGAUUAUUAACUGCAGAACUGGCAAAGAGGACUGUUUCUAAAGGCUGUUUAAGAUGAGAUGGGACAUUGUGAGGAAAAGGAUCUUAUUUCAGCUGCUUGAUUACCAUAAAAUGGAGACAUUUGAGCCGUCUGUCAGUGCCUUGUUCCAUGAAAUCAUGUAACCAAAUCAUGCUUAUCAAAUUCACAUUUAUUACUGCUUUUCUGUUCACUGAUUUGCUCUUCUCAGGUCCAAAUGUACCGAGUGUUGCCGUCUAUAGGACCAAGGACAAAGAGAGUGAGUGUAGUCUGUUUACGCUCUCCUUUAUAUCACAUCAUUCAACAAACUGAAGCCGAAUUCUCUGUAGUUUUCUCAGAUAAUAGACGGCAUCGAUAAAAUAGUGCAUGUGUCUUAUCCGUCUUUCUGCAGAGGUGUUUGACGUGGAGACAAAUGAAGGAGUGAACGCCACCUACAACAACAUGCAGAUGCCCAAAGUGGAGAACAAGACCAUCACUAUUGAUGACUACAGUAAGUGUCCGUCUUUAUUAUAACAGGCGUAUUUAAAAUCAGUGUUCAUGCAUCAUAACAGUGUUUUAUCUGCCGCAGCUCUGACCAUGGAGAUCCUGAAGCCAGCUGGGUUCAUAGAUACAGCACAUUACCCCUUACUGCUGCUGGUGUGAGUAUGAAUACAUCUGUUUUAUUCUAAUAAAACAGCUCAGAAUGUAAUAUAUUUGAAUACAGCAACUACAAUUGCUCUUUUUAUCAGUUAAAUAAAUCAUAAAGAUUGUUUUUUUAUGUUAAUGAAAUAGACUGAAUUUCAUAUCGAUGCUUUUUUAUGGUAAACAAAAGUAAAGAAAGCCUUUAGUGACAUGAAUGGAUGUUUUUAUUCUGUAAUUUCAAUGCCUGAAACCAGUACAAGGUUAAACAGCCUGUUUUUUUUUUCCAUUUUCAUCAUAUAUGUUCACAAUAAAUGAGGUUUGGUUGUUUAAGGGUCGGAUGGUUAUUGAUAGGCAUGCAGACGACGAGAUAAGCUAUGACAGCCGUGUCCACAGGGGGCGCCAAAGUUGACACAGACCCAAAGUUCCUCACAGGAGCUUUAAAGAUUUGUAUUUAAGUGAACUUAAAAUUUUUACAGUAUACAACAUUUCUCCCAACUAUCAAGUAAAGUACCCUGAUUUAGGCCAAGGCAGAAAAUGGCUGAUCAAAAUAACAAAAAGAUGCAAAGAAAAUAAUAUUAGUUCAUUUUCAUUUCAAAACAUCAAAGUAUUCAUGUUUACACACAGGAAGGGUUCAGAAUGAAUAUCUGCUGGAGUAAACCUGAUGUUUAAUCACAGCUUUUAUGUGUCUCAGUAUGCUUUUCACCUGUCUGUCACAUUUCUGUUUAGUGCGAACGUUUUGCUUCUCUUUGACACCCAAAUUUAAACGCUCAGCUUUUUCUGACGGCUUGUUAAAUUUUCACUUGAUCCAUUAAAAAAAGAGAAGUAAUAGACUUACCUCUGUAAAGGAAAAAUGUUGAUUUGAUUUAAAAAAUAGAGGUUUCUACAUUUCACACAACAGAACUUCAAGUAUAUUUUGGUGUUUCAUGGCUGUCUGUAGUCGUGUAGUUUGGAGAAUUUUCUCUCCAUCUCUUCGAAUCAGUGCAAUUGUCCUUUUCAUUACUGAAAACUCGACUUUUGCCAAGCUGUGUUCAUCCUUUCACUUACUGUCAUCAGAGCUUCAAGGCCUUUGUGUGACACUUUGCUCCCUUUUUCUAUUUUCCUGCUCUUUUCACUCUCCUAUCUCUCAAUAACGUCAAAGAAAACCAAAAUACAAGCUCAAAGAUUAAAAAGUGUCUUUCAAAUACUGAAAAGAAAGUGUCUUCAUCUAAUGUUGGUCAUUUUAGGAUCAAUAUGGGUGUCUUUCCUCGUGUUUUUUUCACAGUGAUGGCACACCAGGUGGACAGAUGGUGUCCGAGCAAUUCAGGGUGGACUGGGCUACAGUUCUGGUCAGCAGCUUCAGCACCAUCGUCAUCCGUUUUGACGGUCACGGCAGUGGCUUCCAAGGCACCAACUUCCUCCACAAAGUCAGGAGAAAACUGGGAAAACUGGAGGAGCGAGACCAGCUGGAGGCUCUCAGGUAAAUCACUCAAACCCACUGAAAUGACAGCGACUUGUGCCUGAACAUAAGUUUUUACAGUUUUCUCUCUUUUUCAGAUUGAUAUCCAAAGAGCCCUAUGUUGAUAAAACUCGAAUGGGAGUUUACGGAAAGGUAAGGAAAGCACCAAAACCUCCUGAGAUUUUCUAUAUUUCUCCAACACGGCUCAUCUCUCUUUCAUGUGUUUGUGUUUUAUCUCUUUUGUCUAGGCAUAUGGAGGAUAUUUGGCCACGAUGCUCCUCAGCUCUGCAGACUUCCCUGAACUUAAAUGUGGCACAGCAGUCUCACCCAUCACAGAUUUUGAGCUUUACGGUAUAGAUUCAAAAGAUAUUUCCUCCCCUCCAUGCUUCAAAAAUGCUCAGGGGACCAUUAUCCGGAGUGGGGAUGAUCUCUCUAAUUCUGCUUUUCCAUUUUUAAAAUUGCAGCGUCAGCAUUUUCAGAGCGGUACCUCGGGUCGAGGACAGAUUCCAGAGUAUAUACGGUAAAGCUUGAAUGUCUUAUAAUGGUUAUCCAAAUCUUUCAAUGAUGUGAAGAGCUGUAAUGGACAGAGAUGAUUGCUAUAUAAAGGAUGUGGAUGUUUCUUUUCCCUUCAGUUGGCAAACUUAGCGCACAGAGCGGGGCAGCUUUCACAGAAGCAGUACUUAAUAAUUCAUCCAACAGCUGAUGGUAACAGAGAUUCACUUCAUUAAAAAACAUUAUACUGUAUGUUACUAUACGCACUCUAAUUAUUCUGUGUUUUAUCUCCUCUACCACAGAAAAGGUUCAUUUUCAGCACACAGCCAAAUUCAUCAACCAUUUAAUCAGUGAGAAGGCCAAUUAUACUCUACAGGUGAGCCAGGGUUUUAAUGGGACGUUUAUAUUUGUGUGUACUGCAGUGGUAUUUAGUGGUGCAGGGCUGUUUCUACAGCUGCUCAGCUCACACCAACCCCCUUGCACUGAUUUCAGGUAUUAUACAUUACAUAAUGCAAAUUCUUAAUCCUCCCCAUGAUGGUCUUGUUUGCUCAGGUAGAGGCAUCAUUGUGAAUUUCAGUCGUUGUCCUUAAUGUAAAAAUGUCUUCAUAGUUGUUUUAAUCCCUGCUUCUUUUUGACAAACACUCCUAGAUUUAACACGGUGGUUUAAGGUAGAGCAAAGCUGAGUAGCCCAACUUAAAAGCAAAUAUAUAUCCCUGAUUUUUUGAGUCACUUUUGCCCCAAACUGCAUGUUUAAAGGGAUAUUCCGGUGUAAAAUGAAUUUAGGGUCAAACACACUGUAACACAGAGUUAGACACCCCCUCGAGAGAUGAAUGUUGCAGACGGCUUGCUUGUCUCGUUAUACCAACUUCAGUAAUGACCGCACGAUAGCAAUACACAGUGGUCUGAGGAGCCAUAAACAAACCUGGACCAAAACGCCACUCUAUAGCCACAAAUAAUGCUCAGAACAGAACCUAACUUCAUCAACAGUACAUUUAGGGUCCCAGCCAAAGCACUAGCCACCAAACAUCUUUUUAGCUUUACCUAAUUUCUUUAGCAAAGAGACACAACUCACCUACUGUCUUCCAGCAGCCGCUUAUUAGUAGUGAGACCUCAAGCCAGUCAAUUACGGACUGCUGCGGGGUGACGCAGCUCAAAGAAAAACAUUUGUGAUCAUUUCUUCUAAGGCAGAAGAACUACCACAUCUGCAGUGCAAAAUGAUUAAUAUGGUGAUUAUUACUUCAAUGAAACGAUGAAGAAAUGAUCACAAAUGUUCUUCCUUGAGCUGUGUCACCCCGCUGUAGUCCGUAAUGGACUCGCCUGAGGUCUCGGUACAAACAAGCGGCUGCUGGAAGAAAGUAGGUGAGUUGUGUUUAGUCUCUUUGCUAAAGAAAUCAGUGUGUGUUUGACCCAGAAUUAAUUUUAAGCCGGAAUAUCCCUUUAAGUAACUUUGAAGUCGCUGUUUCCAUCUAAACAAAGUUACAGGGGUAUACGCUGAAUCUAUUUGCUUUAAAUCAUUGUGAAUGACAUUUGGUUGUUCUAAAAUACACAGCACAAUAAAACUGGAUUUUAUGGUUUAUGAAUAAGAAAUGAACACAAAACCCUGGUAAUGAUCUGUUUGUGUAUUUCUUCCCAGAUCUACCCUGAUGAGGGACAUUUUCUACACAGUGAGGGCACACAGCAGCACCUCAGUCAGUCCCUGGUCAACUUCUUCGAGGAGUGUUUCCGAGUACCAGAGAAGAAGUCGAACCAGGACGAGGAAGAGGAGGAAGAUAGUUAAACACGCUCCUCUGAUCAGCCAGAUACUACAGCACAAUAUGCAACAAGAACUUCGCUACCCAAUCAAACAACAACAACAACACCUGCUGUCCAAUCAGAUUUGAGCUCCACUCUGUGGCGCAGCACCUGCAUGUGCAAAGGAGCCUCAGAGGUCUCCAUCCCCUCUCCUGUCCUCGUGCUGGCUGCUGGUCAGGAGGACAAAAUAAACAUCAGACGUGAACAGUCAUAUUUCUCUCUCUGCUAUUGGAAUAUAUGGACUAGUGCUCUCUCUGGUGGACAAAUAGGGGACCUACAUGAUGUCCAUUGAGAAAUGUGUCUCCAUUCCAAGCCAGGCGCAUUAAUCGAGCACAAAAUGUCCCUCUUUAAAGAUCGGAUCAUUAUGUUGAGAGUUUACUCUUGAUAGGCUCCCAGUUUCUGAUAAACCAGCUGGCCGAUUUACAGAUUAUUGUGUUCAUUAGUAUGAUUACUGCUACUUGUUUCUCAGAACUUCUUUGUUUAGUGUAGUGUCUAUGAGUGGGUGACGUCCGGAUGCAUAAGUCCUGUCCUGCUCACAAAAAACAUGGGCACAAUGUGUUAUACUCAAAACAAGGCGUCAAUCUAAAAACGCUAAGAAUCAUACUCCCCUCCUCACGUUUCUGAAUCCAAGUUGUGUUUUUAGUCACUGUGCCUUACUGCAGACGAAACGUUCAUGUCUAUAUGACGCUGAAAGUUCACAGAUAUGGAAAAGCCUUGAUGACUCAAAACCAGAAUACAGAUGAGGGUUUUCGUUUUCAGAGAGGGAAACUUUGUAUCCCAGAUGUAUGGCACAUUUUUUCUCAACAUGUGAGGAAAAGUGAUCACAAACCUAUUGUGUAAUUGUAUGCCUCUUUGAAAGACAGUAUAAUACUGCUGAAAGUGUUAAGUAUUUGGUUUGCAGUUAUUACCUUUCACGCUAACACACCGGUGAGUUUGUGCUGAUUUCUGAUUUGAUUUGUGUGUGUGUGUGUUCAAUGGCUUGCCUCUCUCUCCCUUUGUCUCUUCUGUUAGUUUUGUCUGUGAUUUCUAGUCAGCGGGUGUACAAAGUGUAUAAACCUUAAAUUGUUUAAGUCUUUAUGUUGUACGUGUAACUUGUAUAUAAAGCAUUUUCAAAUGUA
Messenger RNA from Xyrichtys novacula (pearly razorfish), 95929 nucleotides. The record is from the annotation of a GenBank genome assembly. NCBI's taxonomy places the organism in Eukaryota, Metazoa, Chordata, Actinopteri, Labriformes, Labridae.